UUUUUCCGGUUUUGGACUGUCGGAUGGACAGAAGAAACAAACUUCAAGAUUAAAGCGGCUGAAAGGUGUGUCAGGAGUUGCAUAAAAUGGCUCCCCCGUCCUCCCAUGAUUCCCUGCAGGAGUGUGCGGGCCUGACCAAUGGCACCCCCUGUCCUGUGUGAUGUCACAGAGGUAUAAAGGCCCCCGCCGCCCCGCUGGCCCCUCUGAGCAGAGUCAGCGUUCCCGGCCUGGACGCCUCGGCUGGAGGGACUGCUGUCAGGAGGAAAAACAAAACUACACGGCGCUGACGGCCUGUAGUUUUGUUUUUUUCUGUGGGGUUCCUUCGAGGCUCAGUUUGUUCUCCUUUUGGAUUUUCUCACCAAAUUUUCUGGAUAAAGAGAUUUUUCUGAAGACAGCCCUCUGGGCAUCCCGGGCAUCCUUGUGUAGACAAGUUGCCGAUCAACAUGUCAACACAGGCGCCGACAUUCACGCAGCCGCUGCAGAGCGUCGUGGCACUUGAGGGUAGUGCCGCGACGUUCGAGGCUCAAGUUAGUGGUUCUCCAGUUCCUGAGGUGAGCUGGUUCCGUGAUGGCCAGGUUCUUUCUGCUGCCGCUCUACCCGGCGUUCAGAUCUCGUUCAGCGACGGCCGCGCUGUUCUGAGGAUCCCCGCCGUGACCGCCGCACACAGUGGAAGAUUUUCUGUCAGAGCCACCAACGGCGCUGGACAAGCCACAAGCACCGCUGAACUCCUUGUAACAGCAGAGACGGCGCCACCAAACUUCCUUCAGAGACUGCAGAGCUCGACUGUGAGACAGGGCAGCCAGGUGAGGCUGGACGUGCGAGUGACAGGUAUCCCAACACCUGUGGUGAAGUUCUACAGAGAGGGAGCCGAGAUCCAGAGCUCAGCCGACUUCAGGAUCCUCCAGGAGGGAGACCUGUACAGUCUGCUGAUCGCCGAGGCCUUCCCAGAGGAUUCUGGGACAUAUUCUGUGACCGCCACAAACAGCAGCGGACGGGCCACCUCCACCGCUGAACUUCUGGUUCAGGGUGAGGAAGCUGUACCUGCUAAGAAAACCAAGACCGUCGUGUCCACAUCCAAGAUGACGACUUCCCAGACCAGAGUGCAGAAGAAGAUGGAGGCCAGUUUCCAAGCCACCACCAUGAUGGAGAUGCAUGUAGAAGGAGGAAUGAUGACUCAGCAUUUGGCUCACAAAACCCCUCCCCGUGUUCCCCCGAAGCCUACCUCUAAGUCCCCACCGUCCUUCGUUUCCAAGGUGACAGGAGGACGCCAGCAGUCACCUUCACCUGUGAGACAUGUGAAAGGACCGACGCCCACACCUGUCAGACCAGUUUCUCCCUCCACCAGACUGUCUGUCUCUCCCAUCAGACCGGUCAAGUCUCCUGUCAUGACCAGGAAGCAGAUUUCUGCCUCUGCAGAGGUGCUGCCACCAUGGAAGCAGGAAGACUAUGUGGCUGAAGCCAGCUACACCAGUAUGAGCAGCGUGACCAGUGUGAGUAGCGCCACCCAGCUUCAUAUGGAGAAGCACUGGGAGCAGCAGGUCACCGCCACCAGAGAGGAUGAGCAUGUUUCCCAGGGCGAUAAGAGCGUGGCCGUGGCUACCGUGGUGGCGGCCGUGGAUCAGGCUCGCAGCCGGGGGCCGUCUGAGGCCGCUGCGUCCGGAGAGCAGGGUGAGGGAGGGAAAAAGGCUGAGGCUGUGGCCACAGUGAUGGCCGCCGUCGACCUCGCUCGCGUCCGCCUGCCUGUGCAUGUAGAGGGCGGUCGAGCUGAAGGGGAGGAGGCUGUAGAGGUGGAAAUAAGGCAGCAGGGCAGAGAAAUGACCUCAGACAAACACGUUGUUGCAACAAAAACGCUGCCUGCUGAACUACCGGCAGUUGUUUCUGUGACCUCGGAGGAGCACAGAGUCCAGGUCUCACAGAUUCAGAGAACAACAGAACUCUCCUCCCAUGUGGAAACAGCCGUCAGCCCGUCCCCACUUCCACAUUUCACAGUUUCUAAAGUUUCUGUUCCUAAGCAUGAACAUAGUCAUGAGGUGUCCAUUGCUGGCUCUGCCAUCGCCACUCUGCAGAAAGAGUUAAGAUCGCCCCACGCUCCCAGAAAGAUCAUCAAGCCUGUCAAGUCGCCCAGUCCAUCUCGCAGAGCGACGGCGGUGGAGGUGCGAGUGACGCCGGAGCCCCUCCCGCCGCCGUUUAAAGAUGUCAGAUAUCAGAGUCAGUUUGAGUUACAGCCGAGUGGAGGUUACGCAGUGAGUGAGGAGGAGUUUGAGGACUGGGAACCUCAGGAGGCGGCUGCAGUGCCUGCAAGAGCUCAGGAGCCUGUUGUUCCUCCCACUCUCAUUGCUGGCCUGAAGAACGUAACGGUGACGGAGGGUGAGUCUGUGACCCUGGAGUGUCAGAUCAGCGGCCACCCCGCUCCUGUCAUCAUGUGGUUCAGAGAGGAUUAUCAGAUCGAGAGCUCCAUCGACUUCCAGAUCACCUACAAGAAUGGAUUUGCCCGGAUGGUGAUCCGCGAGGCAUUCGCUGAGGACAGCGGCCGCUUCAGCUGCACUGCCACUAACGAGGCAGGAACCAUCAGCACUUCCUGCUACCUGCUGGUCAAAGUGUCAGAAGAAAUCGAGAGCAGAGAGGAAACGACGGCCGUCACCGAAAUUGGAAUGACUCAACAGAAAACUGUUGCGAUCGAGACAAAGGAACAGGUGGUGAUGGAGGUGAGCACGGGGGAGUCUGCUGCUCCCUUCUUCAUCAAGAAGCCGACUGCUCAGAAGUUGGUGGAGGGAGGAAGUGUUGUCUUUGAAUGCCAGGUUGGAGGAAAUCCCAAACCUCACAUCAUCUGGAAGAAGAGUGGUGUGCCGCUCACUACUGGUUACAGGUAUAAAGUUGCCUACAAGAAGGAGACAGGAGAAUGCAAACUGGAGAUCUCCAUGACCUUUGCUGAUGAUGCUGGAGAAUACUCUAUCUUCAUCAAGAAUCCACACGGGGAAGCCUCAGCCUCCGCCAGCCUGCUGGAGGAAGAGCAAUAUGAAGCCUAUAUGACGCAGCAUGACGUGACGUAUAAAACUGAAGUGACGACGACAGUGAUUCAGGAGCCCUCUGUGGUUGUGAGUCAGUACGAGCUGGAACAGAGGAAGGUGACAACCCCCAUGAGCUUCGUCUCAGAAACGGAAUUUCUCAUUUCGGCCUUUGAGGAGAGGAUCAUCCAGGAGAUUGAGCUCCGUAUCAUGAGGAUUACCUACAGAGAGCUGGUGACAGAGGAUGGAGAGCUGAUAGUGACUGCAGCAGAAGAGGAGGCAGUGCAACCGGCUUUCCACACACCAGUCAAAAACUACAGGAUCAUGGAGGGAAUGGGCGUCACUUUCCACUGCAAGAUGGCUGGAAAGCCUCUGCCAAAGAUUGCUUGGUACAAAGAUGGGCAGCGUAUCAGACCUGGUGGCCGUUACCAGAUGGAGGUUCUACAGGAUGGACUAGCCAGCCUUCGUCUGCCUGUGGUGCUACCAGAGGAUGAGGGCGUGUAUACUGCCUUCGCAACUAACAUGAAGGGAAAUGCUGUCAGCUCUGGGAAGCUCUACAUAGAGCCGUCUGGAGCUGUAACCCCUCAGCAGUACACACCUCGGCCAGCCACACAGAGGAUCAGAUCCACAUCUCCUCGUUCUCUGAGCCGCUCACCUGCCCGUUCAUCCAGCCGUUCUCCUGGACGUUCUCCCGCUCGCAGGCUCGACGAGACGGACGAGGCUCAACUAGAAAGACUCUACAAACCUGUGUUUGUCAUGAAGCCUGCCUCAAUAAAAUGUUCUGAAGGACAAACUGCCAGAUUCGACUUAAAGGUUGUUGGUAGACCCAUGCCUGAUACAUACUGGUUCCACAAUGGACAACAAGUGGUCAAUGACUACACCCACAAGAUAGUGAUUAAAGAAGAUGGUAUACAGUCGCUGAUCAUCGUUCCAGCCAUGCCAAAUGACUCUGGAGAGUGGACAGUCAUUGCUCAGAACAGAGCUGGACGGGCCUCUGUCUCUGUAACUCUUACUGUUGAUGCAAGGGAAAGCCUGGCACGUCCUCAAUUCGUUGAGAAGCUGAAGAAUAUUACUGUCAAGCAGGGCACUCUGGUUGAGUUGGCUGUCAAAGCCAUUGGAAACCCCCUGCCCGACAUUGUCUGGCUGAAGAACAGCGACAUCAUUACUCCACACAAACACCCACAUAUCAAGAUUGAUGGAACCAAAGGAGAGGCCAAAUUCCAGAUCCCGUCUGCUUCAGGCUCCGACAGUGCCUGGUACACUGCUACAGCCAUCAACAAGGCUGGCAGAGACACCACUCGUUGCAGAGUUAAUGUUGAGGUGGACUUCGCUGCUCCUCAAGCAGAGAGGAAACUCAUCAUUCCCAAAGGUACCUACAAGGCCAAGGAGAUCGCAGCUCCUGAGUUGGAACCCCUUCAUAUGCGUUAUGGUCAAGAGCAGUGGGAGGAGGGAGACCUUUACGACAAAGAGAAGCAGCAGAAACCACAGUUCAAGAAGAAGCUGACCUCUAUCAGAAUGAAGCGCUUUGGUCCAGCUCAUUUUGAGUGCAGACUGACCCCUAUUGGUGACCCCACCAUGGUGGUGGAGUGGCUGCAUGAUGGUAAACCUCUGGAAGCUGCUAACAGGUUGCGUAUGGUUAAUGAGUUCGGUUACUGCAGUCUUGAUUAUGAAGUUGCUUACGCUAGAGACAGUGGCGUCAUCACCUGCAGAGCCACAAACAAGUUUGGAGUUGACCAGACGUCAGCCACCCUGAUUGUUAAGGAUGAGAAGGGCCUUAUUGAGGAAACACAGCUUCCUGAAGGCAGGAGGGCCCCUCACAGAAUGGAUGAAAUCGAACGAAUGGCUCACGAGGGAGGACCUGCAGGAGUCAGCACUGAAGAGGAAUUUGAAAAGACCAAACCUGAAAUUGUGCUGCUUCCUGAACCAGCCAGAGUGCUGGAAGGUGACAUUGCGCGAUUCCGCUGCAGAGUGACUGGUUAUCCAGCACCCAAGGUUAACUGGUAUCUUAACGGACAGCUUAUCCGCAAAAGCAAGAGGUACAGACUUCGUUACGACGGUAUUUAUUAUUUGGAGAUUGUUGACAUCAAGUCUUAUGACUCUGGAGAGGUCAGGGUGGUCGCAGACAAUCCUCUAGGCACAACUGAACACACUGUGAAGCUGGAGGUCCAACAGAAAGAGGACUUUAGAUCUGUACUGCGCCGUGCUCCUGAUUCAAAGGCUGCAGAGGCUGUACAUGAGCCUGGCAGAGUUGGAUUUGAUAUUGUGAAGACUGAACGACCUGCUGAGGCCACACAGGACAGGGAGGUUGUUAAACUGCGUAAGACACAGAGGAUUGUUCACGAGAAAACCUCAGAAGAGUCAGAGGAACUGAAGAGCAAGUUCAAGCGCAGGACAGAGGAAGGUUUCUAUGAGUCCAUCUCUGCUGUUGAGUUCAAAUCUCGCAAGAGGGACGACUCCUAUGAAGAUCUGUUGAAAAAGACCAAGGAGGAGCUGCUUCAUCACAUGAAAGAGAAAGAAGAAGCUGAGAGGAGGAUGAUGGAGGAACAAGGGAAGAUCACCAUCCCCACAAUCAAACCAGAGAGGGUCCAGCUCUCCCCCAGCAUGGAAGCACCCAAGAUCCUGGAACGCAUUACAAGCAAGACAGUUGCUCCAAUGGCAGAGGUUCGUUUCCAUGUCAGAGUUGUCGGCAGACCAGAACCCGAGUGUCAGUGGUUUAAGAACGGCAUUCUGGUGGAAAAGUCUGACCGCAUUUACUGGUAUUGGCCUGAGGAUCAUUUGUGUGAACUGGUGAUCAGAGAUGUCACAGUAGAGGACUCUGCUAGCAUCAUGGUGAAAGCUUUGAAUGUCGCUGGAGAGGCCUCAAGCCAUGCCUUCCUGCUUGUGCAAGCCAAGGCAGCCGUUAACUUUACUCAGUGCCUGGAGGAUGCUAGUGCCAAUGAGAAGGACACCAUGGUGACUUUUGAGUGCGAAACCAAUGAACCUUUUGUCAAAGUCAAAUGGCUCAAGAACAAUGUGGAGAUCUUUUCUGGAGACAAAUACAGAAUGCACUCAGACAGAAAGGUCCACUUCCUGUCUGUACUGACAAUUGAAAUGAGGGAUGAUGCGGAAUACACUUGUGUGACUGCAGAUGAUGAGAGUGUCAGGACAAGCGCAAGACUUCAUGUCGAAGGUGCUGCCCUGGAGCUCAUAAAACAAAUGGAGAACAUUGAAGUACCAGAGACCUAUGCUGGAGAGUUUGAGGUUGAGCUGUCUCGAGAGGAUGCUGAGGGCACCUGGUUCUUUGGAGACAAGGAGCUCUCUCCCAGCCCCAAAUACAUCAUGUCCUCCCGCCGAGGAAGACACAGCCUUUCUGUAAAGGACGUCAGGAAAGAAGACCAGGGGAAAUAUACUUUUGUAUGCGGAGAUCUGAGGACCAGUGCCUCACUGAAGAUGAAACUGCGCCCGGUGACCCUGAUGCACCCCUUGACUGACCUCACUGUGUGUGAGGGUGACAUUGCUCAGCUGGAGGUCAGGUUCUCCCAGGAGAAUGUUGAGGGAACCUGGCUGAAGAACGGCCAGGCCAUCUCUGCCUCGGACCGUGUCCACAUUGUGAUUGACAAACUUGUUCACAAGCUGCUGCUUGAGAAUGUCAGCACAGAAGAUGCUGCUACCUACUCUUUUGUGGUCCCUGCCCAAGACAUCUCCACAUCGGGCAAACUCAGUGUUCAAACUAUUGAUAUUGUGGUGCCACUGAAGGACGUGUCCUCCAUCGAAGGCACCAAGGCUGUUCUUGAGGCCAAGAUCUCAGCUCAAGACAUCAGCUCGGUCAAGUGGUACCACAAUGACAAACUGCUGAUACCCAGUGACCGAAUUCAGAUGGUGGCAAAGGGAGCCAAGCAGCGACUUGUCUUCACCAGGACCUUUGCUUCUGAUGAAGGACACUACAAACUGGCAGUUGGCAAGGUCGACACCAGCUGCAGCCUAACUGUCGAAAAGGUACAAAUAGUGAAGCACAUGGAGGACAAAGUGUGCUCAGAGUCCCAGAAUGUCACCUUUAAUGUGGAAGUUUCUCACCCUGGUAUCGACGCAGUCUGGACAUUCAGGAACCAGCAGCUCAAACCUGGACCCAAGUACAAGAUGGAGUCAAAGGGCAAGGCUCACUCGCUGACAGUCAUUGACGCCAUGAAGGAUGAGGAAGGCCAGUACACGUUCCAUGCUGGUGAAAAGACAUCCAGCGCCACGCUCACUGUCUCCGGUGGAGCCAUCACACGGCCCCUACAGGACGUGACAGUGGCAGAGUCCCAGACAGCUGAGCUGGAGUGCGAAGUCGCUAAUGCCAAUGCUGAGGGUAAGUGGCUGAAGGAGGGUCAGCCCGUGGACUUCAGUGAGAACGUAGUGAGUGAGGUGAACGGAGCCGUCAGACGCCUCGUUAUUGUCAUCACCAGACCACAAGAUGUCGGGGAGUACAGCUACCAGGUGGCCAACUCCAAAACCACAGCUAACCUCAGGGUGGAGGCUGUGAAGAUCAAGAAAACUCUGAGGAACCAGACUGUGACGGAGACCCAGGAGGCGGUGUUCACACUGGAGCUCACCCACUCCGAUGUGAAAGGAUCUCAGUGGAUCAAAAACGGCGUGGACCUGCAGAACAGCGACAAGUACGAGAUCACCACUGAUGGCAUGGUCCACACGCUGAAGGUCAAGAACUGCAACACACAGGACGAGUCUGUCUAUUCCUUCAAACUGGGAAAACUGUCAGCUAACGCCAGACUCAACGUAGAGACUAUCAAAAUCAUAAAAAAGACAAAGGACGUGACAUCACUGUUGGACGGCACGGCCUCGUUUGAGAUGAGCCUGUCACAUGACAACAUCCCCGUCAGGUGGAUGUUUAAAGGUGUGGAGCUGAAGUCGAGUGACAAGUGUAAGAUCCUGUCAGAGCGGAAAGCUCACAAGCUGAUCCUGCAGAACGUCGACAGCAGCAACGCAGGAGAGUACACGGCUGUGGUCGGACACCUGCAGUGCAGCGCCACGCUCACCGUGGAGGCUCUGCGAGUCACCAAACCCAUGAAGAGCGUGACGGUCCCAGAGACUCAGGUGGCCACGUUUGAGUGUGAAGUUUCUCACUUCAACGUGCCGUCCACCUGGCUGAAAGACGGCGUGGAGAUCGAGAUGAGCGAGAAGUUCAGGAUCGUGGUUCAGGGAAAACUCCACCAGCUGAAGAUCAUGAACACGAGCAGGGACGACUCUGCUGAGUACACCUUCGUCUGCGGGAACGACCGAGUCUCUGCAACGCUAACCGUUAACCCCGUCCUGAUCACCUCCAUGCUGAAGGACCUGAACGCUCAGGAGAGAGACACCAUCACCUUCGAGGUCACUGUCAACUAUGAGGGCAUCACCUACAAAUGGCUGAAGAACGGCGUGGAGGUGAAGUCGUCGGACAGAUGUCAGGUCCGCAGCCGGCAGCUCACGCACUCGCUCACCAUACGAAACGUCCACUUCGGAGACGGAGGAGAGUACCAGUUUGUGGCCGGCUCUGCUGCCACCGCUGCCAACCUGUUUGUCGAAGCUCGGUUGAUUGAAUUCACCAAGAAAAUCAAGGACAUAAAGAUCACCGAGAAGAAGAAGGCUAUUUUUGAGUGUGAAGUUUCUGAGCCAAACAUUCAGGUGAUGUGGAUGAAGGACGGUCAGGAGCUGGACAUGUCUGAGGAAAGGUACACCGUGACGGCAGAGAAGUACGUUCACCGUCUGAUGAUCCAGACAGUUCGUUUGUCUGACGCUGGAGAAUAUUCCGUCGUAGCCGGAUCGAGCGUCUCCAAGGCCCAGCUGACCGUGGAGGGUCGCGAUAUCCGGAUCUCCGAACCGGCCGAGCGGGAAAUCACGGUCCUGGAGAAGCACAGAGCAACCUUUGAGUUCGAGGUGAACGAGGACGAUGUGGAGGGGCGCUGGCUGAGGAACGGGGUGGAGAUUCAGUUCUCAGUGGAGGAGAGGUUCAGCUACGUGGCUAUCAGGAAGCUGCACCGCCUCACCAUCUCUGAGACCUACAGGAGCGACGCCGGCGAGUACACGUUCAUCGCGGGCAAAAACAGGAGCACCAUGAACCUCCGAGUAAACAUCCCAGAGCCGCCUCAGAUCCUUCGCCACAUGGAGCCUCAGUCCGUGGAGGCCGGCAAACCAGCUCGCUUCUCGGUGCAGGUGAGCGGUGUUCCACAGCCUCAGGUCUUCUGGUACAAAAACUCCCAGGCUCUAUCUGCAGGCUUCAAGUGCAAGUUCCUCCACGAGGGCAACGAGCACUCGCUGCUGCUGAUCGAAGUGUUCCCCGAAGACGCCGCCGUCUACAACUGCGAGGCCAAGAACGAGUACGGGACCGCCACGAGCACCGCAGCGCUCAACGUGGAAGUGUCAGAAGUGGUUUCUCCCGACUCUGCUGCUACCGUCGCUCCUCCUGUCGUCAUCUCACCCAUCGCCAGCACCUCUGCCCGCGAGGGAGAGCCGGCUCGCUUUCAGUGCAGAGUCCGCGGAGACGAUGUGAGGAUCAGCUGGUUCCACAAGGAGAAGGAGAUCAAGCAGUCGGACUUCUUCAGGAUGUCUCAGUUCGAUGACAGCUGUCAGCUGGAGAUCUCCAGGGUUUACCCCGAGGACGAGGGCGAGUACACCUGCGUGGCCACGAACAGUGCCGGCACCGCGUCCUGUUCCGCCACUCUCACACUGGACGGGCAAAAACAAACAGUGGAUAGUCGUGCUGAGUCCCAGUGGCACGUCUCCACUAGCCUCAGCAGUCUAAAGAAACCUUCCAUUGGCCAAAAGCCAGUUUUCAUCCAGCCAAUCACAAGCUGCACAGUGCCACACGGGGAGGUGGCGCGUUUUCAUGCAUGUGUGUCCGGCAUGCCGAAGCCUGAGAUAAGCUGGUUCCACAACCGGCAGCCCGUUCAGCCCACCAAGAAUGUGGUGUUUCAUUUCGAUGAGGUGACAAACGCCGCCAUGCUCAUCAUUGUCGAUGCCUUCUCUGAGCAUGCGGGGCAGUACACCUGCAGGGCAGCCAAUAACGCCGGAGAGGCCGCGUGUUCAGCAACGCUCACCAUAACCGAAGAAGAAGAAGUGACCCAUGUGAGAGAGCAGAUUGAAGCCAAGAUUGAGCAAGAAGUCAAAGUGCCACCGGUGUUUAGGGAGAAAAUCACACCUCUGGAGAUUAACGUCGGCAGCAGCGCCAAGUUUGAAUGUGAAAUUGAGGAUGCUCCGAAUGUGACCUUCAAAUGGUACCGGUCUGGUAUUGAGAUCAAACAGACCGAGAAGCAUAGAAUCCAGAGCCGCCACACCAGUUCAUCCUUGGAGCUCCUGAACCCAGUCAAAGCUGACAGCGGCGAAUACUCUUGCAAGGCUUCAAACCAGCAUGGUACUGACAGCUGCACUGCCUCACUCAUUGUCACUGAAAUGUACCCGCCGAUAUUUGUUUCAAAACCAGACCCAAUGACUUUAUAUGUGGGCAAACAAGCUGUGUUCCAGUGCUCACUCACUGGAUCUUCACCCAUGGACGUUGUCUGGCACAAGGACAACAUAGCCAUCAGCUCCGAAGGGAAUUAUGUCAUGAAAUGUGAAAAGAACAAGUAUUCCCUUCAGAUUAAAAGUCUUGAGCUGACUGACCAGGGAAUGUACCUAUGUAAGGCCUCCAACAGUGUCGGCACCGCUACCUUUACCACAGAGCUCAAGGUUAUCAACAAGCCCAGCUUUGUUAAGACCAUUGAGCCAGUGUCAGCCGCUGUCAAUGACCCGCUGAGGCUGGAGUGCCAGGUGGACGAGGACACUGGUGUGACUGUCACCUGGACCAGGGAUGACAAAAAAGUCCACCAGAGCAUGGAUUGUAGACUGUCCUUUGAGGACAAGGUGGCUGUUGUUGAGAUACCCAAGUCCAAACUGAAGGACUCAGGGAAAUAUAUUUGCACAGCCACAAAUGAGGCUGGGAGUUCAUCCUGUGAGGCUGUGGUAACAGUUCAAGAGCCCCCUACCUUUGUCAAGAAAAUGGAACCUAAGAUUACAUGGAAACAGGGCAUUGCUGCACGCUUACAGUGCACUGUCAAAGGAUCGCCUGAACUUCACAUCCACUGGUUCUGGAAUGAGAGAGAACUUAGUGAUGGAGAAAAAUAUAAGAUUUCUUUCAAGAAUGGAGUUGCUACUUUGGAGAUAAUGAACCUUCUGGUCACAGACAGUGGAAGUUACACCUGUGAGGUGUCAAAUAAUGCUGGCAGUGAGAGCUGCAACACCCUUAUAGCUGUUAAAGAGCCACCAUCCAUUAGAAAAGAACUGCAGACAUUAGAGGCAGUGAAGGGAGCAGCAGCUCAGCUGGAGUGUGAGAUCUCAGGAACAGCUCCUUUUGAAAUCAGCUGGUUGAAAAACAAGAAGCCAAUCAGCAGUGAUCAGAAAUAUAAAAUAAUCUCCCAAGAUUCCUUGUCAAGGCUGGAGAUCCAGACCUUUGAAAGUGCAGAUGUUGGAGAUUAUCAGUGUGUCAUCUCCAAUGACGUGGGGAAAGUCACCACUAAGGCCCUAGCUAAACUUAAAGAGCCACCAACUUUUGCAAAGAGGGUUGAAAGUGCUACAGCAGUGUUGGGGACUACAGUGAAGCUACAGGGAACCAUUAAGGGUUCGGCUCCUAUUACUGUCAAAUGGAUGAAAGACUCUGAAAUACUGAGAGAUGACGAUCCAAAUGUUAAGAUGGUGUUUGAGAACAAUGUUGCUUGCUUGUCGAUAGCAACGGUUGCCCUCAGCCAUGGUGGCAAGUAUUUGUGCCAAGCUGAGAAUGAGGCUGGCCAACAAAAAUGCGAAGCUACUUUAACUGUGCAAGAACCUGCCAGGAUCGUAGAACCUGCCGAGUCCAUUAGUGUGACUGCAGGGGAUUCAGCCACUUUGGAAUGCACAAUUUCUGGAAGCCCAGACCUCAAAGUGAAAUGGUUUAAAGACGGGAAAGAGAUGAUCAGUGGCCGUAAAUAUAAGAUGACUCUGAAGGACAAUAUUGCCACCAUGAAGAUUCUUACGGCGGAAAAAGGAGACACUUCAGAGUACAAGAUGGAGGUGUCAAAUAAAGUUGGGAAAGACCAGUGCACGUGCUCAGUCACUGUCUUAGACCGGAUAAUGCCUCCAACUUUCACCAAGUCCCUGAAAAGAGUCGAUGGUAACAUUGGCAAUGACGUCUCUCUGGAUUGUAAGGUGUCUGGGUCCCAACCCAUGACCAUAGCUUGGUUCAAAGAUGAUCAGGAGAUCACACCUGGAUCCAGAUUCCAGCCUGAAUUCAAAGACAGUUCUGCUACACUGCAAAUUACUCGUCUGGAGAAGGCAGACUCUGGUGUUUACAAAUGCCGAGCCACCAAUUCAGCAGGCUUUAAAGAAACCAGUGGCACACUUUAUGUCAAAGAGCCCCCACUGUUCACAGUGAAACCAGACAACCAGGAUGUUAUACCAGGAACCACAGUUUCCUUCAAAGCAGCCUUCACUGGAACACUUCCUUUAGCUGUUAAGUGGUUCAGAGAGGACAAAGAGAUGAUAACUGGAGGCUCAUGUUUCAUAAAGAAAGAUGCCUCUUCAAGCUCUUUGGAGCUUCAUUCUGUGAAGCCCACUGACUCUGCUAAAUACACAUGCCAAGUGUCCAAUGAUGCUGGGAAGGUGGAUUGCACUGCAGUCCUCUUUGUGAAAGAACCUCCUGUUUUUGUGAGGAAGCUUGAGGCAACCAAACUUGUCACCAGUGGCGACUCCUCCAGGCUGGAGUGCAAAGUGACGGGCAGUCCCGUCAUCAGUUUUAAGUGGUUCAAGGAUGAAAUGGAGAUCAGCUCUGGUCCUAAAUACACUAUGGCUGUGACCGACUGCGUAGCAUCUCUGGAAAUAGUCAACUGUACAGUAGAGGAUAGUGGAGAUUACGUCUGUAUGGCAUCCAGUGAGGCUGGUAGUGACCGCUGCAGCAGUACAUUUACAGUCAAAGAGCCACCAUUGUUUGUGCGUAGCUUGGAGCCCAAAGAUGUGGUGAAAGGUUCUGAGCUGAUGCUGGAAAGUCAAGUCUCUGGUUCCUCCCCUUUCACCGUGUCUCUGUAUAAAAACUCAAAAUUGAUUAGGAAUGACAAGAGACACAGGAUCACUGUGAAAGACGACCUGAUAGCACUGCAGGUGUUGGCAGUAGAGACAGGAGACGUCGGCUUGUACCAGUGUACUGUUGAGAAUGAAGUGGGGAGUGCCUCCUGUGAUUGUCAAGUAACACUUAAAGAACCACCAUCAUUUGUGCAAAAGCUGGAGAACUUCAGUUCUUUGGUGGGAAGUGAGGUUUCCCUGCAGUGCGUUCUGAAGGGCUCAGAGCCCAUGACUGUGUCCUGGAUGAAAGACAACCAUGAGCUCAAAGAGGCUGAACACAUUCAGAUUACAUACGAAAACAACACUGCUCUCCUGCACAUCACCAAUUUACAGAGCAAACAUGGGGGCAAAUACUCUUGCCAGGCACAGAAUCAGGCUGGGAGCCAGACGUGCUCUGCUGUGUUGACAGUCAAAGAGCCAGCUAAGGUCACAGAGGAGGCCAAGUCUAUCAGUGUGACUCAGGGGGAUCCAGCCACACUGGAGGCCAGGUUCUCAGGCACGAAACCACUGAAGGCCAAAUGGCUAAAGGCUGGCAAGGAGCUGACUUCAGGCCAGAGAUAUAAAGUACAUAACACAGACACCAGCUCUGUGCUCAAGAUUAUUAAAACUGACAAAAGCGAUGGUGGUGAAUACACCUUUGAGAUUUCAAAUGAUGUUGGCCAAAGUUCUUGCGGAGCCACACUCACCAUUCUCGAUCAAAUAAUUCCACCAGCUUUUACAAGAAAACUGAAGCAGACGGAAGGUAUCAAAGGAUCGUUUGCUCAUUUGGAGUGUCUUGUAUCUGGCUCCCUGCCGAUAACCAUACAGUGGUACAAAGAUGAGAAAGAGAUCCAGAAUGAUGAGAAACACAAAUGCACAUUCUUUGAGAAUGUUGCUCUUCUGGAAAUCUCGAAUCUUGAUAGUAAAGAUAGCGGCAGCUACACCUGCAUUGCCAAAAACAAAGCAGGAACGGUCCAGUGCUCUGGGAUCUUGUUUGUCAAAGAACCACCAUGCAUUCUUGAAAAGCCUGAAUCCAUGAAUGUUUUGCCUGGCUCAAGGGUCCAGUUUAAUGUUCUGGUAUCUGGCACGCCACCACUGAUCACCAAAUGGUUUAAAAACAAGAAAGAGAUUUUAUCCAGUGCUGACUGCUAUGUGGUCAAAGACAACACCUCAAGCUCACUGGAGCUCUUCUUUGCCAAAACGUCAGAUACUGGAGAUUAUGUCUGUGAAAUACAGAAUGAUGUCGGCUCCACUUCAUGCCAGGCAACUCUCUUUGUCAAAGAGCCCCCUAAGUUCACACGGACCCCGGCCCGGGUGUCUGUGGUCCGUCCCAGUCAGAAUAAAGUGUUUGAGUGCCAGGUGACGGGCACACCUGAGAUAGACAUCUACUGGUUCAAGGAAGGCUCUGAGAUCUGCCCCAGUGAUCGGUACAAGAUGACCUUUGUUAACUCUGUUGCCACUCUGGAGGUCUGUGGGGCUGAUACCAAAGACAGUGGGCUUUACUACUGCGAGGCUCGCAAUGAGGCUGGCAGUGAGAGUUGCAGUAUGGAACUCAAGGUCAAAGAACUGCCGUCAUUUAUUCGAGAGCUGACUCCGACUGAUGUUGUUAAGGGCUCCAGUGCCUCUUUUCAGUGUCAGAUUUCUGGGACAGGUCCAUUUGAGAUAACAUGGCACAAAGAUGCAAAGGAGAUCAAACCCAGUGCUAAACAUGCCUUCUCCCAGAUGAAUGGCACUGUUGGUCUAGAAGUGCACAAAUGUGACACUGUAGAUGUGGGUGAAUACCAGUGUACUGUUGCUAAUGAAGUGGGAAGCUGUACCUGUAAAACUACGCUAAACCUCAAAGAACCACCGACAUUUACCAAGAGGAUUGAGAACAUUGUGACUGUUCUGGGUAAAAUGGCAGAGUUUCAGUGCAUUGUGAAGGGUUCUCCCACUCUCUCUGUACAAUGGAAAAAAGAUGAGAACUGGAUUUUGGAGGAUCCAAAGAUUGAAAGAACAUUUGAGAAUAAUGUGGCCAUUCUCAGAAUUCCUGCCUGUGAGGCAACACACAGUGGGAAAUAUACCUGCCAGGUGGUUAACGAGGCCGGUCAGGAUAAGUGCUUUGCCACCCUCCAGGUGCAAGAGCCUCCUCAGAUCACAGAGAAACCUGAGGUGAUAAAAGUUACAGUUGGAGAUCCGGUCAGUCUGGACUGUAAGGUAACAGGCUCCCCUGAGCUCAAAGUGAAAUGGAUGAAAGAUGGCAGGGAGCUUCAGUCCAUCAGGCAAUACAAGAUGAUGUUUGAGAACAACAUCAGCAGCCUAAAGAUUCAGUCUGCUCAGAGGGAGGACGAAGGAGAUUAUGUCUUCGAGGUGGCAAACCACAUCAGCUGUUGUACCUGCAAAGUCAAAGUGAUUAUACUAGAACAGGUAAUUGCCCCAAGCUUCAUCAAACCCCUGAUAGACAUGCAAGAGAUAUUGGGUUCCUUUGUUCAGAUAUGUUGCAAAAUAUCUGGUUCCCUCCCCAUCUCUGUGGAAUGGCAGAAAGACGGGACCAAAAUCUCUAGUGGUGUUAAACACAAGCUCAUUCAGCAGGAUAAUUCUGUGUCAGUCGAAAUUGAACAGCUAGAGAGAUCUGACGCAGGGUCCUACUCUUGCAAAUUGACCAACGCAGCAGGAAGUUGUGAAUGCAGUGGAUCCCUUAUGGUUAAAGAACCUCCCAGCUUUGUGACGCUGCCUGAGUCCCAAGCAGCUCUACCUAAUGCCACUGUACGCUUCAAAGGCACAUUUAAGGGAACACCUCCAUUCGUGGUCAAAUGGUUUAAGAAUGACACAGAACUCAUGACUGGACCCACUUGUUUCACUGGGUUGGAUGGAUUGUCUUGCUUCUUAGAGCUCUACUCAGUGGGUGUCACCCAGAGUGGAGUUUACUCUUGUCAAGUCAGCAAUGAUGCUGGCUCUGUACGCUGUAGUGCAGACUUGACCGUCAAAGAACCCCCUGAGUUUUUGCUGAAACUCCCUGCCACUAAGUUUGUGAAGCAGGGCGACUCACUCCGACUGGAGUGCAAAGUCAGUGGCACAGCCCCUCUGAAAGUGACCUGGUACAAACAUGACACCAAGGUCACGGACGGAGGCAACUACAGGACAACAUUUGUUGACUCAAUAGCAGUCCUGGAACUGCUCUCCACCAGCUUUGAUGAUGAUGGAGUUUACACCUGUGAAGCUCAGAAUGAUGCUGGCAGCAUCAGCUGCAGCACUACACUUAGCAUUAAAGACCCCCCAUCCUUUGUCAAAGUACCUCAGCCCAUUGAAGGGCUGAAGGGUAAGGACGUGAGUCUGUACUGUGAGAUGAGCGGUACAGCUCCGUUCCAGAUCACAUGGUUCAAAGACAGGAAACCUCUGAUGGAGAGCAGAAAGUAUAAGAUGUUGAGUGAGGGCAGCUCAGCUACGCUGCAUAUCAUUGGGAUUGAGUCCUCAGAUGCUGGCGAAUACGAAUGCAAAGUGUCAAACAGUGUAGGAAGUGACACCUGCCAGACGUCGGUUAAACUCAGAGAGCCACCGUCGUUUGUCAAGAAACUGUCAAACAUGACAGUGAUACUGGGAGAGGAGGUGACCCUUGUGGCCACUGUUAAGGGCUCUGAACCCAUUACUGUGUCCUGGGUUCAAGACAAGGAUCACAUUCUCAGGGACGGUGACAACAGGAAAAUCACCUUUGAGAACAACAAGGUCGCUCUUAAAGUCUUUAAGGCUGAUGCAACCACAGCAGGCAAAUACACCUGCCAGAUCAGAAACGAUGCUGGGAGUGCGGAGUGUUUCGCUAACUUGACUGUUCUAGAGCCUGCUAAGAUCGUGGAUAAGCCUGAUGCUCUGAGUGUGACAGCAGGCGAUAUCGCCGCCCUAGAAGUCAAAGUGUGUGGAACCCCAGAGCUCACACCUAAGUGGUUCAAGGAUGGUGUUGAGCUGGCGCCUGGGAAGAAAUACAAGAUCUCAUUUUCGCGGAUGAUCUCCAGCUUGAACGUGCUCUCUGCUGAGAAAAUGGACUCUGGCGAAUAUACUUUUGAGAUUAUGAACGAGGUUGGAAAGGACCUGAGCAAAAUUAAUCUCACUGUUUUAGAUAAGACCAUACCUCCAACAUUCUCAAGGAAGUUGAAGGAUAGCAACACAAUUGUUGGAAAGGCUGGAGAGAUGGAGUGCAAAGUGUCGGGCUCUCCACCUUUUACCAUCUCAUGGUACCAUGAUGGAGAGGAGAUACAGAGCGGACCGAAUUAUGAGAUUUCAUUCAGCGACAAUAACUGCUCGCUCAAAGUGCCCACGCUGAAGUUGUCUGACUCUGGAGUGUAUAAAUGUAAAGCUGUCAACAAGGCAGGAUCCAGCGAAACCACAGCCUCCUUGGUUGUAAAAGAGCCCCCGUCUUUUGUGGUGCCACCACAGCCAGUGGAAGCCAUGCCAGGCUCUAAUGUGACUUUCUCAGCCAUGGUGAAAGGCAGUGCCCCCCUCAAACUGAAGUGGUUCAGAGGAACAAAGGAGAUCCUGGCUGGACAGGCCUGUAAUUUCUCCCUGAAAGAUAACCAAGUUAUUUUGGAGCUUUUCAAUGUGGACAGAUCUCACGCUGGAGAGUACACCUGUCAAAUCAUUAAUGAUGCAGGAAAGGAAAGCUGCCCAGUUAAUCUCACCGUCAAAGAGCCGGCAGCCUUCUCUAAGAAGCUGAAGGACGCGUCAGUCGAGAAGGGCAAACCAUUAAUGCUGGAGUGCACGUACACUGGAACUCCUAAAAUCACAGUGAAUUGGUAUAAAGACGGCCAGCAGAUCUUUGCUUCUUACAAAUACAACAUUACCACGACUGAAAGCUCCUGUAUCCUGGAGUGUCUCAGCACAGACGAUAAGGAGGCCGCAGGGAAGUACUCAUGUGAAGUGUCCAACGAUGCUGGAAAGGACACGUGCGAGGCAGCCGUGUCCAUCCUUGAGCCACCAUACUUUGUUGAAUCCCUGGAGCCCAUGGAGGUGACGGCAGGAGAUGCUGUGUGUCUGAAGUGUCAGGUUGCGGGUACACCUGAGAUCAAGGUGUCCUGGUUCAAGGCUGAUGGAAAAGUUAGGUCCAGCCCCACGUGCAAGUUGGAGUACUCGAAGGGCGUCGCCUGUCUGAAGCUCAGCAAAGCCACGAAGGCUGACAUUGGAGAGUACACCUGCAAGGCGGAGAACCGCAUAGGCUCCGCCUCAUCCACCUGCAGACUCAGUGUGCUAGAGGCCAAAACACCGCCGACCUUCCCCAAGAAAAUCACCAGCCUGCAGCAGACGGAGGGUCAGCUGGUCAGGUUCGAGUGCCGCGUCGCCGGCUCGUCACCCAUCGAGGUGUCGUGGCUGAAGGACGGCGAGCCUCUGAAGCAGGGAGACGAGUUCUCCAUGCUGUACGAUGACAACACGGCCGUGCUGCAGAUUGACCACAGCGAGAUGAGGCAUUCUGGGGAGUACACCUGCGUGGCCACCAACAGCGUGGGCUCCGCCUCCUGCAGAGCCAAACUCACUCUCCAAGAACCGAGAUACCCACCGAUCUUUGACAGGAAGUUGUCACCACAGGAGGUGACGGUGGGUGACAGCAUCGAGCUUGAGUGUCACAUGACCGGCUCGGCCCCCAUAAAAGUCACAUGGUCCAAAGACCAUAAAGAUAUUCGCACUGGGGGGAAUUAUAAGAUCAGCUGUGUGGAUAACGCGCCCCACCUGACCAUUCUGAAGGCAGAUAAAGCCGACACGGGGAAAUACUUCUGCCAUGCCUCUAAUGACAUGGGGAAGGACUCUUGUUCCUCUGAUAUCACUGUGAAAGAGCGUAAAAACCCCCCAGUGUUCACCAAAAAGCCCUCAGAGCACAUCGAGGACACAGAGGGCAAACUGGUGAAGAUCGAGGGCCGAGUCUCCGGCUCGCAGCCCAUGUCUGUCAGUUGGUUCAAAGACGACUCAGAGAUCUUCAGCUCUGACAAAUACGACAUCAGCUUUAAGAGUAACGUGGCCGUGCUGUGCAUUAAGAGCAUUCAGGUGAUGGACAGCGGCAGGUACACCUGCCAGGCCUCCAAUGAAGCUGGAAAAGCCUCCUGCGAUGUUACUGUGGGGAUCUCAGAGGCCAAGAAGCCUCCAGUGUUUGACGUCCCUCUCAAACCGGUGACUGUGGACGAGGGCGAGAAGCUGAGUCUCAAGUGUCACGUCUGCGGGUCUCCUCCUCUGAAGAUCCAAUGGAUGAAGGACAGGAAAGACCUAACGUCAGCCGGCAGUACCCGGAUCACCUUCUCUGACGGGACGGCCUGUCUGGAGAUCAGUCCGGCUUCCAGACACGACGCUGGCGAUUACCUCUGCAAGGCCACCAACGAUGCCGGCAGCGAGUUCUGCAAGGCCAAAGUCACGGUCAAAGAAAAACCAGGAGCAGCUCCUGCUCCUGCUGAAGCUCCAGCCGCCGCUCCAGCCAAAAAACUGGACAACCUGUUCUUCAUCGAGGAGCCCAAACCUGCACACGUCACAGAGAAGGGAACUGCCACCUUCAUUGCUAAAGUGGGCGGCGACCCCAUCCCCAGUGUGAAGUGGAUGAAGGGGAAGUGGAGGCAGCUCACACAUGGCGGACGAAUCUCCAUCGAGCAGAAGGGCCAGGAAGCCAAGCUGGAGAUCAAAGAGGUGACCAAAUCAGACUCGGGACAAUACAGGUGUGUCGCCUCCAACAAGCACGGAGAGAUCGAGUGCAGCUCUGACCUGCAAGUGGAGGAAAAGAAAGAGUCGACAGCACUUGAGGGAGACCUCAGAGCCAAACUGAAGAAGACCCCAUCAAAGCAGAAGAGUCCAAAGGAGGAGAAGGAUAUUGACAUUGUUGAGUUACUGAGGAAUGUGGACCCUAAAGAGUAUGAGAAAUAUGCCAGAAUGUAUGGCAUCACUGACUACAGAGGCCUGCUGCAGGCCAUUGAGCAGCUGAAGAAAGAGAAGGCUGAAGAAAGUGGAAGACCGGAAGUGGAACGUGGAGACAGAGAGUCUGAUGAGGACAUGGCCCGACUGGUGGCCGACCUGCAGAAGAGGAUGGAGCGGACAGAGCCUGUCACCGUGGUGAAGGACAUCUCCGAUCAGUCUGUCUUCACCAAUAAGGAGGCAGUGUUUGAGUGUGAGAUCAAGAUCAACUACCCAGAGAUCACCCUGUCCUGGUACAAGGGCACCCAGAAACUGGACACUAAUGACAAGUAUGACAUCAGCAUCAGCGGCGACCGCCACCUGCUCAAGAUCAAGAAGUGCCAGUCUUCUGACCAGGGCAACUACCGGGUGGUCUGUGGGCCACACAUCUCCAGUGCCAAGCUCACUGUCAUGGAGCCGGAGGUUGAGAAGCAUCUGCAGGACACAUCGGGUAAGGCAGGCCAGUCAUGUACUCUGUCUUGUCAGUUGUCAAUCCCUAAUGUAGAGGCUCAGUGGUUUAAAAAUGGCAAGCAGUUAGAGAUGAAGGGCAGGUACAUGUCUGAGGUGAAACACAAAGUUCAGAAACUUCUGAUCAGCGACCUGAAACCUGAAGACCAAGGCAGAUACACCUGCAGAUACCAGCACCUGGAGUCCUCGGCCGACCUCUGGGUGGAAGCUGAACAAAUUCAUUUCACCAAACGCAUCCACAACAUCGAAGUCAACGAGCGACAGUCAGCCACAUUCGAAUGUGAGGUGUCUUUCGACAAUGCUAUUGUUUCAUGGUACAAAGACACCUGGGAACUGAAAGAGAGCCCUAAGUACAACUUUACAAGUGAGGGCCGAAGACAUUUCAUGGUCAUCCGAAAUGUGACCAUCGAAGACGAAGGCGUGUACUCAGUGAUUGUGAGAUUGGAGCCCAGAGGAGAGGCUAAGAGCACAGCUGAGCUUUAUUUGUCUGGCAAAGAAAUUGAAUUAGCAAUGGUGCCCCUCGAUAUCCCAGACUCCUCAGUUCAGAGGCCUGAAGUGCCUUCAUCAGUGGCAAUUCAAGAAUCUGCUGAAUUCUAUCAUUAUGAAGAAGAACAUAGAGAAUCAGCUGAAUAUUCAUAUCACUAUGAGGAAGAGGUGGAGGUGGAGCAGAGAGUUGAGUAUCAGAGUUGGACAGAAGAGACGAUAACACAACAGGUGUCCACAGCCGAAGCUGCCAGAGUUCCCAUCGAGGAGACAGUGGAGACCAAGAAAGUGGAAAUGAGAGAGGAAAUCCCAUCAGAAGCUCCCAAAGCUGAGAAAAAGCCUGAAGAGAAGCCAGCACCAUCUGUGAAGGAGCCAUCACCACCAAAAGUACCAGAAGCCAAAAAGCCAGUGGAGGAAAAGGUUCCUGUAGUUACAGUUCCAGAGAAGAAAGAGGUUCCUGCUCCCAAAGAACCGGAGGAGGUUAAGAAGCCUGCUGCUCCCUCACCUACCGAGAAGCCUGGAGUGCCAAAGAAAGAUGAGCACAAGCCUCAGGUACCAACUGAGCCCAAAAAAGUGGCACCUACGGCUAAGCCUGAGCCAGAAGCCAAACCCAAGCCGAAGGUAGAACCUGAACCAACGCCUAAGCCUGUACCGGCUCCCAAAGCAGAACCUGAAGCCAAACCAGUGGCAAAGGUUGAGCCGGAGCCUGUGCCUAAGCCGGCACCAGUAAAGAAACCAGCAACACCACCAUCCAAAGAUGAAACCAAGGGACCUGUCCAAGCACCAGGAGGGGUCAAAAAAGAAAUGGUUCUUCACAAAAAAGGUAAAAUUCAGUUGGAAGAGGAUGGGACGUUUGAGAUUCCCACCUUGAGGAAAACAACUAGAGUCAAGAAGGAAGUGGAAGAGGAGCAGGAAAUUAUAAAAUUGAAGAAGAUUCCAUCAGUUCAACCUAAAGUGAUUGAACAAGAGGAAAAGCCUCAGAAAUUUACCAAGACCACAGUCAUUGAUGUUGAGGAGAUGGUGCAUAAAGAAGAAACUUUGGAGAUAUCAGUCACCACUCGAAAACCUGCAGAGGAGAAGAAACCUCGAGAGAAAGCAGAUGUAGUGAAAAAGCCAGAAAUUGUCAAGCCUGAAGAAGAGGAACAGAAAGGAGCUCUUAAAGAUGCAUGGACCCGCCAGAAACCCACCCCAAAAGAUGAGAAACCAGAUGAUAAGAUUUCUCUUAAGAAAACUCCCAAGGCACCAAAGCAGGAGGAGCCUGCCCCUGCUAGCGCAGCCUUGAAGAAAGUGAAAAAAUUGCCUGCAGAUGAAGCGGAACCAGAAGUAGUCAAACUAAAACCAUUUGAAAAGCCUGUUAAACCAGCUGAAGAGCCAGAGAAAGAUAAGAAAGAGAGGCCAGACAGGGACACUUUGCCUUUCCAGAAGGGAGAGAGGAUCCCCAGAGAAGUGGAAACCAAAGAACCUCCUAAGAAACCUGAGGAAGCUCAUCUGGAGGUAAAAGAGCCACCAACCAAGGAGCCAAAGCCAGCAGAUAAAAAGACAACUCCACAGAAAGAGGCUGAGGAGGUCAAAGCACCCACCAAGAUCAAGAAAAUCCCAACACCAGAACAAGAGAUAGAAAGGGUCAAGCUGAAGCCCUUUGCAAAACCUUCCAAAGAGGCUGCAGAACCUGAGAAGAAACCAGCAGAGGAGAAAGAGCGGAAGCCAAUCGAUGACUUGCACCAUCGUCGCACAACUCCUGAUGAAAAACCAAAAGAACGAGCACCAGAGGCUCCGCCAAAGAAACCCGAGGUCCCAGAAGUUCCAGAGAAGAUGAUGGAGAAGCCAAAGGAGGUGGAAGCAGUUCCAGCACUGAAGACGGUUUCACCUGCACCACCUUCUGUUAAGAAACCUGAAAAGGUUGCUGAGGAGAAGAAACCUCUGCAACUGAAGAAGGGGAUUAUACCCAAAGCAAAAGAAGAGAAGGAAGAAGUGGUUCUGAAGCCUGUGGAGCAACUCAAGAAGGUUGAGCUGAAAAAGACACCAUCUCCUAAAGCUGACAAGCUCAAAGAAGCAGAGAUAGUCCCUGCUGAGAAGAGGCCGACUGUUGAUAAACUUAAAAAGAUUCCUAAAACUGUUUCACCGAAGGACUCUAUCGAAGCUGUGACUCUCAAAAAGGUCCCAAAGAAGCCAUCACCAGAAGAGGACAAGGCUGCAGAACCAACAAAGCCUGGUAAAGAGAAGGUUCCUCUGGUGAAGGAGGUUUCUCCUGGAGCCGUGCAGAUGAAGAAGGUUUCCACCCAGCCAGAGGAGGAGGUAUUUGAAGAGGAGUUUGAAGCUGAGCAAGAGGACGUGCAGGAGGAAGAAGAGGUUUGGGGCUGGGAGCUGGUUCCCCGGGAAAGUUACGGCUCAGAGGACUGGGAGGGUGAGGAAGAGGAAGGUGCUCUGGAGGUUCCAGGGGUGACCAGGAGAGAGGGACAACCAGCAGAAGAAGCAGGAAGAGGUAGAGGUAGAGGGCUGAAACCUAAGCAGACCCCAUCCCCUGGAGAAGGCAGGGGCCGUGGCCUAAAGCCUGGUGGAAGAGGUACACCACCACCAGAAGAACCCUUCGGAGGAUUCAAGCUCAAAGCUGUACCUCUGAAGUUUGUCAAGAAGCUUCAGGACAUCGUGUUACAGGAAGCUGAGUCUAUUGGUUCAUCUGCUGUGUUUGAGUGUGAGGUCUCACCUUCCACUGCCAUCACUUCAUGGAUGAAAGAUGGCAGUAACCUGCGUGAGAGCCCCAAGCACAAGUUCACUUCUGAUGGCAAAGAUCGCAAGUUGAACAUUAUUGAUGUCCAGCUGUCAGACACUGGUGAAUAUACCUGUGUGGCCAAGAAUGCUGGCAAGGAAAUAUCAUGCACAGCCAAGCUCAUUGUUGAAGAGCUACCUGUGAAAUGGAUCAAAGAGCUGGAAGAGGAGACUUCAGCUCUGAAGGGUCAACCACUGUACCUGACCUGUGAGUUGAACAAAGAGAGAGAUGUCAUAUGGAAGAAGAGUGGUGAGGUCCUGAAGAAAAAAGCAGGCAAGAUUCAGAUCAACAUCAUUGGUAUGCAGCAUGCUGUGACCAUCCAGAACUCCACUGAGGAGGAUGCCGGUUCCUACUCAUGCGAAGUGGCUGGGCAGGAGGACGUCAAGACUGCUACAAAUGUCAAAGUGAUUGAAAUCAUCAAAGACUGGAUUGUGAAACCACUGAGAGACCAGCAUGUGAAACCGAAGGCUGCUGCUACAUUUAAAUGCGAGCUCUUCAAAGACACUCCCAAUUGGAAGUGGCUCAAAGGGGAGAAUGAGGUCACUCCCUCUGACAAGAUUGAGAUCAAGAAGGAUGGAAAGGAGCUGACACUCACCAUCAAGAACUGUCAGCCUGAUGAUGUAGCCGAAUAUGCUAUGGAGGUGGAAGGACGUGUCUACACUGCCAAGCUAACAUUAGGAGAGCGGGAGGCUGAGAUCCUGAAGCCCUUGGCCAGCGUUGAGGUGACUGAGAAGGAAGAUGCCAUGUUUGAGACAGAAAUCUCUGAGGAUGAUGUUCCAGGAGAAUGGAAGCUCAAAGGAGAGGUUUUGACCAGAUCCCCGACAUGCGACAUCCAAAUGGAAGGUGGAGUACGUAAGCUCACACUGAAAAACUGCCAGUUGGAUCAGGCCGGAGAAGUGUCCUACCAGGCUUUGAAUGCCAUAACCAGUGCAAUGCUCAAUGUCAAAGAAAUCGAAAUGGAUUUUGUCGUCCCGCUGAAGGACGUUUCUGUGCCUGAAAAGAAACAGGCAAAGUUUGAAUGCACCAUCACGAAGGAUGUCUCUAAGGUCAUGUGGUAUAGAGGGGGUGACAUCAUCACCCCAGACCAGAAGUAUGACAUUAUCGAUGAUGGAAAAAAGCAUAUGCUGAUCAUAAACUGCUGUGAGUUUGACGACGAGGAUGAAUACACAAUUGAGGUUUUGGGUAAAACCUCAACAGCUAGACUUACGGUUGAGGGUAUCAGGCUGAAAUUUAUCUCGCCUAUAAAGGACCAAACCGUCAAGGAAGGCAACACUGCUCAGUUCGAGCUGGAGCUCUCUCAUGAGAACAUCCCUGUCACUUGGUACAAGAACGACAUUAAAAUUCAUCCAAGCAGGACGGUGGUCACUCAUGUGGAUGGAAAGAAACAUGUGCUAGAAAUAAAGGAAGUGACUCUAGAUGAUACUUGCCAAAUUAAGGCUGAGGCCAAAGGGAUUCCUUCUAUGGCCAACCUAACAGUCAUAGAGGGAGAUGCAUACUUCACAGUGAAGCUGCAGGACUAUACUGCAGUGGAGAAAGACCAGGUCAUUCUAGAUUGCGAGCUCAGCAAAGAUGUGGAUGUCAUGUGGUACCACAAUGAGGCUGAGAUCAAAACCUCUAAGAUGGUGGCCAUUAAGGCCGAGGGCAAACGCAGAACGCUCAUCAUCAAUAAAGUUGGGGACAAAGACAGAGGACAGUAUGUAUGUGACUGUGGAACAGACAAGACGACAGCAGUUCUUCACAUUGAAGCUCGCCACAUCAAGGUGGUUCGGCCAAUGUACGGAGCUGAGGUGUUUGACGGAGAGACAGCUCGAUUUGAAGUUGAGCUCAGUGAGGAUGAUGUCCAUGGCCAGUGGAAACUGAAUGGCGAAGUCCUCAGUCCUUCUGCCGAUGUUGAGAUCGUGGAGGACGGUGCCAAACACACUCUGGUUUUGUACAACUGCAAAGUGCCUCAGACAGGCGAGGUGGCAUUUAGCGCCGCCAACGCCAAGUGUUCUGCUAACCUGAAAGUGAAGGAGCUCCCAGUCUCAUUCAUUACGCCACUGGCUGACGUGCACGUGUACGAAAGGGAUGAGGCUAAGUUUGAACUGGAAAUUUCUAGAGAGCCCAAAAGCUUCCGUUGGCUGAAGGGACCUCAGGAGUUGUCAAACGAUGAUAAGUUUGAACUCCUGGUGGAGGGAAAGAGACACACUCUUAUUAUAAAAUCGGCAAGGUAUGAAGAUGAGGCCAAAUACAUGUUUGAGGCUGAAGAUAAGAGGACGUCUGGAAAAUUGAUUAUCAAAGGUAUUCGCCUUGAAUUUAUUAAGCCGAUUAAAGACGUGACUGUGAAGGAACGUGAAACUGCAGAGUUCAGUGUUGAACUCUCUCACGAAAAGAUCCCAGUGGUCUGGUACAAAAAUGACAUCCGUCUGCACCCCAGCAAGGUGGUGCACAUGUCAGAGGACGGAAAAGUGCACACACUGGCCUUCAAGGAGGUCACCAUCGACGACACCUCCAUGAUCAAAGUCGAGGCUAUGGGCAAGACCUCAGAGGCCAUGCUCACCGUACUUGAGGGCGACCUGUACUUCACAGUGAAGCUCCAGAACUACACUGCCGUUGAGAAGGAUGAGGCGAUUUUGUCGUGCGAGCUAAGCAAGUCUGCCGCCGAGGUCAGAUGGUUCAAAGAUGGUAACGAAAUCUUUCCCUCCAAGAACAUCAUCUUCCAGUCAGACGGCAAGAAGCGUCUGCUUGUCAUCAAGAAAGCGGCAAAGAGCAACGUGGGAGCUUACACCUGCGACUGUGGCACAGACAAAACCACAGCCAACCUGAACAUCGAAGAGCGUGAAAUCAAGGUUGUUCGCCCGCUGUACAGCGUGGAGGUCACAGAGACCGAGACAGCCAAGUUUGAGACGGAGAUUUCAGAGGAAGACAUUCACGCCACCUGGAAACUGAAGGGAGAGACGCUCCACCCAUCUGCUGAUGUGGAGAUCAAGGAGGAGGGACCCCGACACAUGUUGAUCCUCUUCAACUGCAGAAAGGACAUGGCCGGAAGCGUUGACUUCUCGGCAGCGAACGCCAAAUCCUCAGCUCAGCUCAGGGUCAAAGCCCGGGUGAUCGGCCUGAUGAGGCCUCUGAAUGAUGUCACCGUGACCGCUGGAGAGACCGCUACCUUCGAGUGCGAGCUGUCAUACGAAGGCAUCGCUGUCGAGUGGUUCCUGGGGGGUACAAAGCUGGAACCAAGCGACAGAGUGGUGUUGAAGGCAGAGGCUAAAGUCCACAGUCUUACUCUGCGGGACGUGCAGCUGGAUGAAGCUGGACAAGUCAAACUCACCGCCAAAGACUUCCAGACUGAGGCAAACCUCAUUGUCAGGGAGCCACCGGUUGAGUUCACGAAGCCUCUGGAGGACCAGACGGUGGAGGAGGAAGCCACUGCCACACUCGAGUGUGAAGUUUCCAGAGAGAACGCAGAGGUGCAAUGGUUCAGGGACGGACAGGAGAUCCGCAAGACCAAGAAGUACGAGAUGAUCGUCGACGGCCGCAAGAGAGCGCUGGUCAUCCACGACUGCACUCCGGACGACUCAAGGACGUACACUUGUGACGCUAAAGACUUCAAAACCUCCUGCUUCCUCACUGUUGAACCUCCACAUGUCGAGUUCACAAAGCCGCUCCAUGAUGUUGAGGUCAGAGAGAAGGAAUCUGCCAGGUUUGAAUGUGAAAUCUCCCGAGAGGACAUCAAAGUCCGCUGGUUUAAGGAUGGAAGUGAAAUUAGAAAGGGGAAGAAGUACGAAAUUAUCGCUCAAGGUCGCCAGCACAUCCUCAUCAUCCACAAGUCGGUGUUUGACGAUGAGGCUGAAUACGAAUGUGACGCUAAGACCUCCAAAUCCUCCGGCAUGCUCACCGUCGUCGAGGAGGAGGCGAGGUUCACCAAGAACCUGUCCAAUGUGGAGGGAACGGAGACGGACAGCGUGAAGCUGAUCUGCGAGGUCUCAAAACCAAGCGCUGAUGUAACCUGGUACAAAGGGGACGAGGAGCUGCCAGAGGGCGGUCGCUACGACCAGAUCGUGGACGGGAAGAGGAGAAUCCUCCUCAUCCAGGACCUGAAGAUGUCCGACGCCGGAGAGUAUAACUGCAGGCUGAGUCCCAGUGUCAAAACCUCCGCAAAUCUCAAGAUUAAUGAACUGGCUGCUGAGUUCAUCUCCAGGCCUCACAGUCAGGAGGUGGUGGAGGGCGAGAAGGCGGAGUUCACCUGCUCCGUCUCCAAGGAAACCUUUGAGGUCAAAUGGCUUAAAGAUGACAAGGAGCUGGAGGCUGGAGACAAAUACCAGAUGGUCAGUGAUGGCAAGAGGCGAACUCUGGUCAUCAAGAACUGCGAACUCAAAGAUGAGGGCGGAUACGUUGUGUUGAUUGGAGCAACCAGAGCCAGCGCCGACCUCGCUGUGCUCGAGAAACUGAAGAUCAUCACGCCGCUGAAGGACACAGAGGCCAACGAAGGGCAGGAAGUCGUCCUGAACUGCGAGGUGAACACAGAGGGAGCAAAAGCCAAGUGGCUGAAGAACGAGGAGACGUUGUUUGAGAGCAGCAAGUACCUGAUGGUCCAGAGAGACAACGUCUUCUCCCUGAGGAUCAGAGACGCCCAGAAGGGAGACGAAGCCAACUUCAGCAUCAACCUGACCAAUCAGAGAGGAGAGCAGGCCAAGAGCUCCUGCAACCUCACUGUCAAAGAGGAGAGUCUGAGGAUCAUCGUUCCUCUGGAGGACAUUGACACUCAGGAGAAGAAGACCGUGAGCUUCUCCUGUAAGGUCAACAGGCCCGGCGCCACUCUGAAGUGGAUGAAGGCCGGCGAGGAGAUCACCUUCAGCAAACGCAUCAUUUACAGAGUAGACAAAGAAAAACACACGCUGACCAUCAAAGACUGCAUGCUGACAGAUGAGGGCGAGUACACCGCUGUGGCCGGAGACAGCAAGUCCACCGCAGAGCUGAUCAUCAGCGAGGCGCCGACAGACUUCUCCCUGCACCUGAAGGACCAGACCAUCACCGAGUUCGAGGACGCAGAGUUCACAUGCAAGUUGACCAAAGAGAAAGCCGACGUGAAGUGGUACAGAAACGGACGUGAGAUCAGAGAAGGACCGAGAUACACAUUUGAAAAAGAAGGAAAGAUUUGCACCUUGCGUAUCAAGGAGUGCAGACCUGAUGACGAGUGUGAAUACGCCUGUGGUGUGGACGAAAAGAGGUCCAGAGCCAGGCUCUUUGUUGAAGAGAUUCCAGUGGAGAUUGUCAGACCACCACAGGAUGUGUUCGAAGCUCCAGGCUCAGACGUCGUAUUUGAGGCGGAGCUGAACAAGGACAGAGUGGAGGUGAAGUGGCUGAGGAACAAUAUGCCAGUUGUCCAAGGAGACAAACACCAGAUGAUGAGUGAGGGUAAAGUCCACAGACUGCAGGUCUGUGAGAUCAGACCUCGAGAUCAGGGAGAGUACAGAAUCAUUGCCAAAGACAAAGAUGCCAAGGCCAAGCUGGAGCUGGCAGCUGUUCCUCAGAUAAAGACCACAGACCAAAACUAUGUCACAGAUGCCAGGAAGCCCAUCGUCAUGGCCGUCCCCUACAGCGCCUACCCGCAGGCUGAGGCCGACUGGCUGUACAACAACCUGAGUCUGUCCAAAGAAAACAUCUACACAUCCGCCGAUCGCACAGAGUACCGGCUGAAGGACCCCAUGAAGUCUGACGAGGGCCGCUACAAGAUCAUCAUCAAGAACAAACAUGGAGAAGGAGAAGCCUUCAUCAACCUGGAAGUCAUCGAUGUCCCAGGACCCGUGAAGAACCUACAGGUGGUCGACACCGCCGAUGGCGAGGUCAGCCUGGCAUGGGAGGAGCCUGAGAGCGAUGGCGGCGCCAAGGUCAUUGGCUAUGUGGUGGAGAGACGCGACGUGAAGCGUAAGACAUGGACGCUGGCCACAGACAACGCUGAGAGUCCCGAGUACACAGUGACCGGCCUACACAGGGACUCCAUGUACCUGUUCAGAGUCUGUGCCAGAAACCGGGUCGGCAGCGGACCCAACGUAGAGACCGAUGAACCUGUACAGGCCAGGAACAAGUUUGAUGUUCCUGAUGCUCCUCUGAACGUGAUUGUGGGAAAUGUCACCAAGUUUGGCUGCACCGUCUCCUGGGAGCCUCCCGAGUCGGACGGAGGUUCUCCCAUCACCUCUUACAUCAUUGAGCUGCGUGACAGAACGUCGGUGAAGUGGUCGCCGGUCCGGGUGACCAAAGCCGAUGAGCUCAGCGCCAUUAUUAACGACGUCAUCGAGAACAAAGAGUACAUCUUCAGAGUCAAAGCUGAGAACAAAGCCGGUGUUGGCAAGCCCAGCGCUGCCUCUCAGCCCGUCAAGAUUAUGGAUCCCAUUGAGCCUCCCAGUCCCCCUCUGAACCUGGUCUGGCAGGACCAGAAUAAGAGCUCAGUGCAGCUCACCUGGGAGACUCCUCUGAGGAACGGAGGCAGCAUGAUCACCGGAUACAUCAUCGAACGCUGCGAGGACGGCACCAACAAGUGGCUCCGCUGCAAUGCCCGUCUCUGCCCGGACCUGUUCUACAAGGUAUCUGGUUUGAAAUAUGGAACAAAGUACAACUACAGAGUGUUUGCUGAAAACGCUGCCGGAGUCUCUGACCCGUCAAACAUCAUCGGGCCUCUGUUGGCUGACGACCCACACGUUGGUCCAACCUUCGACCUGAGUGGUUUCAAAGACGGCCUGGAGGUGAUUGUCCCUCAGCCUCUCACCAUCAGAGUCCCCAUCACCGGAUACCCGAUCCCCGUAGCCAAGUGGACCUUUGGAGAGAAGGAGCUGACCACUGCUGACGAACGGGUCACCAUGACAACCAGGUCCACAUUCACAGAACUGAUCGUCACGCCGAGCGUCCGUCCAGACAAGGGCAUCUACACUCUGCAGCUGGAGAACGAUGUCACAUCUGUCUCAGGGGAGAUUGAAGUCAAUGUCAUCGCGGCACCCAGCGCACCAAAGGACUUCAAGGUUGUGGAGGUGACCCGGCAGCACGUGCACCUGAGCUGGGAGGCUCCGGAGCACGAUGGAGGAAGCCCCCUGACUGGCUACCAGGUGGAGAAACGUGAUGUGUCCCGUAAGACCUGGGUCAAGGUUGCCACAGGUGUCCAGGAUCAGGAGUUUACUGUCACUGACGUGGUUGAAGGGAAGGAGUAUCUGUUCAGAGUCACUGCCUGCAACAAGUGUGGACCAGGAGAGCCGGCGUACAUCGACGAGCCUGUCAACGUCUCCUCUCCUGCCACCAUCCCCGACCCUCCAGAGAACCUGAGGUGGAGAGACAAGUCUGCCAGUGGCAUCUUCCUGACCUGGGAGCCACCAAAAUAUGACGGCGGCUCCAACAUCCGAGGCUACAACGUGGACCGCUGCCAGAGAGGAGCUGAUAAAUGGGAGCCCUGCGGGGAUAUGGUGCCUGAGCUGAAGUUCCAGGUGACAGGUCUGAUCGAGGGCCAGUGGUACUCCUACAGAGUUCGAGCCCUGAACCGACUUGGGGCCAGCCAGCCCUGCAAGGCCACUGAUGAGAUCCAGGCAGUCGAUCCCAAAGAACCUCCAGAGAUCCAGCUGGAUGCCAAGCUUCUGGCCGGUCUGACCGCCAAGGCCGGGAGCAAGAUUGAACUCCCUGCUGAGGUGACAGGUAAGCCCGAACCUCGGGUGAAAUGGACUAAGGCUGACCUGGUGCUCAAACCAGAUGACAGGGUGUCCAUUGACACCAAGCCAGGACAUUCAACCGUCACCAUUGCCAAGACCAAGAGAGACGACAGCUCCACCUACAUCAUUGAGGCCACCAACAGCAGCGGCCGUGCCACUGCCACCGUCGAUGUCAACAUCCUCGAUAAGCCUGGUCCUCCGGCUGCCUUCGACAUCUCUGAGAUCACCAAUGAGUCCUGCUUCUUGGCCUGGAACCCUCCACGAGACGAUGGUGGUGCCAAAGUCACCAACUACAUUGUGGAACGCAGAGCUGCUGACAGUGAGAUCUGGCACCGUCUGUCCUCCACCAUUAAACAGACCACAUACAAAGCUGUAGGCCUGGUUAAGUUCAAGGAAUACAUCUUCAGAGUCUUCGCUGAGAACCAGUUUGGUGUUGGCCCACCGGCCGAACACCCAUCCAUCAUUGCCAGAUACUCUUUCGACACUCCUGGAGCUCCUUACAAGCUUGAGGCUUCAGACAUUGCAAAGGACUCCGUGACUCUGUCCUGGUAUGAGCCUGAUGAGGACGGUGGAAGCCCCAUCACUGGAUACUGGGUGGAGAGAUACGAACCUGACCACGACAAAUGGAUCAGAUGCAACAAGUUGCCCAUCAAAGACACCAACUACAGAGUCAAAGGUCUUCCCACCAGGAAGAAGUACAAGUUCAGGGUCCUGGCUGAGAAUCUGGCUGGAACUGGAAAACCCAGCAAGGAGACAGACCCGAUCCUUGUCAAAGAUCCAAUUGAUCCUCCUUGGCCUCCUGGCAAACCCACUGUGAAGGAUGUGGCUAAGACUUCCUGCUUCCUGAUGUGGACCAAACCAGAGCAUGACGGUGGAGCAAAGAUCGACGGCUACAUCAUUGAGAUGUUGAAGAGCGGUACCGUGGACUGGAUCCGCGUGGCAGAGAACAUCAGCAUCCUGGAACACUUCCUGAAGGGCUUGAUGGAGAAGCAAGAGUACUCAUUCAGGGUGCGAGCUGUUAAUGUGGCAGGAGAGAGUGAACCCAGCGAGCCGAGUGACCCAGUGCUCUGCAAAGAGAGACUCAACCCACCUUCAGCUCCUCGCUGGUUGGAUGUCAUCAACAUCAGCAGGAACAGCGCCGACUUGAAGUGGACGGCUCCUGAGCGAGACGGGGGCUCACCAAUCACCAAUUACGUGGUGGAAAAGCGUGAUGUGAGGCGUAAAGGCUGGCAGACCGUCGACACCACUGUCAAGGAGCUGAAGUACACCGUGACGCCGCUCAACGAAGGUUCGCUCUAUGUGUUCCGUGUUGCCGCCGAGAACGCUGUGGGCGUUGGGCCUUUCUGUGAGCUGCCGGACUCUGUGCUGGCCAAAGACACUUUCACCACUCCUGGGCCACCGUAUGCCCUCGCUGUCAAUGCUGUGACCAAAAGAUACGUGGACCUGCAGUGGGAGGCACCUAAAAACGACGGUGGCAGACCCAUCCUCAGGUACUCUAUUGAAAAGAAGGAGAAGCUUGGAACUCGUUGGGUGAAAUGCGGGAAGACGUCAGGCCCAGACUGUAAGUACAGAGUGACAGACGUCAUUGAGGGAACAGAAGUUCAGUUCCAGGUCAGCGCUGAGAAUGAAGCCGGCGUUGGUCAUCCGAGUGAACCCACCGAGAUCCUCACCAUCGAGGACCCAACAGGCGUUCCAUCACCUCCCAUUGAGCUGCACGUGACUGGAGCCAGUCGGGACUUCCUGUCCAUCGCCUGGAAGCCUCCACAGAGGGAUGGUGGCUGCCCCAUCACUGGCUACCACAUUGAGAUGUGUGAGGCCGGGACAGAGAAAUGGAUGAGGGUCAACUCUCGUCCAGUGAAGGAGCUGAAGUAUCGUGUGGAGGAAGGUGUGGUCCCUGAGAAGGAGUACAUCCUGAGAGUGAGGGCCAUCAAUGCUGUUGGAGUCAGCGAGCCCUCUGAUAUCUCUGAGAACGUCUUCGCCAACGAAUCUGACUGUAACCCAACACUGGACUUCCAGACUCUGGACCUUGUUGUUGUGGAAACAGAGAAGUUGCACAUCCCGGUUCCCUUCAGAGCUGUCCCCUCACCCAGAAUCACCUGGCACAAAGACGGCAAGGAGCUGAAGGCCGACGAACGCCUCGGCUUCAGGAAGGAGUAUACUUCCUGCCACCUGGAGAUUGACAGCAGCGUUCAUGCUGAUGCAGGACAGUACAAAGUGACACUUGAGAACAGACUGGGAGCUGCCAGCGCCACCAUCAACGUCAAAGUCAUCGGUCUUCCUGGGCCCUGUAAAGAAAUCCUGGCCUCUGAGAUCACAAAGAGCUCCUGCAAAGUGUCCUGGGAUCCUCCAGACUAUGACGGCGGCAGCCCAGUUAUUCACUAUGUCCUGCAGCGCCGUGAGGCCGGCAGGAGGACAUAUGUCAACAUGAUGUCUGGAGAAAACAAGGUGAGCUGGACCGUGAAAGACCUCAUCCCCAACGGAGAGUACUACUUCCGAGUCCAGGCAGUCAACAAGAUCGGGGGAGGAGAGUUUGUUGAGCUCCGCAAUCCUGUCAUCGCAGAGGACCAGAAACAUGCUCCUGACCCACCGGUGGAUGUGGAGACCCACAACCCCACGUCAAGCACCAUCACUCUGACCUGGAAGCCGCCUAUGUACGACGGCGGCUGCAAGAUUAUGGGCUACGUCCUGGAGAAGCAGCAGAAGGGCGAGGACAAGUGGGAGAGGUGCAACGACUUCCUGGUGCCUGUCCUGUCCUACACUGUCAGAGGGCUAACGGAGGGCAAGAACUACACCUUCAGAGUCAAAGCCGAAAACGCUGCCGGGGUCAGCGAGCCGUCUCGCAACACGCCAUUCGUCAAGGCUUCGGACGCCAUCGACCGUCCAAAGGUUUUCCUGAGCGGCAGCCUGCAGUCUGGCCUCAGUGUGAAACGAGGCUGCGAGAUCUGCCUGGACGCCAACAUUUCUGGCUCUCCAUAUCCUCAGAUCACCUGGUACUGGAACAACCAGGUGAUCCGGCCUGAGCCGCUCCGCAAGAGACCUGAAAAACCCCUGAAGAAGAAGGUAGAGAAGAAGGAGGAGAAGAAGGAGGAGGAGAAGAAGGAAACUGGAGAAGCUGAGAAGAAGGAAGAGAAGGAGGGAGAAGUGAAGGAAGGAGAAGAGAAGAAGGAGGGAGAGGGGGAGAAGAAGGAGGAGGAGAAGAAGAAGGAAGAGGAGGCAGCAGAACCCGAGGUGGAGGAGACCGACUACCCAACGAUGAACGAACGUCUGACCAUUGACAACAGCCACAGGGGCAUGUCCUCUGUCGUAAUCAAGGACUCGUACCGCAGCGACCACGGCGUUUACAUGGUGAAGGUGGAGAACGAUCAUGGCACUGCCUCAGCCACCUGCGAGGUCAACGUGCUUGAUACCCCUGGGCCUCCAGUGAACUUCACAUUUGAGGAGGUGAGGAAGAACUCUGUGAUUUGUAAGUGGGAUCCUCCUCUGGAUGACGGCGGCAGUGAGAUCCUCAACUACACUCUGGAGAAGAAAGACAACUCGAAGCUGGAGAUCGGCUGGAGCAGCGUCACCUCCACUCUAAGAGGAUGUCGCUACCUGGUGCCUAAACUCAUCGAGAAGAAGGAGUACAUCUUCAGGGUAGUAGCAGAGAACAAGUAUGGCGCUGGUCCAUACUGCGUCUCCAAACCACUCGUCGCUAAGAAUCCUUUCGAACCUCCUGAGGCUCCUGAUAAACCACAGAUUGACGACAUUACAGCCCACAGCAUGCUGGUCACUUGGAACCAACCAAACGACAAUGGCAGCCCCAUCUUGGGAUACUGGGUGGAGCGCCGUGAGAUCAACAGUUCACAUUGGGCACGUGUCAACAGGAACAUCAUUCCUGACACUGAGCUGAAUGUUGAAGGUCUCCUGGAGGGCCUCACUUACAUCUUCAGGGUGGCGGCUGAGAACCAGGCCGGCCCUGGGAAGUUCAGCAUCCCCUCUGAUCCCAAGACAGCCCAGGCUCCGAUCUUACCUCCUGGUCCUCCAAUUGCCCGAGUGGCAGCAACCACAGACCACUCCAUCGAGGUGGAGUGGGAUCCACCUGCCGACAACGGUGGAGGAGAGAUCCUGGGAUACCACGUUGAUAAGGCCAUGGCUGGUACCAAGGACUGGUCCAGGUCUACAGAGCGUCCUUGGAAGAACCGGACUUUCACCGUCUAUGGAGUUCGUGAGGGAGCUAAGUACCUGGUCAGAGUCAUUGCCUGCAAUGCUGCUGGAGAGGGAACACCAGGAUUCACAGAGUCUGUGUUCGUCAGGAAUCCUGCAGAGAUGCCGGUGAUUGAACUGGAUCUGUCUGUCAAAAAUGGCGUGAUCAUCAGAGCUGGAGAGACCCUCAGUGUACCCGCUACAGUCACAGGUAAACCCUACCCAUCUAUCACCUGGACCAUUGACGAUGCCAAACCUGACAAAGACCGUGUGGAGAUCCUCACCGAGGGCAACGACAGCAUUGUUUCAAUCAAGAACGUUCAGAGAAAGGACUGCGGUAAAUACCACAUCUCUGCCUGCAAUCCCAGCGGCACCAGGGCUGCCUCCACCAGAGUGGAGGUCAUGGAUGUUCCCGGACCGGUCACGGACCUGAAACCUGUUGUCGUCACUCGCAAGAUGAUCUUCCUGAACUGGGACGACCCGGAGGAUGAUGGAGGCAGCGACUUGACUGGCUUCAUUGUGGAGCGAAGAGACGCCAAGAUGCAUACAUGGAGGCAGCCUGUUGAAACUACUUCGUCAAAGUGUGAGUGUGUCGGCAUCAUGGAGGGACAGGAGUACAUGUUCCGGGUCAUCGCAAAGAACAAGUAUGGCAUGGGCCCACCUGUUGAGCUCGGACCCAUCAAGGCUGUGGACCCACAGGGUCCACCAUCGUACCCCGAGAAGUUCCACUACACCGAGCGCACCAAGAACUCCAUCACACUGGCCUGGAAGCCACCACGUAAUGAUGGCGGCAGCCCUGUCAUCGGCUACUUUGUUGAGAAGAAGAGACAGGACCAGCAGGCCUUUGAGCCCUGUAACACGGAGAUCUGCCCGAACAUGACCAUGACUGUGGAGGGUCUGGAUGAUGCCUGGAUGUAUGAGUUCAGGAUCAAGUGCGCCAACCUAAUUGGAGAGAGCGAGCCAUCCAUCCCGCUCACUGUGGUCAUCCAAGACGAUGAAGUGGCUCCUGAGGUCCACAUGCUGAAACACUUCAAGGGAGACUCCAUUACUGUGAGGAAGGGUGAGUCCAUUGAGAUUCCCGCUGAUGUCCUGGGUCUCCCCAUCCCGAAGGUUGAGUGGUCCAAGGAUGAUGUGGUGAUCGAGAAGCCCACAGAGACUCUGCUCAUGGAGACCGAAGUCACUGGCAGGAUGAACUGCAAGACCAUGCUGUCAAUCCCAGCAGCCAACAGGAGGGACCGUGGCAGCUAUACUGUGUCUGCCUCCAACAACAUGGGCUCAGCCAAACACACCAUCUCGGUCAUGGUGCUGGACCGACCACUUCCACCCAGGAAUGUCACAGUUUCCAACAUUAAAGCAGAGUCUUGCUACCUCCAUUGGGAUGCACCACUGGAUAAUGGUGGCAGUGAGCUGACUAACUACAUUGUUGAGAAGAUGGAGGUAGUGAAGGGGGAACCAGAGCUAGAAGAGGGACAGGAAGCUCCACCUGAGCCACAGUGGGUGGAGGUAACGAACAGCAUCAUCGACAGGAAAUACGGGGUAUGGAACCUCGAGACAAACAAGACCUAUCUGUUCCGGGUUAGAGCUGAGAACCGCUAUGGUAUAUCUGACCCCUGCGCAACGGAGGAAGUCCAGAUCACAGAUCCAUUUGGUCUUCCUGGACCGCCAGAGAAACCAACCAUCGCAGAGUACUCCAAGACCUCCAUGACCCUAACUUGGGAGCCUCCCAGAGACACUGGUGGCUCUAUGAUUAUCGGCUACUGGCUGGAGAAGAGAGAGAAAGGCACUGACUACUGGGCCAGAGUCAACAAGAUGCCUGUCACCAAGAGGGGCAUGAAAGGCUGGGAGUACCAGGUGACUCGUUUGAUCGAAGGAACAGAAUAUGAGUUCAGGGUUGCUGCCUGCAAUUCUGCAGGAACUGGGCCGUUCAGUGGACCAUCUGACUCCGCCUUUGCUGUCGAUCCCCUGACUCCUCCCAGCAUGCCUGCUGCCCCUGAGGUGGUUGACAAGACAAAGCACAGUGUCACACUGUCUUGGAAGCCGCCAGAGAGGGAUGGAGGCAGCCCCAUCAAGGGCUACAUCAUCCAGAUCCAGGAUGAGGGCAAAUCAGAUUGGGUGAGGGUGAACGACCCAGACACCCUGCACCCCACCACUGAGUUCACUGUGCCCAGUCUCCGCGAGCUCAAACGCCACCGCUUUAGGAUCAUCGCCGUAAAUGAUGUUGGCGAGUCAGACCCCAGCCCCCGCACCGGCGAGGUUCUAGUUGAAGACAUUCAGCUUGGGCCUUCCAUCAACAUUGACGUAAUGGCAGACGACCUGCUCUGCAUCCGUGCCGGAGAUCCUAUUAGGAUCCCUGCCACCAUCAAAGGCCGCCCUGUUCCCAAGGUAACCUGGGACUUUGAUGGCAAAGCCAAGUCACACAAGAAGAACAAACUGCACACACUGCCUGUGGACUCAGAGGUUGAGUCCACCGACACCACGUCUGUUGUGACCAUCCCUGUCAGUCUGAGGAGCCACUCUGGACGUUACACCAUCACUGCCAAGAACAAGUCUGGACAGAAACAUGUCAACGUCCGAGUCAAUGUGCUCGACGUCCCCGGACCUCCCAAAGAACUCAAGGUAACUGACAUCACCCGGUCGACGAUGAGGCUGAUCUGGAAACUGCCCGACAAUGACGGAGGGGAGAGGAUCAAGAGCUACUUUAUCGAGAAGAAAUCUGUCACUGACAAGGCCUGGACAAAGGUGAAUGCAGCCUGUGCCAGCCAGGCUUAUGUGGUGCCGGGCCUGCUUGAAGGUCAGGACUACCUGUUCAGGGUCCGAGCUGAGAACAGACUUGGAUUUGGCCCAUUCACUGUCACCACCGAACCUGCGCGAGCCAGAGACCCCAUCUACCCACCUGACCCCCCCACCAAGCUGAAGGUCAAUCUGGUGACAAAGAACACUGUCACUUUGAGCUGGGAGCCUCCCAAAAACAAUGGGGGCUCUCCAGUGACGCAUUACAUCAUCGAGCGUUUGAGCUGGGACACCAGUGGCAAGGAGAAGGAGACCUGGAAGCAGUGCAACAAGAGAGACGUGGAGGAACUCACCUUUGUGGUUGAGGACCUGAAGGAGGGAGGAGAGUAUGAGUUCAGGGUAAAAGCAGUGAAUGCCGCUGGACCCAGCCGACCCUCUGCCACUGCUGGACCCCUGGUCAUCAAGGAUCAGACAUGUGCUCCCACCAUUGAGCUGCGUGAGGCCAUGGAGGGCGAGGAGGGCUGCGAUGUCAGCAUUGUGGCCAAGGUGAGCGGCUGUCCGUUCCCCACGCUCACCUGGCAGAAAGCCAGUCUGGCCAAACCUGAGGAGAAGGCUGCCAUCCAGUACGACCAGCAUAUCAGCAAACUGGUGACCCAGGACAAGUGCACGCUGCUGAUCCAGCAGGCCGACAGGCACGACAGCGCCCUCUACAGCCUGACAGCGAGCAACAGUCUGGGCACUGUCACCAAGGAUAUCAAACUCUCUGUGUUUGGACCUCCCGGCCCGCCUGUCGGACCAAUCAAGUUCACAGAGGUGUUUGCAGAGAGGAUUGGUCUGGUCUGGAACCCUCCUACUGAUGACGGUGGAUCCAAGAUCACCAACUAUGUGGUUGAGAAACGUGAGGACAACAGGAAGUCCUGGGUCCAUGUCUCCAACGACCCUAAGGAGUGUGCCUACGUGGUGACCCGGCUUACUGAAAACCACGAGUACGAGUUCAGAGUUAUGGCCCAAAACAAGUUUGGAGUCGGACCUCCGUUGACCAGUGAGCCUGAGAAGGCCAGAAACCUCUUCACCGUGCCGGGUCAAUGUGAGAAACCAACUGUAACCGAAGUCUGUCUGGAGUCGAUGACCGUAAACUGGGACGAGCCCAAGUACGACGGUGGCUCCCCCAUCACCGGCUACAUUGUCGAGAAGAAGGAGACCACCUCCAAGCGCUGGGCCCGCGUCACCCGCGAGCCGAUCCGAGCGCUGCCUCUGGGUAACAACUGGGACGUCACCGGCCUGCUGGAGGGCGCCAUGUACCAGUUCAGGGUCAUCGCUGUCAAUGCGGCUGGCUGCGGUCUGCCCAGCAUGCCCUCUGACCCCGUACUCUGCAGAGACCCCAUCAAGCCUCCCGGGCCCCCCACUCCAAAGGUGACGGACUGGACAAAGUCAACGGUGGAGCUGGAGUGGAUCCCUCCUCUGCUAGACGGAGGGUCAAAGGUCACAGGCUACAUCGUGGAGUUCAAGGAGGUGAACAAGGAGGAGGAGGAGAAGAAGGCUCAGAGGAGGCUGCUGCUGAGCGAUGCUGAGGAGGAGAAAGAACCUGAGAGCGAGGAGGCCUGGGAGAAGGCGAAAGACACAGAGAUCAGAGGAACCAAGUUUGUCGUGGCUGGUUUGAAGGAAGGCGGUCUGUACCGCUUCAGAGUUCGAGCUGUGAAUGCUGCUGGAGUAGGGGACCCUGGACUCGUAUCUGAGCUGAUUGAGGUCAAAGACAGAACAAUCCCUCCUGAGAUGGAUCUUGAUGCCUCAGUGAAGGAAAAGAUUGUGGUCCACGCCGGUGGCACCAUCCGCAUCAUCGCCUACGUGUCCGGUAAACCAGCCCCACAGAUCAAAUGGUGCAGAGACGACGCCGAGGUGCCCAAAGAGGCUGUGGUGGAGACGACUGGCAUCUCCAAUUCGCUGGUCAUCAAGAACUGCAGACGCCAACACCAGGGCAUCUACACUCUGAGCGCCAAGAACGAGGGAGGAGAGAGGAAGAAGGCUGUCAUUGUUGAGGUCCUGGAUGUCCCCGGACCAGUCGGCCUUCCUUUUGCUGGAGAGAAUCUGACUAACGACUCCUGCAAGCUGACCUGGUACUCCCCAGAGGAUGAUGGUGGCUCGGCCAUCACUAAUUACAUCAUCGAGAAGAGGGAGUCGGAUCGCAUGGGCUGGACGUCGGUGUCCUACACAGUGACAAGGAACAACGCUGUGGUUCAGGGACUCAUUGACGGCAAGGGCUACUUCUUCAGGAUUGCAGCUGAGAACAUCAUCGGCAUGGGACCUUUCAUCGAAACCGACAGGAUGGUCCUCAUCAAGGACCCCAUCUCCGUUCCAGAGCGUCCAGAGGACCUGAUCAUCACUGCUGUUACGAAGGACUCAAUCUCUGUCUUCUGGAGACCGCCCAAGUACGACGGCGGUGCUGAGGUGACUGAGUACGUCCUUGAGUCCCGCAUGAUCGGCCGGGACAACUUCACACGAGUGGGUGGAGAGGACAAGCUGAUGGACAGGAAGUUCACACUGACGGGGCUGAAGGAUGGCUCGAGUCAUGAGUUCAGAGUGUCCGCCAUCAACCAGGUUGGACAGGGCAAACCGUCAUUUGCCACCAAACCAGUCCAGUGCAAGGACGAGCUCGAACCACCUACUCUGGAAAUGGACAUCAGGGACAAGAUGAUGGUGAAGGUGGGUGACAGCUGCACACUGUCAGGACGCUACAGCGGCAAACCGGCCCCAACAAUCUCCUGGACAAAGAACGACGAGGAGCUGAAGGCAGAUGAGGAGAUCAGCUUCCACAGCACUGCCCGACACCUCAGCCUCAACAUUAGCAAAGCCAAGAGAGAACACAGCGGCCGCUACUGCGUCAGCGUGGAGAACGCUGCCGGAGCUCGCACGGGCAUCUGCACCAUCACCGUAGUCGACCGCCCUCAGCCUCCGGAGGGCCCCGUGGUCUUCAACGAGAUCUACAGGAACUACAUGGUGAUAUCCUGGAACCCUCCUCUGGAUGAUGGAGGCUGCGCAGUCUCCAACUACAUCAUCGAGAAGAGAGACACCAACAGAGACCUGUGGAUGCCUGUCACCUCGUCCUGCACCAGGACCACCUGCAAGGUGCCGAAGCUGAUUGAGGGCCGUGAGUACAUCAUCAGGAUCAUGGCUCAGAACAUCUAUGGCAUCAGCGACCCCCUGCUGUCUGCAGAGACAAAGGCGAGAGAUAUCUUCAAGGUUCCUGAUGCCCCUAAACAGCCCACAGUGAAGGAAGUUUACCACGACUCCGCCCUCAUCAGCUGGGAGCCACCUGCUGAUGGAGGAAAGCCAAUCACAGGCUACAUUGUGGAGAGGAAGGAGACCAUGGCCAACAGGUGGGUUCGCUGCAACACAGAGAGAAUCCAUCCAAAGGUGGAGUACUGGGUGUUGGAGCUGCUGCAAGGCUGUGAGUACGAGUUCAGAGUCAGCGCUGAGAAUGAGGUAGGAGUCGGUGACCCGAGCCCACCCUCCAAACCCGUCUUCGCCAAAGAUCCCAUUGUGAAACCCGGUCCACCAGUGAAUGUCCAGGCCAUUGACUACACCAAGGAGUCAGUGACUCUGUCCUGGCAGCCACCUACCGACACUGGCAGAGGAAAGAUCUUCGGUUACUUGCUGGAGUUCCAGAAGGCUGGAGAGGAGGAGUGGUGCAAGGUGAACCAGACUCCAGACUCCUGCCAGGAGACCAGGUUUAAAGUGAUCAACCUGGAUGAAGGUGCUCUGUACCGCUUCAGAGUCAUGGCUGUGAAUGCUGCUGGAGAGUCCGACCCAGCUAACCUGAAGGAGCCAAUCAGAGUGCAGGACAGACUGGAGCCCCCUGAGCUAAUUCUGGAUGCUGGAAUGACAAGAGAGGUGAAGGCCAUGGCUGGCACUCACAUUACACUGAUGGCCACAAUCAAAGGCGUCCCAUUCCCCACUGUUACCUGGAAGAAGAACGACGCUGAAGUUCCCACCAGGGCCGACAUUGAGACCAAUCAGGCCGGCACCAAGCUAGAGAUGAGGUUCUGUAACCGUGGUGACUGUGGAGACUACACCCUAACCGUGGAGAACCCGGCAGGAUCUAAGACAGUCACUUGUACUGUUCUUGUUCUUGACAAACCUGGUCCCAUCCAGCACCUCCGGGUGUCUGACAUCAGGAGUGACUCCGCCUACCUAUCCUGGAAGGAUCCAGAGGACAACGGUGGUGCUCGCAUCACCAACUUUGUGGUGGAAAAGAAAGACACUGCAUCCACUCAGUGGGUCCCUGUCUGCUCCACAUCCAAGAAACGCAGCAUGAUGCUAAAGCACCUGAUGGAGGGCACAUCCUACUCGUUCAGAGUUGCUGCUGAGAAUCAGUACGGCCGCAGCGAAUAUGUUGAGACUCCAAAGGCCAUCAAGGCAAUGAACCCACUCUUCCCUCCAGGUCCUCCCAAAGACCUGCACCACGACGAUGUGGACAAAACUGAGGUGUGGUUGGUAUGGAACUGGCCUGACCGCAAUGGAGGGAGUGAGAUCACAGGUUUCCUGGUGGAGUAUCAGGAAGAGGGAGAGAAGGAGUGGUAUGAAUGGAAGACCGUCAGCAUCCCUGAGAGCCAUGUGACUGGCCUGGAGGAAGGAAAGACCUACCGCUUCAGAGUGAGGGCUGAGAACGCUAUUGGCCUCAGCAGACCCGAUACCACCGUGCCUAUCCUCUGCCAGGAGAAACUGGUGCCUCCAUUUGUUGAGGUGGACGUUAAGCUCACUGAGGGCAUCAUUGUAAAGGCUGGCACCACCAUCAGGCUGCCAGCUAUCAUGAGAGGAAUUCCUGUUCCCACUGCAAAGUGGUCCAUCGAAGGAGAGGAGAUCACCAGCCAGGGCAACAUCAAGAUUGACACUGACAACUUCUCCACUGUGCUCAGCAUUAAUGAGUGCACCAGGAACCACACUGGAACCUACCUGCUCACUGUGUCCAACCCUGCUGGAACCAAAACAGUGGCCUUGAAUGUCACUGUACUAGAUGUUCCUGCUGCUCCCAUCGGACCUGUCAACAUCCUGGAGGUCACUCCAGACUCCAUGAUGAUUGAAUGGCGUCCUCCCAAAGAUGAUGGCGGUAGCCCUAUUACAAACUAUAUAGUUGAGAAGCGAGAGUCCUCCAAGGAGACCUGGGGAGGUGUGAGCUCUUGUGGCCUUGCCACCAGUCUUAAUAUUACUCGCCUGCAGAAAGGAGUGGAGUAUGUGAUUCGCAUCUGUGCUGAGAACAAGAUGGGUAUUGGAGCUCCUCUGGAGAGCAAGCCCACUGUUGCUGAGCACUCUUUCAUGCCACCCAGUCCCCCUGGUAAGCCACAGCCCUAUGAUAUCUCAGACGAUGCUGUUACACUUGGCUGGACCAUGCCCUUGUCUGAUGGUGGCAGCCAGAUCACUGGCUACAUCAUUGAGCGCCGACACAAGGGAGGAAAAUGGAUCCGUGUCAACAAGAUACCCUGUAAGGACAUGAGGUACAGAGUCCAAGGUCUGUUUGAGGGCAAUGAGUAUGAGUUCAGAGUGUUUGCUGAGAAUAUUGCUGGCUACAGUGGCCCCUCCCCCAUCUCUGACCCCUGCAAGCCCUGCAGGCCCAUCACUGUCCCCACCCCCCCUGUAAACCCCAAGGUUAAGGAUUAUAGCAAAACCACUGCUGACCUGGUGUGGACCAAACCCACCAAAGACGGGGGCAGCCCCAUCUUAGGCUACACUGUGGAAAUGAAGAAGGCAGACACUGAAGACUGGAAAAAAGUCAAUCUGGAUGACUUCAUCAAGCAGUGUGCCUACAAGGUGAAGGGCCUGGAAGAAGGAGUGACCUACAGAUUCAGAGUCUAUGCCUCAAACAUGAUUGGAGAUGGAGAGCCAAGAGAAAUCCCAGAGUCCAUCACUGCUCAGGAUAUCCUCAUUCCUCCAGAGAUUGAGAUGGAUGCCACCUGCCGUGAGCAUGUUACUGUGCGUGUUGGACACAACAUCAACAUCAUUGGAUACAUUAAAGCUCGUCCCGACCCUGAAGUGCUCUGGUCAAAAGAAGACACAGUCCUGGAAAACAACAAACGUGUCACUAUCGUUCAGAACCUUCCUGUGGUCCACCUGAGGAUCAAAGAGGCCACAAGAGCUGACCACGGCAAAUACAUUGUGAAGGCUUCAAAUGAGGGUGGUGAGGCAUCCUGCACCAUUACAGUCAAUGUGCUAGACAGACCCAGCCACUGCCAGAAUCUGCAUACAACCUAUGUCACCAAGGACUCAUGCAUGAUCAACUGGGAGGCCCCAAAGGACAACGGUGGAUCUGAGAUCACCAACUACAUUGUGGAGUGCCGUGAGCCUAGCAUUAGCAUGUGGUCCAUGAUUUCCUCCAACUGCACCAAUCGCAAGAUCAAGGCCAAGCUGAUGGAGGGUCAUGAGUACCUGUUCCGUGUCUGUGCUGAGAACAAGAUGGGACCGGGUCCUUGUGUGGAAACCAAGACCCCUCUGCUGGCCAUUGACCCCUUGGAGAAGCCUGGUGAGCCUGAGAACUUCAGAGCCACUGACAUUGGUAAGAACUAUGUCUAUCUGAGAUGGAGGAGGCCUGACUACGAUGGUGGCAGCCCCAACCUGUCCUAUAACCUAGAGUGCAAAGCUAAAGACGCUGAAGAGUGGGAAAAACUUAGCACUGGCACUCUCACUGACACCUUCUUCCUGGCUGACAAAUGCAUAGAGAACCAGACAUACACCUUCAGGGUGCAGACUGUCAAUGAAGGAGGUGAGAGUGACUGGGUGAAACUCGCUGAUAUUCUGGUGAGGGAGGAGAUUCAGAAGCCUGUCAUUGAUCUGAAGCUCGCUGGAACUUUGACAGUGAAGGCUGGAGAAUCAGUCCGGAUGGAGGCUGCUUUGAGAGGAAAGCCCCAGCCUGAGGUCAAAUGGACAAAAGACAAGGCUGUUGGAGACAACCCCAGAAUCAGCUAUGAGACUGGCCCAGACUACUCCAAGUUCCUCAUGACCAAGUCCAGACGCACUGACACCGGGAAGUAUGUCAUCACCGCCACAAACUCCGCCGGCACCUUCACGGCAUAUGCCAAUGUUAAUGUACUGGAUGUCCCUGGCCCUGUGAGAAACCUCAGGACUACUGGGAUUGGAGCUGACAAAUGCAGAGUGGUGUGGGAUGCUCCAGAGGAUGAUGGAGGUUGUGAGGUUGACAGUUACAUCUUGGAGAAAUGCGAGACCAGGAGGAUGGUCUGGUCGACAUACUCUGCCUCUGUGGUCACACCAUACUGCAACAUCACUCGUCUGGUUGAGGGCAAUGAGUACAUCUUUAGAGUGAGGGCUGAAAACAAGAUGGGAACUGGUCCUGCCAUGGAGAGCAAGCCUGUUACUGUCAGGACUCAGUUCAACAAACCUGGACCCCCUGAUGCUCCUGAGGUCACCAAGGUGAGUAAAGAUGAGAUGACAGUUGUAUGGGCUCCACCUGAAAAUGACGGAGGAAAGUCGAUCACCGGCUACAUCCUGGAAAGGAAAGAGAAGAGGGCAGUACGCUGGGUGCCGUGCACCAAGAGCCCCAUCUCCGAGAGACGCAUGAAAGUCACCAACCUGAUUCCCAACCACGAGUAUCAGUUCAGGGUGAAGGCUGAGAAUGAGGUUGGAUUGGGGGAGCCCAGCAAACCCUGCAGACCUGUCGCAGCCAAGGAUCCCAUUGAGCCCCCUGGCCCCCCUGCAGGCCUGAAAGUGGCUGACAGCACCAAGACCUCCAUCACCCUGUCCUGGUCUAAACCUGUCUAUGAUGGUGGUGCCCCCAUCAUUGGCUACAGCCUGGACAUGAGGCUGAAGAGUGAGGCUGACCCUGAAAAGCCCACAGAAGGCUGGAAAAGAAUUGACACCCAUGGCCCAUUGGUGCUCAAAGAGUUCACCAUCAACCAGUUGGAUGAGAAGCAGGAGUAUGAAUUCAAAGUGUCUGCCCAAAACCAGGUGGGCUGGGGACGCCAUGCCUACUUGAAGGAGGCUGUCUCUCCCAAGGAAAUCCUGGAGGCUCCAGAGAUUGACCUGGAUGCCAGUCUGAGGAAAGGCCUGGCUGUCAGAGCUGGCUGUCCAAUUAGACUUUUUGCUGUGAUCAGAGGAAGGCCCGCCCCCAAGGUUACCUGGAAACGCUUGGGUGUGGACAAUGUGAUCCGCCGAGGUCAUGUGGACCAGGUUGACACCAUGUCUUUCCUGGUUAUUCCUGAGAGCACCAGAGAGGAUUCUGGGAAAUACUCGUUGACCUUGUCCAACUCAGCUGGAGAGAAAGCUGUGUUUGUCCGUGUCAAAGUCCUUGAUACUCCUGGUCCUGUUGGUGGCCUGGAGGCAAGUGACAUCACCAAGACGACAGCUCAGCUGUCCUGGUUGCCACCAGAGAAUGACGGUGGCAGCCCAAUUCUCAACUACAUUGUGGAGAAACGUGAGGUGGAUAGGAAGACCUGGACAAAAUGCACAGAGGAACUGAAGAAGACCAGCUUCAAGGUGACCAACAUGACACCUGGUGUAGAGUACUACUUCAGAGUCAUGGCCUGCAACAAAUAUGGCAUCGGAGUUCCUCAGGACUCACCCAAGUCCUACCUAGCGGUUGAUCCCAUCAGUGAGCCGGAUCCUCCCAAGAAGAUGGAUGUGUUGGAGAUAACCAAGAAUAGUGCCACACUGGGCUGGCUGAAGCCACUCAGAGAUGGAGGAGCCAAGAUCAACGGUUAUGUGGUAGACUAUCAGGAGGAGGGUGCACCCGAGGACAAGUGGACACCUUACUCUGUGGUUAAAGACCUGACCAUUGUGGUGGUUGGUCUGAAGGAAGGAAAGAAAUACAAGUUCAGAGUGGCGGCCAGGAACUCGGUUGGUGUCAGCCUGGCCCGAGAGGCAGAGGGAGUGUUUGAGGUCAAGGAGCAGCUCAUGGCUCCUAAAGUCAUUAUGCCUGACAUUGUGACAGUCAGAGCUGGUUCCAAGAUGGUGGUUGAGGCCAUCGUGGCCGGUAAACCUCCUCCAUUCUGCAAGUGGAAGCAGGGCAACGAGGAUGUGCUGACCUCUGACCGCCUUUCUGUGGUAAAGACACUGACGACCUGCACGCUAAUCAUCAAGAAUGUGACAAGAAAGGACAGUGGCUACUAUAGCCUGUCAGCUGAGAACAGUACCGGCAAGAUCAACCAGAUCCUCCGAGUCAUCGUCAUGGACAUCCCCGGUCCCCCUGAAGCUCCUCUAGAGAUCACAGAACUGGAUAUUGAUGCCUGCACGCUGCUCUGGAACUCCCCACAGGAGGAUGGUGGCAGCAACAUUACCAACUAUAUUGUAGAGAAGUGUGAUGUCAGCCAGGGUGACUGGGUCACUGUGUCCUCAUCCUGCACCAAAACCAGCUUCAGAAUGGCCAAACUGACACCUGGAAAAGAGUAUGGUUUCCGAGUCCGUGCAGAGAACAGGUUGGGCAUCUCUGAGCCCAUCUACUCUGAGAAGAUGAUUGCCAGAUAUCCAUUUGAUCCUCCCAGUGAGCCCAGAAACCUGCAGGUUAACAAGGUCAACAAGGACUUUGUUAUCCUGUCAUGGGAGCGUCCCAGCACUGAUGGCGGCUCCCCCAUCACUGGAUAUUGCAUUGAAAAGAAGGAAAGGAACAGCCUUCUGUGGGUGCAGGCCAACGAGUCUGUGGUCAAAGCUACACAGUACACGUGCACUGGCUUGAUUGAGGGACUGGAAUACACAUUUAGGGUGUCGGCGCUCAACAUGGCUGGACAGGGCAAACCUUGCAAACAGACCGACUACAUCACUGCUCGGACUGCUGUUGACCCACCAGGCAAACCUGAGCCCAUGGAUGUGACCAAGAACUCUGUCUCACUGGUCUGGAGCCGUCCCAAGCAUGAUGGUGGCAGCAAGCUGAUUGGCUACUAUGUGGAGUACGCAAAGCUUCCAGAGGAGAAGUGGGCACGGUGCAAUGCCAACUGCAUGAACAUCCAGACGGAGAGCUAUGUGGUGACCGGCCUGGAGGAGGGUCAACAAUACCAGUUCAGAGUCAUUGCCAAGACUGCGAUCAACAUCAGUCUGCCAUCUGAGCUGUCCGACCCAAUUCCUGUCAUUGCAGAGAAUGUUCCUCCUCGUGUCGAGUUGGGAAUCAACAUGAAGAACCUGAUUGUGGUGAAAGCUGGAGAAAACGUCUUCCUGGAUGCUGAGGUGUUUGGCAAACCACUGCCGAAGAUCAGCUGGAAGAAAGACGGAGUGCCUCUGGUUCUCGCAGAGGGAAUGAAGAUGAUCCAGAAGAAACAUGUCCACCUGCUGGAGCUCUACUCCGUCACCAGGAAGGAGUCUGGAGACUACACUAUCACCGCUGAGAACAUCAAUGGCAGCAAGUACGCCACCAUGAAGGUCAAGGUGCUUGACAAACCAGGCCCUCCAGCCUCAGUGAAAAUUACUAAGGUGUUUGCAGAUCGUGUUAAGCUGCGAUGGGAACCUCCACUUGCAGAUGGUGGCUCUGAGAUCACAAACUACAUCAUAGAGAAACGUGAGACCAGUAGGGCCAACUGGGCACUGGUCACCUCCAAUAUCCAUGGACAUAUCACUGACUGCUCAGUGGAAAAACUCAUUGAAGGACAUGAGUACCAGUUUAGAGUCAGUGCAGAGAAUCAGUAUGGUGUGGGAGACCCCAUCAUGACUGACCCAGUCAUGGUCAAGAACCCAUACGAUGUUCCUGGUCCAUGUGACCCGCCUGUAAUCACCAACAUUACUAAGGACUCCAUGACAGUGAGCUGGAAGGCGCCAGCCAAUGAUGGAAAGGCCACCAUCCUGGGCUACAUGGUGGAGAAACGUGAGGCUACUGAGCUGACCUGGGCUAAGGUCAACCGCAGGCCGGUCAUUGACAGGACCAUCAAAGCCGCUCAGCUGACAGAGGGCUCUGAGUACGAAUUUAGAGUUAUCGCCAUGAACAAAGCUGGUCUGGGCAAACCCAGCGAUCCAUCCAUCGCUGCACUGGCGGUUGACCCUGUCUAUCCUCCUGGACCACCUGCCUUCCCCAAGGUGGUGGACUCCACCAAGAGCUCCAUCAGCCUUAGCUGGACCAAACCGGCAUAUGAUGGUGGCUGUGAGAUCAUCGGCUACCUGGUGGAGUGUAAGAGAGCCGAAGCAGAGGACUGGACCAAGUGCAACAUCCCGAAAAAACUCCAGGCAACCAAAUUCUUGGUGACAGGCUUGAUGGACAACACCGAGUACCAAUUCAGAGUGACUGCCGUCAACAAGAUCGGCUAUAGUGAGCCAAGCGAGGUCCCUGGAAACCACAUGCCUAAGGAGAUCCUAAUUGCACCUGAAGCUGAGCUGGAUGCGGACCUGAGAAAGGCUUUGGUUCUUCGAGCUGGUGUAACCAUGAGACUCUAUGUCCCGCUGAGAGGACGCCCAGCACCAAAGGUGACGUGGACGAAGGUGAAUGCCAACCUGAAGGAGAGGCAGGGCCUUCUGAUAAAUACGUCAGAGUGGGACACCCUACUGAUGAUUGAGGACAUUAACAGAUACGACGCCGGCAAAUACGUUUUGUCACUAGAGAACAGCAGCGGCUCCAAGAGCUACACCAUUGUGGUCAAGGUCCUCGAUUCUCCUGGACCACCCAUGAACCUGAUUGUGAAAGAAACCUCCAGAAGCCAUGCCUGCAUCACCUGGGAUGCUCCAAUGGUCGAUGGUGGCAGCCCAGUCAAGAGCUACGUUGUCGAGAAACGUCUUGCUGAGAGAAAAGCCUGGACCUGUGUGUCUGCAGAGUGCCCCAAAACCUCUUUCAGGAUCACCAACCUGGAGGCAGGACAGGCCUACUGCUUCAGAGUGCUGGCUGAAAAUGCCUACGGCAUUGGCGAGGGCUGUGAGACCGCUGGCAGUGUUCGAGCCUCAGAGCAACCUGGUCCAGUGACAGACUUCAAAGCCCAGAAGACCACCAAGGACUCAAUCGUCCUGGGCUGGAAGAAGCCUAUCAGUGACGGUGGAAGCUAUGUUACAUCUUACAUCCUGGAGCAGAGCGAAGGUGAAGAGAAGUGGACGCAGAUCAUGAAGGGCAAGAACACCUCACACACCAUCAGCGGGCUGACUGAAGGCAAGGAGUACUCCUUUAGAGUCAAGGCACUCAACGAGUCUGGAGAGGGACCACCCACUGAGCUUACUGCUGUUGCCAAGGACCAGUAUGUGCUGCCUGACUGCAAUUUGAGUGGGCUGCAUGAUAACUGCUACGUGGUGAAGGAGGGCAGCACCACCCGUAUCAAUAUCCCCAUCAUCGGAGUGCCCCAUCCCACUGCCACCUGGAAGAAAGGCGACACAAUGCUCGGGGACACUGGCCGGAUGUGUGUGGAGGCAUCCCAGGGUGUCACGACUCUGUUGAUCAGAGACUGCCAGAGAGGAGAUGCUGACACCUACACCAUCAAUGUUAAGAAUAGUGCUGGCUCCAAGGACUGCAAGUUCCAGCUAAAGGUGGUUGGCAAGCCUGGCAUCUGUACUGGACCCAUUAAGUUUGACGAGAUAACUGCUGACGGUAUCACCUUGGAGUGGGGACCACCCAAAGAUGAUGGUGGUGCUGAGGUGUCCAACUACAUUGUGGAGAAGAGGAGGACCACGGACAACAAGUGGGCCACAGUAGCUUCAGCCAUCCAGAAGACCACCAUGAGGGUGAUCAGGCUCCAUGACGGAGUAGAGUACAUCUUCAGAGUCUUCGCCGAGAACAAGUAUGGGGUUGGAGACUAUCUGAGGUCUGAUCCAGUCAUUGCUCAGCAUCCAUUUAAUGUGCCUGAGGCGCCUGCUCCUCCAGAAAUUGUGAGCAUCCGCCACGAGUCGGCCAUCUUGACUUGGGCUGAUCCAAAGGACACUGGUGGCUCCGCAAUUACUGGAUACCACGUGGAGUUUAAGGAGAGAAACAGUCUGAUGUGGAAACGGGCCAGUAAGACUCCUCUGAGAGUGAAGGAGUGCCGAGUAACUGGCCUGAUAGAAGGACUAGAGUAUGAGUUCAGGGUUAUGGCCAUGAACAUGGCUGGCCUAGGGAAGGCAAGCAGGCCCACUGAGGCUGUAGUUGCUCUGGAUCCUAUUGACCCUCCUGGCAAGCCUGAAGUAAUUAAUGUUACCAGGAGUACAGUCACUCUGAUUUGGACACCUCCCAAAUAUGACGGUGGCCACAAGCUGACUGGCUACAUGGUGGAGAAGCUGGAAGCUGGCGGCAAGGCCUGGCUAAAAGCCAAUCAUGUCAACAUUCAAGGCUGUGCCUUCACUGUCACUGACCUGACGGAGGGCUCUCAGUAUCAAUUCAGGGUCAGGGCCAAGAAUGCUGCUGGGGCUAUUGGCAUUCCAUCAGAGCCUACUGAGCUUCUUACCUGCAAGGAUGAGUACGAGCCCCCGACAAUCACUAUUGACCCAGACAUUAAGGAUGGUGUAUCAGUCAGAGCAGGAGACACCAUUGUGAUCUCAGCCUCUAAGAUUAUGGGAAAACCUCCACCCACUGCUAUCUGGUCAAAGGGAGGCCGCGAGUUAAAGAGCUCUGACAUUAUCACCAUAACCAGCACUCCCACUUCCUCCACUCUGGCUAUCAAGUACGCAAGCCGGAAGAACACAGGAGAGUACACCAUCACUGCCAGCAACCCCUUCGGUAUUAAGGAAGAACGUGUUAAGGUGAAGGUCCUGGACGUACCUGGACCUCCAGGUCCCAUUGAAGCCAGUAACAUUUCAGCAGAGAAAUGUACCCUGACCUGGCUUCCACCAGAGGAGGAUGGAGGCUGCUCUAUCAAGUCCUACAUUCUCGAGAAGCGAGAGACCAGCCGCCUGCAGUGGACCAAGCUAGCUGAAAACAUUGUGGACUGCAGAUAUGUAGCCAGUAAAUUGAUCAAGGGCAACGAGUAUGUCUUUAGAGUGUCUGCUGUGAACCAGUAUGGCACUGGAGACUCAAACCAGUCUGGUCCAGUCAAAAUGACUGACAGUUUCCGUCCACCAGGUCCACCCUCAACUCCAGAAAUUGAUAACAUCAGUAGGAAUGCUGUCACCAUUUCAUGGAAAAGACCAGCCCAGGAUGGUGGAAGUGACAUCAGAGGAUACUGUGUAGAGAGGAAAGAGAGGAGAGGGUUGAGAUGGGUGAGAGCCUGUAAGAGGACAAUCCCUGAUCUGCGCUUUAAGGUGCAAGGUCUGAGUGAGGGAGUAGAGUAUGAGUUUAGAGUCACUGCUGAGAACAAGGCUGGAUUUGGGGAGCCAAGUGAGCCAUCGCAGCCUGUGAUGACCAAGGAUAUUGUGUAUCCACCUGGUCCUCCAUCCAACCCCAGAAUUACAGACACCACAAAAACCACAGCUACCUUUGCCUGGGGGCGACCACACUAUGAUGGUGGUCUUGAAGUAGAGGGAUAUAUUGUUGAAUACAAAAAGGAGGGGCAUGAUGACUGGGAAACAGAGACACAGUACCCAUUAAAAGCUACAGAAUAUGUUAUUGGUAAACUUCAAAAAGGAGGCAAAUACCACUUCAGAGUUUGCGCGGUAAACUCGGAGGGAGUUGGUGAUCCUGCAGAGGUUGAGAAAGUGACUGAGCUGGUGGACCAGGAGACACUGCCAGACUUUGAGCUGGAUGCUGAACUCAGGAGAACCCUGGUGGUUAGGUCCCGUGCUUCAAUUCGUUUGUUUGUCCCCAUCAGGGGCCGUCCAGUUCCUGAAGUAAUUUGGAGCAAAGAUGACACCAACCUGAAAAAACGUGCACACAUUGACACCACAGAGUCCUAUACUCUGCUGGUUAUUCCUGACUGCACCAGAUACGAUGCUGGAAAGUACCACCUCUGUCUGGAGAAUGUUGCUGGAAAGAAGACUGGUUUUGUUAAUGUGAAAGUCCUAGAUACACCAGGACCACCAGUCAAUCUUAAACCUAGAGAGAUCACUAAGAACAGCAUCACACUUCAAUGGGAAAUCCCCAUAAUCGAUGGUGGUUCUAAGAUUCACAACUACAUUGUUGAAAAGAGAGAGGCCACUAAGAAGGCCUACACAGUACUUAGCACCACAUGGCAGAAAUGUUCCUUCAAGAUUGCAGAUCUUGAGGAGGGAGCUUACUACUACUUCCGUGUAACUGCAGAGAAUGACCUGGGUAUAGGGGAGCCAGCUGAAACCCCAGAGCCAAUCAGGGUGUCCCAGGCCCCUUCAGCACCAGAGAACUUGUAUGUGACUGAUGUGACUGCAGACAGUGCCAGUCUGGCAUGGACCAAGCCCCGGCAUGAUGGUGGCAGCUUGAUCACUGGAUAUGUCAUUGAGGCCCAGAAGAAGGACACUGAUCAGUGGGUUCAUAUGGCCACCAUCAAGGCUCUGGACUACACUGUCACAGAUCUGAUUCAGGGUGCAGAAUAUACCUUCCGCAUAAUGGCUGUUAAUGCAUCAGGCAGAAGUGACCCCCGUGAGAGCAGGCCUGCUAUUAUCAAAGAGCAGACUUCUGCUCCUUCCUUUGACCUACGUGGAGUUUACCAGAAGACAGUCAUUGCCAAGGCAGGUGACCGUGUCAAGGUGGAGAUUCCAGUGCUUGGCAAACCAAGACCUGUGGUUUCCUGGAAAAAGGGAGACACAGUGCUAAAAGAGACACAAAGAAUCAACACUGAAACUACACCAACAUCAACUAUCCUCAACAUUGGUGAGAUCAAGAGGACUGAUGGAGGCCAGUAUUCCAUGACUGGAAAGAACAUGCUGGGUACAGUAACUGAGACGAUUACAGUCCUUGUCCAUGACAUUCCAGGUGCACCCACUGGUCCCAUUAAGAUGGAUGAGGUCUCAUGUGAUUAUGUUUUAUUUUCCUGGGAGGCACCAGAGAAUGAUGGAGGUGUUCCCAUCAACAACUAUAUUGUUGAGAUGCGGGAGACUACUGGUACAUCCUGGAUGGAAUUGGCAGCUACAGUGAUUCGCACUACAUUUAAGGCAUCCCGACUCAACACUGGAACCCAGUACCAGUUCCGUGUCAAGGCCCAGAAUAGAUAUGGCAUUGGACCAUGUAUUAUCUCUGAACCAGUGGUGGCUGCCUAUCCAUUUGAUGUGCCAAGCCAGCCAGGCACUCCUGUGGUCACAUCUUUCAACAAGGAUGCCAUGACUCUGAGUUGGAAUGAGCCUUCUUCUGAUGGCGGCAGCGCCAUUCUGGGCUAUCAUGUGGACAGAAAAGAGAGAAACAGCAUUCUAUGGCAGAGGAUCAGCAAAGCUCUUGUAGUUGGAAAUAUCUUCAAAUCAACAGGCCUUGUUGAUGGAAUUGCAUAUGAAUACCGUGUUAUUGCUGAAAACAUGGCCGGUCUCAGCAAACCAAGUAAACCCUCUGAGCCUAUGUAUGCUCUGGACCCAGUUGACCCCCCAGGCAGGCCUUUGGCACUGAAUAUCACCAGACAUGAGGUGACAUUGUCAUGGAACAAACCAGAGGGUGAUGGUGGAUUUUCUAUCACUGGAUACACAGUUGAAAGGAGAGAGAUGCCCAAUGGACGCUGGCUCAAGGCCAACUUCAACAACAUUCUAGAAACCAUCUACACAGUCAGUGGUCUGACAGAAGAUGCCACUUAUGAAUUCCGUGUCACUGCUAGAAACUCAGCUGGUGCUGUUAGUGCCCCAUCCCAGCCAUCAGAGGCAAUAACAUGCAGAGAUGACAUUGAAGAACCCAGACUUGAUGUUGAUGCAUCAUAUAGUAGCAAUGUUGUUGUCAUGGCAGGAGAGGUGUUUAAGCUGGAGGCCAGUGUGACUGGCAGGCCAAUCCCAUCUCUGGUAUGGACCAAGGAAGGAAAGGAGCUUGAGGAUACAGCCAAAAUAGAGAUAAAGACAUCUGACUUCCACACAACUCUAAUAAACAAAGAUUCCCUGAGGAGGGAUGGGGGUGCUUUUACUCUGACUGCCAGCAAUCCUGGUGGCUUUGCGAAAUUCACAUUCAAUGUCAAGGUUCUCGACAGACCUGGCCCACCAGACUCCCUCUCUGUUACUGAUGUCACUGCUGAGAAAUGCGUCCUUAACUGGCUGCAUCCAACACAUGAUGGUGGUGCAAAGAUUGAAUACUUUAUCAUUCAAAGGCGUGAGACCAGUAGGUUAGCAUGGACAAAUGUGGCCACGGACCUUCAGGCGAACAGGUUUAAAGUCACCAAGCUUCUGAAGGGCAAUGAGUAUAUCUUUAGAGUCAUGGCUGUUAACAAGUAUGGCGUGGGUGAACCCCUUGAGUCUGAACCUGUCAUUUGUGCCAACCCCUAUGUCCCCAGUGACCCACCACAGCAGCCUGAAGUCACUACUAUUACCAAGGACUCCAUGGUUGUUUGCUGGGAGCGCCCUGAACAUGAUGGAGGCAGCAGAAUAAACACCUAUAUAAUUGAAAGAAGGGAUAAGACUGGCCUGCGCUGGGUGAAGUGCAACAAGAGGACUGUCACUGAUCUACGAUUCAAGGUCUCUGGUCUCACCGAAGGACAUGAGUAUGAAUUCAGAGUUCUAGCUGAAAACAAUGCUGGUCUAAGUCAGCCUAGUCCUUCAAGUCCAUUCUACAAAGCCGAAGACACCAUAUUCCAACCUGGACCUCCUGGAAACCCCAGAGUGCUAGACACAACCAAGUCUUCUAUCACCCUCUCUUGGAACAAACCUGUCUAUGAUGGUGGUUCUGAAAUCACUGGCUACAUUGUGGAGACCUGCCUGCCGGAGGAGGACGAGUGGACAAUUCAAACUCCCAAGAAGGGAUGGACAGCUACUUCUUUCACUAUCACCAACCUGAGGGAAAACCAAGAGUACAAAAUAAACAUCUGUGCCACAAACUGUGAAGGAGUAGGAGAGCCCGCUGCUGUUCCUGGAACUCCCAAAGCUGAAGACAGAUUGCUUCCUCCAGAAAUUGAACUUGGAGCAGAGCUGCGUAAGGUGGUCUGCAUCAGAGCCUGCAGCACACUCAGACUCUUUGUCCCCAUUAAGGGCAGGCCAGCACCUGAAGUUAAAUGGUCAAGAGAGCAUGGAGAAUCCUUAGACAAAGCUAACAUUGAAAUAACCCCAUCAUUCACCACUCUUCAGGUAGAAAAUGUUGACAGAUUUGAUGGAGGUAAAUACAUAGUGACUGUAGAGAAUGCCUCAGGGAGCAAGUCAGCAUUUGUUAAUGUCAGGGUGCUAGAUACUCCUGGAGCACCUCAGAAUCUGAUUGUGAAGGAGAUCACUAAAGAGUCAGUCUCCCUUGUUUGGGAUGCACCUCUUAUUGAUGGUGGCUCUAGAGUCCGCAAUUACAUUGUGGAGAAGCGAGAGUCAACCAGAAAGGCAUACUCAACUGUCUGUGCCAGCUGCCAUAAGUCUAGUUGGAAAGUUGGAGACCUGGAGGAAGGAAAAAUGUACUCCUUUAGAAUCCUGGCUGAGAAUGAAUUUGGCAUUGGCCUCCCAGUGGAGACUGUUGAACCAAUUAAAGUGUCAGAGAGGCCUCUACCGCCAGGCAAAGUGUCCCUUCGUGAAGUUACCAGCACUAGCGUGACAUUAACUUGGGAGAAGCCUGAACAUGAUGGUGGCAGUAGAAUCACAGGCUACAUUGUUGAGAUGCAGAGCAAAGGUAGUGAGAAGUGGACUCAAGUCAUGUUGGUAAAGAACAAUGAUGCUCUUGUAACUGGCCUUACACAGGGAGAGGAGUACAUGUUCCGUAUCUUAGCCACUAAUGAAAAGGGAGUUAGUGACCCACGUCCUCUUAGUGUGCCUGUGGUGGCUAAAGACCUGGUCAUCUCACCAACCUUCAAAUUGCUUUUUAGCACAUUCAGCGCGUUAGCAGGAGAUGAUCUGAAGAUAGAUGUACCAUAUGUUGCCUGUCCCAAGGCUACAGCUUCUUGGCUCAAAGAUGGUAUUGUUCUCAAGGAGACAACCAGAGUUAAUACUGAAACUUCAGAGAAAAACCUUCUUCUGGUUAUUAAGGAGGCUUGCAGAGAUGAUGUGGGCACAUACACUAUCAAACUGAACAACAAAGCUGGAGAGGCAACUACAGACAUCAGUGUUGUUGUUCUAGAUAAGCCUGGUCCUCCAAUUGGCCCAAUUAAGAUAGAUGAGGUCACUGCUGACAGUAUGAUCCUGUCUUGGAAUCCACCAGAGUAUGAUGGUGGUUGCACUAUCAACAACUACAUUGUUGAGAAGAGAGACACAUCUACCACUAACUGGCAGAUUGUGUCAGCUACAGUGGCCAGAACCACUAUUAAGGCAGCCCGUCUGAAGACUGGAACUGAAUACCAGUUUAGGAUUGCUGCAGAGAAUAGAUAUGGCAAGUCUUCAGUCCUGCUCUCUGAAGCCAUUGUUGCUCAGUAUCCUUUUGAAUUGCCCAGCCCACCACGCUCUGUUGUGGUCCAGUCAACCACCAAGGAGAGCAUGGUAGUUGUGUGGGACAGACCCAGCAAUGAUGGUGGAAGCAAAGUUCUGGGCUACCACUUGGAGCUCAAAGAAAGAAACAGUAUACUGUGGGUCAAACAGAACAAACAACUUAUCCCAGACACCAAAUUCAAGGUUGUUGGCCUUGAGGAGGGUAUUGAAUAUGAGUUCAGAGUCUAUGCUGAGAACAUUGUUGGCCUCAGUAGAGCCAGUAAACUAAGUGAAAUGCAAGUGGCCAGAGAUCCUUGUGAAAGGCCAGGAAAACCAGAGGCUGUCAUUGUGACAAGGAACAAAGUCACACUCAGAUGGACCAAACCUGAGUAUGAUGGCGGCAUCAAGAUUACAGGCUAUGUCGUUGAGAAGAAGGAGGGAGCUGGCCGCUGGAUGAAGGCCAGUUUCACCAACAUCAUUGAAACGGAAUUUGUUGUCACGGGACUUAUUGAAAAUGAAAUUUAUGAGUUCCGUGUCAUUGCCAGGAAUGCAGCAGGUGUUUUCAGCCAGCCCUCUGACUCUACUGGAGCUAUCACUGCCAAAGAUGAGGUGGAUCCACCAAAGAUCGACUUAGAAGCAAAGUAUUCCCAGGCUGUGGUGGUAAAUGCUGGAGAGACAUUCAAGCUUGAGGCUGCUAUUUAUGGUAAGCCUGUGCCCACAGUACACUGGCUCAAGGAGGGUGAAGAGAUUACUGAAGCAGCUCGCCUAGAGCUCAAGAACACAGACUUCACAGCUUGUCUAGUUGUUAAAGAAGCCAUCCGUGUGGAUGGAGGUCAGUAUACUUUGCUCGUUAAAAAUGUUGGUGGAGAGAAAUUAGUUAACAUUAACGUCAAAGUCCUCGACAGACCAGGUCCACCUGAAGGCCCUAUCUCUAUUUAUGGGGUUACCAAUGAGAAAUGCUCCAUUUCCUGGAAGCCUCCAGUGCAAGAUGGAGGUAGUGAUGUUUCCCAUUACAUUGUUGAAAGGAGAGAAACCAGCAGAUUGGUUUGGACUGUAGUUGAACCAAAGGUUCAGACACUGAACCUGAAGGUCACCAAGCUUCUUCCUGGUAAUGAAUACAUCUUCAGAGUGAUUCCAGUCAACAAAUAUGGAGUUGGAGAGCCUCUGGAAUCUGAACCAAUGAUUGCCAGAAAUCCAUUUGUUGCACCAAAUCCACCAACGGAGGUAGAAGUCUCUACAAUAACCAAAGAUUCAAUGGUGGUGACCUGGGAGAGACCAACUAAUGAUGGUGGUAACCCCAUCCAGGGAUAUAUUGUUGAGAAACGUGACAAGGAUGGUGUGAGAUGGACUAGGUGCAACAAGCGUACAGUGAGCGAACUCCGCUUCAGAGUGACUGGGCUUCUAGAGAAUCACAGCUAUGAAUUCAGAGUUGCUGCUGAAAACGCUGCAGGCGUGGGCACACCUAGUACACCAACAGUGUACUACAAGGCACUGGAUCCCAUUUUCAAAGCAGGCCCCCCAAACAACCCCAAGGUAGUGGACACAUCAAGGUCUACUGUUUCCCUGACAUGGGGAAAACCCAUCUAUGAUGGUGGCUGUGAGAUUCAGGCUUACAUUGUUGAAGCCUGCAACGGGGAAUCUGAUGAGUGGUUUAUGCGCACUCCAUCCACUGGAAUCACAGACACUAAGUUUACAGUGACAAAACUUCUUGAGAAGCAUGAGUACCGAUUCAGAGUGUAUGCCAUAAACAAGGUUGGCGUUGGUGAGCAUGCUGAUUUCCCAGGAAAAAUUCUUCUGGAGGAGAAGCUAGAGGCUCCUGAUCUUGACCUGGAUGCAGAUAUGAGAAAGAUGAUCAAUAUUAGAGCAGCAAGCACUCUAAGGCUGUUUGUUCCUGUAAGAGGUCGUCCUGCACCUGAGGUUAAAUGGGGGAAGGCUGAGGGCGAGAUCAAGGAGACUGCCCAAAUUGACAAUACAGGCAGCUAUGCUUCACUUGUCAUUGAGAAUGUUGACAGAUUUGACAGUGGCAAGUAUACCCUGACUGCAGAGAAUGCCAGUGGAGUUAAGUCAGUGUUCAUCAGUGUCAGAGUCCUUGACUCACCUAGUCCACCAACUAACUUCAUAGUGAAAGAGAUUACCAAGAAUUCUGUCACUCUUACAUGGGAGCCUCCUCUUCUGGAUGGUGGCUCAAAGAUUAAGCAUUAUAUUGUUGAGAAGCGUGAAAGCACCAGAAAAGUUUACUCUCCCAUCACCACGUGUAACAGGAUGUCAUGGAAAGUUGAACCUCUUCCAGAGGGUGGAAUUUUCUUCUUCAGAGUCUUGGCAGAGAAUGAAUAUGGCGUGGGUCUUCCUGCUAAAACCAUAGAACCAGUGAAGAUAUCUGAGAAGCCUCAGCCACCCGGUAAAGUCAGUGUUGUUGACGUUACUUGUAGCACUGUCACUCUCACCUGGGAAAAGCCUGAACAUGACGGUGGCAGCAGGAUCAGUCACUAUGAAGUCGAACUGGCACCUAAGAACAGUGAAGCUUGGUCUGUCUGUGCUAGUGUAAAGGCACUGGAGACUGUUGUCACUAACCUACUUAAAGGAGAGGAGUACCAGUUCAGAGUUGUUGCUGUAAAUGACAAGGGAAAAAGUGACCCCAGACAACUGGUUCAAUCAGUUGUAGCAAAGGAUCUGGUGAUUGAGCCUGCUGUUAGACCCAAAGCGAGCACCUACAGUGUCCAGGUGGGGCAUGACCUCAAGAUAGAAGUCCCAGUUGCUGGUCAUCCAAAGCCAACCAUCACUUGGACAAAGGACGGUGCCGCCCUUAAGCAGACCACUAGAGUCAAUGUCACUGACUCAGCACAUCUCACCACUCUCACAAUAAAGGAUGCCACUAGAGAGGAUGGAGGUAUGUACAGCAUCAAUAUUGCCAAUGCCCUGGGUUCCAAGGACGCCACUAUUGAGGUAAUCACCCUGGACAAACCGGGUCCACCGACAGGCCCCAUCAAGUUUGAGGACAUCAGUGCUGAGAGUAUCACUCUGAACUGGGAACCUCCCACAUAUACAGGGGGCUGUCCAAUCUCCAACUAUGUGGUGGAGAAGAGAGACACAACCACAACCAACUGGGUGGUUGUAUCUGCCACUGUGGCCAGAACCACACUAAAAGUGGGCAAUUUGAAGACAGGCGCUGAAUACCAGUUCAGAAUUUAUGCUGAGAAUAGAUAUGGAAAGAGUUACGCAAUUGAUUCAGAGCCUGUUUUGGCACAGUAUCCAUUCCAGGAGCCUGGUCCACCAGGAACACCAUUUGUGUCAUCAUACAGUAAAGACUAUAUGGUGGUUGAGUGGCACAAACCUCCGUCUGAUGGAGGCAGUACCAUCUUGGGGUACCAUCUGGAGAGGAAAGAGAAGAACAGUAUUCUCUGGACAAAAAUCAACAAAAUGCUCAUCCAAGACUGCAGGUUCAAGUCCACUCCUCUAGAGGAAGGCAUUGAGUACGAGUACAGGGUUUAUGCUGAGAAUAUUGUUGGCAUUGGAAAAUGCAGCAAAGUCUCAGAGAUUUAUGUAGCCCGUGACCCAUGUGAUCCUCCUGGCCGUCCUGAGGCUGUGAUUGUCACAAGGCACUCAGUAAAGUUGAGGUGGACCCCACCCCAGUAUGAUGGUGGAAGCUUAGUUACUGGUUAUGCAGUGGAGAAACGUGACCUUCCUGAAGGAAAAUGGAUGAAGGCCAGCUUUACAAACAUCAUUGAACAUGAAUUCACAGUUACUGGCCUGACAGAAGACAGUAAAUAUGACUUUAGAAUUAUUGCAAGGAAUGCAGCUGGUGCUGUUAGCAAGCCUUCUGAGAGCACAGGAUCUAUCACAGCCAAGGAUGAAGUUGACCCACCAAAGUGUGAGACAGAUCCUAUGUACAACCAGACCCUUGUUAUUAAUGCUGGUGAGACUUUCAGUCUGGAGGCCAGCGUUGAAGGAAAGCCCAUCCCAACAGCUCAGUGGUUCAAAGGAAAUGUUGAGGUUGAAAACUCAGCAAGAGCUGAGCUCAAAAACACAGAUUUUAAAGCUUUGCUCGUUGUGAAAGAUGCCAUUAGAGUGGACGGAGGACAGUACACACUGGUUCUGACUAAUGUGGCUGGGACUAAAACUGUCCCAUUCACUGUGAAGGUCCUAGACAGACCAGGCCCCUCAGAAGGACCCCUUACUGUCAGCAACGUCACUGAGGAGAAAUGUUCACUGUCAUGGCUCCCACCCAGGCACGAUGGAGGAGCUAGCAUUUCUCACUACAUUAUUCAGAAGAGAGAAACAAGCCGCCUGACGUGGACUGUGGUCUCCAGUGACUGUGGAGCUACCAUGUUCAAGGUUACCAAACUGUUGAAGGGUAAUGAGUACAUCUUUAGAGUCAUGGCUGUCAAUAAAUAUGGUGUUGGUGAGCCUCUUGAAUCAGCACCUGUUAUCAUGAGAAAUCCAUUUGUUCCUCCUAGCUCACCUCAGGAGCUUGAGAUCACAAAUGUUACCAGCGACUCUAUGACUGUCUGCUGGAACCGUCCUGAGACCACUGGAGGUAGUGAGAUUGUUGGCUAUAUUGUUGAGAAGAGAGAUAGAGCUGGAGUUAGAUGGACCAAGUGCAACAAACGUAGAGUGACAGACUUGCGUUUCAGAGUAACAGGACUGACUGAGGAUCAUGAAUAUGAAUUCAGGGUUUCUGCUGAGAAUGCAGCUGGAGUGGGUCAGCCAAGCCCAUCUACACCCUACAUCAAAGCUUGUGACCCCACCUUUGAACCAGGCUGUCCCACCAAUGCCCAUGUGGUUGACAUGACUAAAGAUUCAGUCACUUUGGCUUGGCAUCGGCCUAUCUAUGAUGGUGGUUGUGAGAUUCAAGGAUAUGCUGUGGAGAUUACCAAGGCUGAUGAGGAGGACUGGACCAUAUGCACCCCACCCACAGGAGUUAAUGCUACCAAGUUUACCAUUACCAAGUUGAUAGAGCAUCAAGAAUACAAGGUGCGCAUAUGUGCCAUCAAUAAGAUGGGUGUUGGCGAGCCAACUGAGAUCCAAGGAGUUGUGAAGCCUAUGGAUAAGAUUGAUCCUCCAGAAGUGAUUCUGGGUUCAGAACUUAGGAAGGGAAUAGUUGUCCGUGCAGGGGGCUCAAUGAGAAUCUGCAUUCCAUUCAAGGGACGUCCUACUCCUGAGAUCAGCUGGGCUAAGGAGGAUGGAGAACUGCCGAGUAAAGUUCAGAUUGAGACUGGUGAAGACUAUUCACAGAUCUCCAUUGACAUCUGUGACAGAUAUGAUGCUGGAAAAUACAUCCUCAACUUGGAAAAUAGUGCUGGCACCAAAUCAGCCUUUGUUUCUGUUAAGGUGCUGGACACUCCUGGGGCUCCACUGAAUCUAGCAGUAAAAGAUAUUAAGAGGGAAAGUGUCACUCUUACCUGGGAGCCACCUGUUAUUGAUGGUGGUGCAAGAAUCAAGAAUUACCUGGUUGAAAAGCGUGAGUCUACCAGGAAAGUUUUCUCUAAUGUGGACAACAAAUGCACAAAGACAAGCUACCGAAUCACUGGCCUCACUGAAGGAACUAUCUACUAUUUCAGAGUGUUAGCAGAGAAUGAAUUUGGCGUGGGACAGCCAGCUGAGACAGAAGACUCCGUUAAGACCUCUGAACCUCCUCUGCCUGUGGGUAAGGUCACUUUGACUGAAGUCACCAAAACCGCUGCCUCACUCUCCUGGGAGAAGCCAGACCAUGAUGGAGGCAGCAGGAUCAUUGGCUACUACAUUGAGAUGCAGCCUGUGGGCUCAGAGGAAUGGGUGGUGGCUGCCACAACCAAAACAUGCGAGGGCACUAUCACAGGCCUCAGUGCAGGGCAUGAGUAUCUGUUCAGAGUGUCAGCUUUCAAUGAGAAAGGCAAAAGUGACCCCAGGCCUCUGGCUGCACCAGUCACUGCUAAAGAUGUAACUAUUGAACCAAGAUUCAAGAUGACAUUCAACACUUACAGUUUACAAAAUGGAGAGGAUCUGAAGAUUGAGAUUCCAGUGACCGGACGUCCUGUUCCCAAGGUUGAAUGGAAAAAGGAUGGGCAGGCUCUUAAAGAGACGACCAGAAUAAACGUAUCCAGCACACCAUCAUCUACUAAACUGUGCAUUAAGGAUGCAAAUAAGGAAGACUCUGGCAAAUAUACUAUCACAGCUACCAACAGUGUUGGAGCAACAACAGAGGAGAUUACAGUUAUUAUUCUAGACAAACCUGGCCCACCCACAGGUCCAGUAAAAAUUGAGGAGGUGAGCUCUAAUUACGUCUCUCUGUCCUGGGAGCCACCAGAGUACACUGGAGGUUGUCAGAUCAAUAAUUACAUUGUGGAGAAGAGAGACACCACCACAACAACAUGGCAGAUUGUGUCUGCUACUAUUGCCAGGACAACUAUCAAAGUCACUAAGCUGAAGACCGGGGUUGAAUAUCAGUUCAGAGUGUCUGCUGAGAAUAGAUAUGGAAAGAGUUCUGCUAUUGUUUCUCCCGCUGUUAUUGCACAGUAUCCAUUCAAUGAGCCUUCUGCACCAGGAAUGCCAAUUAUUUCAGCUGCAACCAAGGAUAACAUGGUUGUUGAGUGGAAAGCACCCACCAACAAUGGCGGUAGCCCUGUCCUCGGCUAUCACCUUGAAAGAAAGGAGAAAAAUAGCCUCUUGUGGACUAAACUCAACAAACUUCUAAUCCCAGACACACGUUUCAAAACUACAGAGCUGGAAGAGGGUAUUGAGUAUGAAUUUAGAGUUUAUGCUGAGAACAUUGCUGGACUCAGCCCAGCAAGCAAAGUCUCUGAGAGCACACUCGCAAGGGACCCCUGUGACCCACCAGGCACUCCUGAGGCUAUUGAAAUCACCAGAAACCAUGUAACGCUGCAAUGGACAAGGCCUCAGUAUGAUGGAGGCAGCGCAAUCACUGGCUAUGUGAUUGAGAGGAAGAAGCACCCAGAUACUCGCUGGAUGAAGGCCAGCUUCACCAACAUCAUUGAUACCCAGUUCACACUCACUGGCCUGACUGAGGACUGUGUUUACGAUUUCAGAGUCAUUGCCAGGAAUGCUGCUGGCAUUUCAAGCCGUCCUUCUCAGAGCACAGGAGAAAUUACUGCCAAAGAUGAAAUUGAGGCUCCAGCUGUCACCAUGGAUUCUAAAUUCAAGGAUCUGACUGUCGUUCAUGCUGGUGAGACAUUUGUCAUUGAUGCAGACUACACUGGCAAGCCUCUGCCUGAGGUAAUUUGGUUAAAAGAUGGAAAGGAGGUUGACAAGACUACACCAAGAAUGGAGGUCAAGACCACACUCACACGUACCAUCCUGACAGUCAAGGAUUGCAUCAGAGUGGACGGUGGCCACUUUGUCCUUAAACUUGUCAAUGUGGGAGGAGUCAAGAUGGUCCCAGUCAAUGUUAAAGUUCUGGAUAGACCUGGUCCUCCAGAUGGCCCUCUAGAAGUCAAAGGGGUCACAGCUGAGAAAUGUUAUCUGCACUGGAACCAUCCCUCACAUGAUGGUGGAGCAGGCAUCUCUCACUACAUCAUUGAGAAGAGAGAGACAAGUCGUUUGUCAUGGACCAUGGUUGAACCCAAGAUCCAGGCCAUCAGCUACAAAAUCACAAAACUGCUGCCUGGCAAUGAAUACAUCUUUAGAGUCACUGCUGUGAAUAAAUACGGUGUCGGUGAGUCUUUGGAAUCUGAGCCUGUUAUUGCUCGUAACCCCUUCACCACUCCCAGUGCCCCCUCCACCCCAGAGGCCAGUGCUAUUACUAGGGACUCUAUGGUGCUUACCUGGGAGAGACCAGAGGAUAAUGGAGGUGCUGAGAUUGAAGGCUAUAUCCUUGAAAAACGUGACAAGGAUGGCAUCAGGUGGACUAAGUGCAACAAGAAGAGGCUGAAUGACUUGAGAUUCAGAUGCACUGGCCUCACAGAGGGCCACUCAUAUGAAUUCAGGGUCUCUGCAGAGAAUGCUGCUGGUGUGGGAAAGCCUAGUGCACCAUCUGAAUACAUUAAAGCCUGUGAUGCAGUGUAUCCACCUGGACCUCCAAAUAACCCCAAAGUCACAGACCAUUCAAGUACCACAGUCUCCUUGUCCUGGUCUAGGCCCAUCUAUGAUGGUGGUGCACAAAUCACUGGAUAUAUUGUUGAAAUGAAAGAGGCUGCAGAUGAUGAGUGGAUCAUUUGCACAUCACCGACUGGUGUGCAGAAUACUCAUUACACUGUAAAGAAACUGAAGGAAAACGCAGAGUACAAUUUCCGCAUUUGUGCUGUUAACUAUGAAGGGGUAGGGGAACCUGUAAACCUACCUGGGUCUGUGAUUGCUGCAGAGAAGCUGGAGGCUCCUGAAAUUGAACUAGAUGCUGAUCUGAGGAAGAUGGUAAAUGUUCGUGCCACUGCCACCUUGCGUCUGUUUGUGACGAUCAGAGGAAAGCCUGAGCCUGAGGUCAAAUGGUCAAAGGCCGGUGACACUCUGAAUGAGCGUGCCCAGAUUGAAGUCACAAGCUCUUACACAAUGCUGGUGAUUGAGAAUGUUGACAGAUUCGACACUGGCAAAUAUGUUCUAACCCUUGAAAAUCUCAGUGGCUCUAAAUCAGCCUUCAUCAAUGUGAGAGUUUUGGACUCUCCAAGUGCUCCCACCAACCUGGAGGUUAAAGAUGUGAAAAGAAAUUCUGUCUCUCUUUCCUGGGAGCCUCCUCUCAUUGAUGGUGGGGCUAAGAUAUCACACUAUAUUGUGGAGAAGAGAGAGCAGAAAAGGAUGGCUUUCACCAGUGUUUGCACCAACUGUGUGAGGAACUCGUACAUUAUUUCUGACCUGCAGGCGGGAGGCCGAUAUUAUUUCCGUGUGUUGGCUGUAAAUGAGCUGGGAGUAGGUCUGCCUGCAUCCACAGAGCAAGUCAAGGUGUCUGAGGCACCUUUGCCUCCUGGUAAGAUUGUCCUGGUUGAUGUGACUCGUCGUACUGUUACCCUUUCCUGGGAGAAACCUGACUAUGAUGGAGGUAGCAAAAUUACACAUUAUAUUGUGGAAAUGCAGCCCAAGGGGGAUGACAAAUGGACUGUAUGCAGUGAAGUCAAAGCACUGGAAGCUACAAUUGAUGGACUCACUACUGGAGAGGAAUAUGCCUUCAGGGUGAUUGCUGUGAAUGAUAAGGGCAAGAGUGAUGCCAAGCCUCUGGCCACCCCUGUGGUGGUGAAGGACAUCACAAUGGAGCCCAUUAUCAACCUGCUGUUUGACACAUAUAGUGUAAAAGCAGGUGAUGACUUGAAGAUUGAUGUCCCCUUCAAAGGCAGACCUCAACCAGAGGUCUCCUGGAGGAAGGAUGGACAGGUACUUAAGCAGACGACGAGGGUCAAUGUUCUUACUUCCAAGACAUCAUCCAAGAUUAUCAUCAAGGAUGCAACCAAAGAUGAUGUAGGAAAGUAUGAGAUUACUUUGACUAACUCAGUUGGCACCAAGAAAGCUGAAAUCUCUGUUAUAAUCCUGGACAAACCUGGCCCACCUAGCAACAUUAAGGUGGACGAGGUGAGCGCUGACUUCAUCUCUCUGUCUUGGGAUCCUCCAACCUAUGAUGGUGGUUGCCAGAUAAACAACUAUGUGGUGGAGAAGAGAGACACUACCACAACCACAUGGCAGAUUGUCUCAGCCACAGUAGCCAGGACAUCAAUCAAGGUGACUCGCCUCACUCAGGGAACAGAGUACCAGUUCCGUAUUGCAUCUGAGAACCGUUAUGGGAAGAGUCCUGGUAUUGACUCUGCCCCUGUAGUUGCCCAGUAUCCCUUCGAGCCUCCUGGCCCUCCAACCAAUCUUCAUGUUGCUCAUGCCACCAAAUAUGGCAUGCUUGUAGUAUGGGGCAGGCCUGCCAGUGAUGGUGGAAGUCCUGUUAUUGGUUAUCAUAUUGAAUGCAAAGAGCAAAGUAGCAUUCUGUGGACCAAGGUCAGCAGAGGUCUGCUGACUGAGAACCAGUUUAAGAUGACAGGUAUUGAAGAAGGCCUGUUGUAUCAGUUCAGAGUCUAUGCUGAGAAUAUUGCUGGCAUAGGUCCAUGCACUAAGGCCAGUGAUGCUGUGGCAGCAAGGGAUCCAUGUGAACCUCCAUGUAACCUUAGAGUAACCAACAUAACUCGGACCUCAGUUUCCCUCUUCUGGGAAAAGCCACAGUAUGAUGGUGGAGUAAAGAUUACUGGCUACAUUGUUGAGCGUAAAGAACUUCCUAAUGGCCGCUGGCUGAAAUGUAACUUUACUAACUUGCAAGACACCUAUUUCGAUAUCACAGGCCUCACAGAGGAUGCCCAAUAUGACUUCCAUGUUAUUGCUAAGAAUUCUGCAGAGCUUCUCAGUGUUCCUUCAGAGAGCACUGGUCCUGUCACUGUCAAGGAUGAUGUGGACCCUCCAACUAUAAUUAUAGAAGAUAAGUUCAGACAGUUGGUUGUCAUUAAGGCUGGAGAGAUCAUUAGAAUUGAUGCUGAAAUCUCAGGUCGCCCGCUCCCAGUUGUCACAUGGUCUAAGGAUGGGAAGGAGAUUGAGGCCAAGGCCAGGUGUGAAAUCACCUCCACCAACUUCACAACCACUCUGAUUGUCAGAGAUGCUAUCAGGAGGGACUCUGGCCAGUAUGUCCUGACACUGCACAAUGUGGCAGGAACCAGAUCUGUGGCUGUCAACUGUAAAGUUCUGGACAGACCUGGACCUGCCUCAGGUCCUUUAGCAGUAUCUGGCCUCACAGCAGAAAAAUGCACCUUAUCGUGGGGACCCCCUCAGGAGAACGGUGGUGCUGAAAUCAUGCAUUAUAUUGUGGAGAAACGUGAGACCAGUCGACUUGCCUGGACUCUUGUCUAUGGUGACAUGAAAGCAACCACUUGUAAAGUGACCAAGUUGCUCAAAGGAAAUGAGUACAUCUUCAGAGUCAGGGGAGUCAACAAAUACGGAGAUGGUGAGGCUCUGGAGAGUGAGCCAACAAAGGCCAUGGACCCAUUCACUGUGCCUGCAGCUCCCACUAACGUCCAGGUGACCUCAGUUACUAGUGAGGCAAUGACAAUUUGUUGGGAAAGACCAGUUUCUGAUGGUGGCAGCAGUAUCUCUGGCUAUGUCAUUGAAAAGAGAGAGAAGAGUGGUCUUCGCUGGUGCCGUGUCAACAAGAAACCUGUUUAUGACCUCAGAGUCAAAGCCUCACACCUUCGUGAGGGUAAUGAGUAUGAGUACAGAGUGUUUGCAGAGAACACUGCUGGCCUCAGUGCUCCCAGCAUUCCUUGCCCACUCACCAAAGCUGAAGACCCACAGUUCCUUCCCUCACCUCCUACUAAGCCUAAGAUCAUUGACUCUACAAAGACCACAGUCACACUGUCAUGGAACAAGCCACUAUUUGAUGGUGGAGCACCUGUGACUGGUUACAGAGUAGAAUACAGAAAGAGUUUAGAUGAUGAAUGGAUUGUUGCAGUCCAGAACACCAAAAACACAGAGUUUACAGUAGUAAAACUGACACCUGGUGCAGAAUAUGUGUUUGUUGUCAAAUCCAUUAACAAGAUUGGAGUCAGUGAUCCCAGUCCUGAGUCAGACAAACAAAUUGCCAAAGAAAGAGAGGAGGAGCCAGUCUUUGACAUCAGCAAUGAGAUGAGGAAGACUCUUAUUGUGAAAGAUGGGAGCUCAUUCACCAUGACAGUGCCUUUUAGAGGCAAACCCAUCCCUACUGUUACAUGGAGUAAGCCUGAUGUUGACCUCAGAGUUCGUGCUGUCAUUGACACCACAGACACCUUCACCUCAAUAACUCUAGAGAAAGCAACUCGCAGUGACUCUGGGAAAUACACCGUCACAUUGUCCAACGUAGCUGGAACCUCCUCUUUGGCACUUAGUGUCAGAGUUCUGGACUCCCCUGGAGCUCCUGCCCGUGUGGAAGUGAAGGACGUUACCAAGACCUCUGCUAUUGUAACCUGGGACACUCCGGAGAAUGAGGGAGGAGGACCAGUCAAGAACUACAUUGUUGAUUUCCGUGAGGCCAGCAAGAAAGGUUGGACCAGGUUGACUGACACAUGCCACAGACUGACAUACAAGGUGACAAACCUACAGGAGGGAGGAGUCUACUACUUCAGAGUAACAGGCGAGAAUGAGUACGGUGUUGGUGUUCCUGCUGAGACCAAAGAGGGAACCAAGAUAACAGAAAAACCAAGUCCACCUCCAAAGCUGGGUGUGACUGAUGUGACCAAGGAGAGUGUUACCCUAGCUUGGGCUAAACCAGAACAAGAUGGAGGCAGCAGAGUGACUGGGUACUUAGUGGAAGCUCUAGAGAAAGGCCAGGAGAAGUGGGUUAAGUGUGGCGUAACCAAGUCCAUCCACUUCACAGUUUCUGGUCUGAGAGAGAAUGCUGAGUACUUCUUCAGAGUCAGAGCUGAAAAUCACGCUGGAUUCAGUGAUAUCAAGGAAAUGGUCACCCCUGUAGUGGUCAAAGACCAAUUUGAAUCUCCGGAAAUCAAUAUGAAGGACUUCCCCCACAACACAGUAUAUGUUAGAGCUGGCUCCACCCUCAAGUGUGAGAUUCCACUGACUGGUCGGCCUUUGCCUAAAGUGACCCUGACCAAGGAUAAUGUACUGCUCAAGUCAACAAUAAGGUUCAACUCUGAAGUCACCCCUGACAGCAUCAAGAUCACUUUACGUGAGAGUGUGGCUGGAGACUCAGGACGCUAUGAUAUUACAGCGUCAAACUCCAGUGGAACCACCAAGUCUUUUGUAAACAUUGUGGUUCUGGACCGUCCCAGUGUCCCACUAGGACCUGUGGAGCUCUUCGACGUAACAGAGGACAGUGUGAGCCUGAAGUGGCUCCCACCAUCAUAUGAUGGUGGCAGCCCCAUCACCAACUACAUCAUCCAGAAGAGAGAGACAACAACAGCCAACUGGAUGGAUGUCUCUUCUGCUGUGGCCCGCUGCACCAUGAAGAUCAUGAAGCUGACCACUGGCCUUGAGUACCAAUUCAGAAUCAGGGCUGAGAACAAAUAUGGAAUCAGCGAGCACAUCGACUCACCAACUGUCACUGUCAACCUUCCUUACACUAUUCCUGAUGCUCCAUCAACUCCAGAGAUCACUGCUGUAACCAGGGAGUCGAUCGCUGUUGCCUGGAAGGAGCCAAAGUCAGAUGGUGGCAGCCAUGUGUUUGGCUACCAUCUUCAGAUGAAAGACAGGAACAGCAUCCUUUGGCAGAGAGUCAAUAAAAUGGUGAUUCGUGCUACUCACUUCAAGGUCACCAACAUCAAUGCUGGACUUAUCUAUGAGUUCAAGGUGGCAGCAGAGAACGCUGCUGGAAUCAGUGCCUUCAGCAAGGUUUCUGAUUCAGUGCUGGCUAUUGAUGCCUGCGAGCCACCCAUAAGUGUGCGUAUCAGUGACAUCACCAAGAACUCUAUUAGCCUGGCCUGGGAGAAGCCCGGCUAUGAUGGUGGAUCCCCAAUCACUGGUUAUAUCAUUGAGAAGAGAGAGGGCGUUAAUGUCAAAUGGUCCAAGGUUAACCUCACCAAUGUCACAGACACACGAUUUACUGUGUCUGGCCUUACCCAGGACGAGACAUACGAGUUUAGAGUUAUGGCCAAGAAUGCUGUUGGCUCAGUAAGCAACCCAUCCAUGACUGCUGGACCAGCCACGUGUGUGGACACCUACGGUGCCCCAGAGAUAGAAAUACCUCAAGAGUAUCUCAAUGAGGUCAAGCACAAGGCUGAGUCAAAUGUGGAACUCAAGUUUAACAUCACAGCCAAACCUGCUCCUACUAUUGAGUGGCUUAAGGACGGCAGAGAACUUAAGCCCACCCCCCAGCUCUCUUUCAAACACACAUCAGAGUCCACCAGUUUGUUCCUGAAGGAAAGUACUCGUCUGAACUCUGGAACCUAUGAGGUCAAGGUGAAGAACUCUCUAGGAUCUGUGUCCGCCAUGGUCAGGCUGCUCAUUCUAGACAAGCCAGGCCCCCCUGAUGGAGAGAUUCAGUUUAAAAAGGUGACGGCUGACAACAUCACCAUUAUGUGGUCUCCACCUGCUGAUGAGGGUGGUGCCAUGGUAACGCAUUACAUUGUGGAAAAGAGGGAGAGCAGCAGGGUCAUGUGGUCCAUUGUCUCAGAGAAGCUGGUAGACUGCAUUGUUAACGUCCCCAGACUCAUCCAGGGCAAUGAGUACAUCUUCAGAGUCCGUGGAGUCAACAAGUAUGGCAUUGGAGACCCACUGGAGUCUGAGCCUGUAAUUGCCAAGAACGCAUUUGUUCCUCCUAGUGAGCCAUCCAAGCCUAAAGUGACCAUGAUAACCAAGUCCACCAUGACAGUGAUCUGGGAAAGACCAGCGCUGGAUGGAGGCAGCGACAUUGAUGGCUACUACCUUGAAAAGAGGGAGAAGAAGAGUCUUCAGUGGUUCAAGGUGGUGAAGGGUACAAUCAGAGAUACCAGGCAGAAAGUCACUAACCUGGUGGAAAACAAUGAGUACCAGUACAGAGUUUGUGCUGUCAACAAGGCUGGUGCAGGAAACUAUUCUGAGGCUUCUGACCUCUACAAGGCCUAUGACCCCAUCGAUUUGCCUGGUGAGCCAUCCAAGCUGCGUGUGGUCGACUCCACAAAAACCUCCAUCACCCUUGGUUGGGAGAAGCCUGUCUAUGAUGGCGGCAGUGAAAUCACACACUAUGUUUUGGACCAGAUGAAUGCAGAGGACAAAGAAUGGGUGACCAUCAACCCACAGGUCAAGGCCUGCGAGUAUGUGGUGUCCCACUUGAAACCUGGAACCUAUUACUACUUCAGAGUCUCUGCUGUCAACUGCAAGGGCAAAGGAGAAGACAUCAAAAUGUACCAGCCUGUGCAAGCCAAAGAUAUCUUGGAGGAGGCCGACUUGGACUUGGACGUUCCCAUGACAACACAGUACACAGCCAGGGCAGGCCGUGACGUGGAAGUGUUUAUUCCCCUUAAGGGACGCCCCGCCCCCAAUGUCACAUGGCGCCGUGGCGACCGCAACAUGGCUGGUGACAACCGGUACACCAUUACCAGCACUGAGCGUGCCACAACACUCCUCAUUCCCAAAGUCACUCGUGAUGACUGUGGCAAAUACCUUCUGGAGAUUGAGAACGGUGUAGGAGAACCCAAGAUAAUCACAGUUUCCCUUAAGGUUCUCGACAGUCCAUCCACCUGCCAGAAACUGAUGAUCAAGAACGUGACAAGAGGAAAGCUGACCCUCAGCUGGGAGGCUCCUCUCAUCGAUGGUGGAUCCCCUGUCACCAAUUACAUUGUUGAGAAGAAGGCCUCAACCAUGAAGGCUUACCAAGUGAUCACCAGCGAGUGUGCCAACACAACUUACAAGGUGUCAGGUCUGGAGGAGGAUAUAGCUUACUUUUUCCGUGUAUCUGCUGAAAACGAGUAUGGUGUGGGCGAUACUUGCGAGACCACUGAGCCUGUCAGAGCCACAGAAACUCCGGGAGCUGUUAAAGACCUGGUGAUGGUGGACUCCACAAAGAACUCUGUUACCCUGCAGUGGACAAGACCUGACCACGAUGGUGGUAGUCACAUCACUGAUUACAUAAUUGAAAAGAGAACCAAGGAAGAUCCCACCUGGACUUUGGGUGCGACAUGUAAGCGCUGCAGCUGCGAGGUGACAGGACUCAAGGAGAACGCUGUCAUGGACUUCAGAGUGUUUGCCAAGAAUGAGAAGGGCAACAGUGACUUCUCCCAGAUUGGACCAAUCACAGUGAUGGACUUCAUCAUUCCACCUGAGGCCAACCUCAGUGACUAUCCCAAUGCAGAGCUUGCUGUUCGUAUUGGUCAGAACAUCCACAUCGAGUUGCCUUUCAAGGGUAAACCAAGACCUGUAAUCAGUUGGCUAAAGGAUAACUUCCCUCUGAAGGAAAGCGAAAAAGUCCGAUUUAGGACCACUGACAACAAGACUGCAGUCACAGUCAGAGGUGCCAAGAAGGAGCAUGCUGGCCAGUACACCUUGGUCCUGGACAACAGAGUUGUCAAGAAUUACUUUGACAUUAAUGUGAUCACCCUGGGACCUCCCUCAGUGCCUGUUGGUCCCAUUCGCUUUGACGAGAUUAAAGCCCAGAGUAUCAUCAUAUCCUGGGAUGAGCCACAGGAAGAUGGAGGUGGUGAGAUCACCUGCUACAGUGUGGAGAAACGUGAAACCUCCCAGGCCAACUGGAAGAUGGUCUGCUCCAGCGUUGUCAGAACCACCUUCAAGAUUCCCAACCUGGUCAAGGGAACACAGUACCAGUUCAGAGUCCGUGCAGAGAAUAAGUAUGGAGUGAGUGAACCACUCAUCUCCUCAGAUGUUGUUGCCCAGCACCAGUACAAACCUCCAGGUCCUCCAGGAAAGCCUGUAGCCUUUAACAUCACCAGUGAUGGUAUGACCAUCAGGUGGGAGGCGCCAGGGUUCGAUGGAGGAUCUCCGAUUUUGGGAUAUCAUGUUGAAAAGAAAGACAGGAACAGCCUCAUGUGGCAAAAGGUGAACUCUACCAUCAUUUCCAACAGAGAGUACAGGAUCAUUGGUCUCAUUGAGGGCCUGGAGUACUCUUUCAGAGUCUAUGCUGAGAACAAUGCUGGACUUAGCCCUGUUAGCGAACAGAGCAAACAUGCACUCGCUAUCUCCCCUGUUGAUCCACCUGGCACCCCUGUCUGCAUUGAUGUUACCAGAGACUCAGUAACCCUGCAGUGGGACAUACCCAAAAGGGAUGGUGGCAGCAAAAUUGUAGCCUACAGUGUGGAGAGACGCCAAGGUAGAGGCAAAUGGCUGCGGUGCAACUUCACUGAUAUCAGUGAGACCCAGUUCACUGUGACUGGGCUGUCCCCUGGAGACAGAUUUGAGUUCAGAGUGAUUGCCAGGAAUGCUGUGGGCACAGUCAGUCCACCGUCUAACUCCUCUGGUUACAUUAUGACUAAGGAUGAGAGCAUUGCUCCCGAGAUCGAGUGGGUGCCAGACCAGGUACUGACCCUGAGAGCUGGAGAAAAUGUUAAGCUUGGUUGCAGUAUCACUGGACGGCCCGUUCCACAGGUUGUCUGGUACAAGGAUGGCAAAGAGAUUGACAAGAGGACCAUGACUGACAUUGAAAUUACUACUGGCAUUGGCACCAGCAGUCUUUUUAUCCGUGAUGCUGAUAGGAACCAUCGUGGCAUCUACACUGUAGAGGCCAAGAACAACUCCGGUACCAGGAAGGCUGAUGUCAACGUCAGAGUACAAGAUACCCCUGGACCUGUUGAGGGUCCCAUCCGUUUCACUGGUAUCACGGCUGAGAAGUGCACCGUGUGGUGGAAUCCACCGGAGAACGACGGCUGUGCCGCUAUCACCCACUAUGUGGUGGAGAAGAGGGAGACAUCCAGGAUCUCCUGGGCUUUGGUCACCUCCAAAUGUGAAGCGUGUUCUUACAAUGCCACCAACCUCAUCAAGGGCAAUGAGUACCAGUUCAGAAUCUCUGCUGUGAACAAGUUUGGUGUUGGUAAACCCCUGGACUCUGAUCCAGUCAUCGCAAAGAUGCAAUACACUGUGCCUGAUGCUCCUGGUACACCAGAUGCUACCCACGUGACUGGAAACAGCAUCACCCUCUGCUGGACCAGGCCAAGGUCAGAUGGAGGCAAUGAGAUCAAACAGUACAUCCUGGAGAGAAGAGAGAAGAAGAGUCUGCGCUGGGUGAAGGUUUCCUCCAAGAGGUCAAUCACAGAGCUAAGACACCGUGUCACCAACCUCACUGAGGGCAACGAGUAUGAGUUCCGUGUCAUGGCUGAAAAUGGUGCUGGUGUUGGACCAGCCAGCAGUACCUCCAGGCUCUUCAAAUGCAGAGAACCAACCAGUGCUCCCAGUGCUCCCACAGUAAUCAAGGUGAUUGACUCCACGAAAUCCUCAGUCACCCUUGAAUGGACCAAGCCAGUGUUCGAUGGUGGCAUGGAAAUCAUUGGUUACAAUAUUGACAUGUGUAAGGCCAGUCUGGAGGAAUGGCACAGAGCCAACAGCCAGAUUUGCAUCCACACCAAGUACACUGCCAAGGGCCUGGUACCUGGAGAGCUCUACAAGUUCAGGGUCAGUGCUGUGAAUGGAUCUGGAGAGGGUGAAGCCACAGUGAUACCAAAUCCUGUUCAAGCUCUGGACAGACUGACAUCUCCUGAGAUCGAUAUAGAUGCCAAUUUCAAGCAGACUCAUAUCGUGAAGAAUGGCGGCACUGUCACCCUUCACAUUGCCUUCCGUGGCAAACCAGCUCCUCUCGCCACCUGGUCUAAGGUUGAUGGUGAACUGCCCGUUAUGGGUGAUGUCAACACCACAGAUUCCUCUUCUACUCUGACUAUAGAGGGUUGCACUCGGUAUGAGGCUGGCAAAUACACCCUGUCCCUGGAGAACAACAGUGGACGUAAGUCCAUCACGUUCACUGUCAAAGUCCUGGACACACCUGGACCUCCAGGAGCAAUCACUUUCAAAGAUGUCACUCGUGGAGCAUUGACAUUGAUGUGGGAUGCCCCUACCAACGAUGGUGGAUCCCGAAUCCACCACUACAUUGUGGACAAGCGUGAGGCGAGCCGUCUCGCCUGGCAGGAGGUCAGCACCAAGUGCACUCGCCAGAUGAUCAGAGCAACUGGUCUGGAUAUUGGUGUGCCAUAUCUGUUCAGGGUGAUUGCUGUUAACCAGUACGGCCAGGGAGAACCUCACGAGAUGACAGAGCCUAUCAUAGCCACAGAAGAACCUGCACCACCCAAGAGACUGGAUGUGGUUGACACCACUAACUCCACAGCCUCCCUGGUGUGGUUGAAACCCGAGCAUGAUGGAGGCAGCCGCAUCAGAGGCUACAUUGUCGAAUUCAGAGCUAAAGGCAGUGACCGCUGGGUUGUUAGUGGAGAGACCAAGUUGCAGAAGAUGCUGGUGGAGGGUCUGCUUGAGAACACGGAGUAUGACUUCAGAGUCAAGGCCAAAAACGAUGCUGGAAUCAGCGAGCCUCAGGGCACUUUCAGCUCUGUGGUCAUUAAGGAGCCUCGCAUCGAACCAACUGCUGACCUGAGCAGCAUUACCAACCAGCUUAUCACUUGCAAGAUCUCCAACACUUUCACAAUUGACAUCCCUAUUAGUGGCAGACCUGCACCCAAAGUCACCUGGAAGCUAGAGGAGAUGAAGCUGAAGGAGACGGACAGAGUUAUAAUCAAAACUACAAAGGAGAGAACCACUCUGGUGGUGAAAGACAGCAAGAGAAGUGACAGUGGAAAAUACUACCUGAUCCUGGAGAAUGUUGCAGGUGUGAAGACGUUCACAGUGACUGUGGUUGUUGUUGGCAGGCCGAGUCCACCUACAGGGCCUGUGGAAAUUUCUGGAGUCUCCUCAGAGUCCUGCACCCUGUCCUGGUCGGAGCCAGCUGAUGAUGGCGGAACGGAAAUCAGUAAUUACAUUGUGGAAAAACGAGAAUCUGGCUCUGCCUCUUGGCAAGUAGUAAACUCCAGCGUGAAGAGAACCACCAUCAAAGUGACUCAUCUCACCAAGUAUAUGGAGUACACCUUCAGAGUGUGUGCUGAGAACAAGUUUGGAGUCAGCAAGUCUACCGAGUCUGCUGCUGUUGUAAUUGAGCAUCCAUUUGUUCCUCCAAGCCCUCCAACUCGUCCAGAUGUGGUAUCCGUGUCUGCCAACACAAUCAGCAUCAAAUGGGAUGUCCCAUAUGCUGACGGAGGCAGCAAGGUGACAGGCUACUGGAUCGAGAAGAAGGAGAGGAACACGAUCUUGUGGGUGAGGGAGAACAAGCUGCCCUGCCUGGAGUGUCAUUACAAAGUGUCCAACCUGAUUGAGGGCCUGGAGUAUCAGUUCAGGGUGUAUGCCAUGAACAUCGCUGGACUCAGCAAAGCCAGUGAGGCCUCGAGACCUGUGGUGGCACUCAAUCCUGUUGAUCCUCCUGGUAAGCUCGAAGUGACUGACGUCACCCACUCCUCUGUAUCAUUGUGCUGGACCGUGCCAUUCAAUGAUGGUGGCAGCAAGAUUGUUGGCUAUGUGGUAGAGAGGAAAGUCUAUAGCACGGAUGAGUGGGAUGACAACCGCUGGCUCAAGUGCAACUACACCACGAUCACUGAGAACUACUUCACUGUCACCAACCUGGGAGAAGGAGAGACCUAUGAGUAUCGUGUUAUUGCUAAGAAUGCUGCCGGUGUCCACAGUGCCCCCUCCAAUUCCACUGGACCAGUCACAUGCAAGGAUGAAUACUCUCCUCCCAAAGCUGAGCUGGACAGCAAGCUGGUGGGUGAGAUGGUCACCGUCACCGCCGGCUCUGACCUGGUUCUGGAUGGUGCUGUGGGCGGUAAACCAGAGCCCACAGUGUACUGGUCAAAGGGAGACAAGAUUUUGGAGCUCGGGGAGAAAUACUCACUGACCUACACCUCAUCCAGAGCCAUGGCUGUCAUCAAGAACUGUGACAGAUAUGAUACGGGCAAAUACAUCCUGACCGUCAAGAACGCCAGUGGAAUUAAGACGGCAUCUGUCAGCGUCAAAGUUCUGGACACUCCUGGACCUCCAGCUGAUAAGAUCCUGAUCAGCAGAGUGACAGAGGAGAAGUGCACAGUGUCCUGGAAAAUUCCCCUGGAGGACGGUGGAGACACAGUCUCCCAUUACAUUGUUGAGCGUCGCGAGACAAGCCGUCUCAACUGGGUCAUCAUGGAAACUGAAUGCAAGACGUUGUCAUGCGUCAGCUCCAGGCUGAUCAAGAACAACGAGUACAUUUUCAGAGUCCGAGGAGUCAAUAAGUUUGGCCCCGGGGUUCCUCUGGAGUCUGAACCUGUCAUUGCCAGGAACGCUUACACCGUCACAUCCCAGCCGGGCACUCCCAUGGCUACAGCUGUUGGUAAGGAGCAUGUGAUCAUCGAAUGGCUGAAACCUGAGAGUGAUGGAGGCAGUGAGAUCAGAAACUACCUUGUGGAUAAACGAGAGAAGAGCAGCACCAGGUGGACACGGGUGAACAAGACCUACACCAUCUAUGACACCCGUCUGAAGAUUGCAGGCCUGCUGGAAGGAAGCGAGUACCAGUUCAGAGUGACGGCUGUCAACGCUGCUGGAGAUAGCCAGCCGAGUGACGCUUCUCCAUACAUCCUCUGCAAAGACCCAACAUACACCCCAGCUCCUCCGUCAGUGCCUCGCAUCACCGACACAACCAAGCACAGCAUCAGCAUGACCUGGACCAGACCCAUGUACGACGGCGGCUCAGACGUUACUGGCUAUGUGGUGGAAAUCCUAGAAGAGGGCUCAGAGCAGUGGUACCGUGCCACUGCCAAAGCUCUCAAGACCAACCAGUAUGUGGCUGCUGGCCUGGCAGCCAAUAAGAAGUACAGAUUUAGGGUAGCUGCCAUCAACAGCAAUGGCACUGGGGAGUUCAGCGAACCUAGUGCUGAGGUCGAGCCGCUGGAGAAGAUUGAAAUACCUGACCUGGAGCUGGCUGACGACCUGAAGAAAACUGUGUGUUUGCGCGCUGGAGGAACCUUGCGUCUGAUGGUAUUCGUCACGGGCCGGCCGACACCAGUAGUGGCCUGGAGGAAGACAGGCGUGGAGUUGCAGAACCGUGGCUUCAUUGAGACCACCGAUAGCUACACCUCUCUGAUGGUGGAGAAGGUCAAUCGUUACGACUCUGGAAAAUAUAUUGUGGAAGCAGAGAACCCGUCUGGAAAGAAGACAGCCACCAUCCUGGUUAAAGUUUAUGACACUCCUGGUCCUCCAGGUUCUGUGAAGGUGAAGGACUACACCAGGGAGUCUGUUGUGAUCACUUGGGAUGUCCCAAGCAUUGACGGUGGUGCCCACGUCAGCAACUACAUUGUCGAGAAGCGUGAAGCCAACAUGAAGUCAUUCAAAACUGUCACCACUGAGUGUAGGAAGACCCUGUUUAGGAUCACCGGUCUGGAGGAGGGUGUGCACUACUUCUUCAGAGUCCUGCCAGAGAACAUCUAUGGUGUCGGUGAGCCGUGUGAGACAGCCGAGGCCGUGCUGGUAUGCGAGGUGCCGUCUGUUCCUCUGAACCUCCACAUUGUGGAUGUCACCAAGUCUUCUGUCACGCUGCACUGGGAGAAGCCAUUGCACGACGGCGGCAGCAGGCUGACAGGUUAUACCAUCGAAGCCUGCAAAGUGGGUUCAGACAGGUGGAGUGCUGUUGGGACAGUCAAGGCCUCAGUGUCCCAGUACACCAUCCAAUCCUUGAUGGAGAAUGACCAUUACCUGUUCAGAGUGCGAGCCACCAACAGUAGGGGAGCCAGUGAGCCCAUGGACACCGUCACUCCUGUCACCAUCCAGGACAUCAAAGUGAUGCCCAAGAUCGACAUGACCAGCAUUCCUCAGAAGAUCGUCCAUGUGCACCGUGGCAAACCCAUCGACCUCAACAUUCCCAUAAAAGCCAAGCCACAGCCUGUCUGCUCCUGGUUCUUUGGUGGCAUCAAACUGAAGGACAGCCUGGACCGCAUCAAGAUUGACAGUAGUGGAAAUUACACCCACCUCAUCAUCCGUGAGACAACCAUCAACGACACAGGAGAUUACACACUUGAGGUGAAGAACACCAUUGGUGUGGCAACCGAGGUCAUCAAGGUCAUCAUUCUUGACAAACCUGGCAUCCCGGUUGGUCCAAUGAAGAUUGAAGAGGUUGACGGUGUGUCAGUGACAGUCAGCUGGGAACCUCCAGAGAAGGACGGUGGUGCCAACGUCAGCGGCUACGUGGUGGAGCAGCGUGAUGCCCACCGGCCAGGCUGGACCACCAUCUCUGAGUCAGUCACCCGACCCUGCUUCAAGUUUACCAGACUCUCUGAGGGAACAGAGUAUGUGUUCCGCGUUGCUGCCAUGAAUCGCUUCGGUGUUGGCAGCUUCCUGCAGUCCGAGGUGGUGGAGUGCAAGAGCCCUAAGACCAUCCCUGGACCUCCAAGCAGACCAGAGGUGCUUGAUGUCACCCAUGAGGGCAUGACCCUUACCUGGCAACCUCCCGAGGACAACGGUGGCUCCACCAUUGCUGGGUACAUCAUCGAACGUAAAGAGGCCCGUUCUGAUAGGUGGCUGAGGAUCAACAAGAAUUACGUCACCAUGACCAGGUACCGCUCCUCUGGCCUGAUAGAAGGCUUGGAGUAUGAACACCGCAUCACUGCUGUCAACUCCAGAGGAGCCGGCAAACCCAGUGAGAGCUCUGCCAUUACAGUUGCCAUGGAUCCCAUUGAGCCUCCAGGUCCUCCUGUUCAGCCUAGAGUCACAGACACCACCAGGACAUCAGUCUCUCUUGCCUGGCUGCCGCCUGAAGAGGAAGGUGGUUCUGUCAUUACUGGUUACUUGAUUGAGAUGCAGAAGGUGGACCAGGUGGAAUGGACACUGUGCAACACCACGCCCACCAAGAUGUGCGAGUACACCCUCACCCACAUGCCCCAGGGUGCAGAGUACAAGUUCAGGGUCAUUGCCUGCAAUGCUGGUGGUUCCGGAGAGCCUGCUGAGAUUCCUGGAGUGGUUAAAGUCCAGGAAAUGCUUGUUUAUCCUGACUAUGAGCUUGAUCGUAAAUACGAGGAGGGUUACGUGGUGCGCCAGGGCGGAGUCAUCCGUCUGUCUGUGCCCAUCAAGGGUAAACCCAUCCCUACAUGCAAGUGGACCAAGGACGGUCGUGACAUCUCCCACCGUGCCAUGAUUGCCACUUAUGAUGACAUCACCGAGCUGGUCAUCAAAGAAGCACACAAAGAUGACACCGGUACCUACGACCUGGUGCUGGAAAACAAAUGUGGCAGGAAAGCUGUGUACAUCAAGGUGAAGGUGAUUGGUCGCCCUGAUGCCCCAGAAGGCCCUCUGGAAUUCGACGACAUUCAGGCUAGAUCAGUGCGCAUCAGCUGGAGGCCACCUUCAGAUGAUGGCGGCUCAGACAUCCUGGGAUAUAUUGUGGAAAGGCGGGAAGUACCCAAGGCUGCCUGGUGUACAGUGGACACCAGGGUAACCGAACACUCUCUGGUGGUGAAGGGCCUGAAGGAGAAAGUGGAGUACCACUUCAGGGUUUCUGCUGAGAACCAGUUUGGUGUCAGCAGGUCCCUCAAGUCCGAUCAGUCUGUCAUGCCAAAGACACCGCUUUGUCCACCAGAACCUCCCAGCAAUCCACCAGAGAUCAUGGACAUUACCAAGUCAACGGUGUCUCUGUCCUGGGCCAGGCCCCGUGAUGAUGGAGGAUCUCGUGUCACAGGAUACUAUGUGGAAAGAAGGGAGGUUUCGACAGAGAAGUGGGUCCGUCACAACAAGACCCACAUCACCACCACCAUGUACAACAUCACUGGUCUCAUCCCCGAUGCAGAGUACAUGUUCAGAGUGGUGGCUCAGAACGAUAUUGGGCAGAGUGAGCCUGGUCCUGUUUCAGAGUCUGUGGUCUGCAAAGAUCCAUUCGACAAACCCAGCCAACCGGGAGAGAUCGACAUCGUCUCUGUCACCAAAGACUCCAUUACCAUCCACUGGCUCAGACCCGAGCAUGAUGGAGGCAAGGAGAUUCUGGGCUACUGGAUUGAGUUCAGGCAGGCUGGAGAAAGUGCCUGGAAGAAAUGCAACAAAGAGCGCUCCAAGGAUCGUCAGUUCACCAUGGGUGGAUUGAUGGAGGCCACAGAGUACGAGUUCAGAAUCUUCGCCGAGAAUGAAACAGGACUUAGCCGACCUCGCCGCACACCCAUGGGCAUCAAGACCAAACUGAGUGUUGGUGAGGCUCCAGCUCUGAAGGAAGAGAUCCAGGAUGCAACAACCAAGCUUGGGGAGUCUGGCACUCUGACUUGUGCCAUCAUCGGCAGACCUCUGCCUGAGAUAAAGUGGUACCGCUAUGGCAAGGAACUGAUCCAGAGUCGCAAGUACAAGAUGAGCUCAGAUGGCCGCAACCACUCCCUCAGCAUCCUGACAGAUGAGCAGGAAGACGAGGGCUUGUACACUUGCAGGGCUAUCAACGAGGCUGGAGAGAUUGAGACCAGUGGCAAACUGCGCCUGCAGGCGGCACCCCAGUUCCACCCAGGCUUCCCUCUGAAGGAGAAGUACUUCGCUGGGGCCGGCACCAGCCUCCGCCUCCAUGUGGUUUACAUUGGGCGUCCCAUCCCCCAGAUCAUGUGGUUCUAUGGCAAGAAGCCUCUGAACCCGUCAGAAAAUGUGAUUAUUGAAAACACUGAAAGCUACACCCAUCUGGUGGUGAGGAAUGUUCAGAGGAAGACCAACGCUGGUCGCUACAAGGUGCAACUCAGCAAUGUGUUUGGAACCAUUGAUACCGUGCUACGUGUUGAAAUCCAAGAUAAACCAUGCAUCCCUGAAGGCCCUAUUGUUGUUGAUGCCCUACUGAAGAGCUCAGUUAUAAUCAGCUGGAAGGUUCCCAAGGAUGAUGGAGGCUCUAUGAUCACCAACUACAUUGUGGAGAGGCGUGAGGCCAAAGAAGGCGAGCAGUGGAACCUGGUGUCAUCCUCCAUUUCUGGUACCACCUGCCGUGUCCCCAACCUGACAGAGAAUGCUGGCUACUACUUCAGAGUCUCUGCCCAGAAUCAGUACGGUGUCAGUGAGCCUCUAGAGAUCCCAUCAGUGCUCAUCAUCAAGAGUCCAUUUGAAAAACCUGGCAUUCCACAGCAGCCCUUCAUCAUCAGCUCUACCAAGGACUCCUGUGCUGUCUGCUGGAAGCCUCCUAGCAGUGAUGGUGGAGCUAAAAUCACCAGCUACUACCUGGAGAAACGUGAGAAGAAGCAGAACAAGUGGAUGUCAGUAACCACUAAGAAGAUUGUGGAGACAAGCUACGAGGUCACAGGCUUGAUUGAGGGCUUUGAGUACGAGUUCCGUGUCAAGUGUGAAAACAUAGGCGGUGAGAGUGACUGGAGUGAGAUCUCUGAGCCUAUCAUCCCCAAGUCCGACCAGUCUCCUCGCGCUCCCUCAUUCAGGGAAGAGAUUAGGGACAUGACAGUCAAAUACCACGCCAAUGCCACCUUUGUCACCAAGGUGGUGGGACAUCCCAAGCCUACAGUGAAGUGGUACCGCAGUGGAAAGGAGAUUCUGGCUGAUGGAACCAAGAUCAAAGCCCAGGAGUUCAAGGGAGGCUACUAUCAGCUGGUCAUCACUGCUGCUGAUGAGAAUGAUGCCACAGUUUACCAAGUCAGAGCAACCAACUCCUCCGGAUCCAUCUCUACAACAGCCAACCUGGAGGUGGAAGUUCCUGCUAAGAUCCACCUGCCCAAAGAGCUCCAGGGCAUGGGAGCAGUUCAUGCUGUCCGCGGUGAUCACAUCACCAUCAAGAUCCCCAUCUCUGGCAAGCCUGAGCCAGCAGUCACUUGGCAAAAGGGUCAGGAGAUUCUCUCCAACUCUCCUUAUCACCAAGUCAUCACUACCAGGUCUUUCACUUCCCUGGUCUUCCAGAAGGGAAUGCAGAGGAAGGAUACUGGCUACUACAUUAUCACUGCAAAGAACAGGUUUGGAAUGGACAAGCAAACCAUAGAGGUGAAUGUAGCAGACAUACCUGAUGCUCCAAAGGGACUUGUUGUCAGUGACAUAGCUCGGGACUCCAUCACCUUCACCUGGGAGCCACCUGCCAAUGAUGGCGGAAGCAACAUCAUUGGCUACAUUGUGGAGAAAUGUCCUACCACUGGUGACAGGUGGAUCCGCGCUGGCCAGACUGCUGACUGCAGCAUCACCAUCAUCAACAUAUUUGGAAAGACCAAAUAUCAGUUCCGCGUAAUUGCUGAAAAUCAGUUUGGCCUGAGCCCUCCUUCUGAGCCAACUGAGCCCAUCACCACAAAAGAGGACAAGUCUGUGAUUAGGAACUAUGACGAGGAAGUGGAUGUAACCAGAGAGAUCACCAAAGAGGAGGCUCUGUUUUACAAGGUGAAGGAACUGUCCUCCAGGUACAUCAUAUCUGAGGAACUUGCUCGCUGCCAGUUUGGAGUUGUCCAUCGCUGUGUGGAGAUUGCCACUAAGAAGACAUUCAUGGCCAAGUUUAUCAAGGUCAAAGGAACAGACCGUGAGCUGGUUCUCAGGGAAAUUGAGGCCCUCAAUGUAGCAAGGCACAAGAAUAUCAUCUACCUACAUGAGUACUUUGAAAGCAUGGAGGAGAUCAUCCUGAUCUUUGAGUUCAUUUCUGGAGUUGACAUAUUUGAGCGCCUUGGCACCAGCAACUUUGAGCUUACAGAGCAGGAAAUAGUUCGCUACUUGAGACAGGUCUGCUCUGUCCUCAAGUUCUUGCACAGCCACAACUUUGGCCAUUUUGACAUCCGCCCAGACAACAUUGUUUACACCACAAGGAAAAGCACCAACAUAAAAAUUAUAGAGAUGGGCCAGGCCAGGCUGCUUGUGCCUGGAGAAAACAUCAGAAUGCUGUUCUCAGCUCCAGAGUACUGUGCCCCUGAGAUCCAUCGCCACGACCUAGUGACAACAGCCACUGAUAUGUGGUCUGUUGGUGUAAUGGCCUAUGUUCUGCUCAGUGGCCUUAAUCCGUUUGCGGCAGAGUCCACUACUAAGAUGAUUGAGAACAUCUCUAACUGUGAGUACAUCUUUGACAGUGAAGCAUUUAAGGAUAUCAGUCUGGAGGCUAUUGACUUUGUGGACAGACUCCUAGUCAAGGACAGGAAGCUCCGCAUGACUGCUCAUGAAGCUCUAGAGCACCCAUGGCUCAAGAUGAAGAUUGAGCAUGUCAGCAGAAAGACCAUUAAGACAUUGACACACAGAAGGUACUACCAGACACUGGUAAAGAGGACAGAUACUAUUGUCUCAGCAGCUCGUGUGGCCUAUGGUGGUGCCUUCAAGAACCAGAGAGGACUGGCUGUAGGUAAAGUGAAGAUUGGAACUGAGUACCAUGGCCUCCGUGCUGGUCCAGUUAUGCAUGGCUCAGCCGAGGAAGGUGGCCAUGUCAGGUUCACUUGUAGUAUUGUUAGCUUUGACAAGAGUACACAAGUGUCAUGGUACUUUGGUAACCGCCAGCUACACCCAAGCCCCAAGUAUGAAAUUACUUACAGUAAUGGUUUUGCCAGCAUCUAUGUCAAGGACAUUGAGGAGAGUGAUGAUGGAGUGUACAGAUGUAAGGUGGUAAGUGAUGAUGGAGAGGACAGUGCUUAUGGGGAGCUCUUUGUUGAAACAGUGAGGAGCAUUAGAGAGCAUUAUAUCAGCCGCUCCAUUAAGAAACUGAGGAAGAGAGUCGACAAGACUAAACUCCUGCAGAGAUCACCAGAGUUCACUUUGCCUCUUUACAAUCGCACUGCCUAUAUUGGAGAAGACGUCCGCUUUGGUGUCACUAUUACAGUGCACCCAGAGCCUCAUGUAACAUGGCUUAAGAAUGGAGAGAGAAUCAAUCCCGGUGAUGAUGACAGCAAAUACACGUUCACCAGUGAUAAGGGUCUGUACCAGCUGAUGAUCCACAACCUGGACAUGAAUGAUGAUGCCGAAUACACAGUCAUGGCCCACAACAAGUUUGGAGAAGACAGCUGCAAGGCCCGUCUCACUGUGACACCUCAUCCUGUGAUAGAGGAAACCAUGAGGCCAAUGUUCAAACGUCUGUUGGCUAACGUUGAGUGUGUUGAAGGGCAUAGCGUCCGAUUUGAGCUCAGAGUCUCGGGAAUCCCACCUCCAACUCUGAAAUGGGAGAAAGAUGGUCAUCCACUACAGUUUGGUCCUAAGGUUGUUGUUGUACAGGAGGAUGUUGACUACCAUGUCCUGCACAUCAGAGAGACUCUGCUCGAGGACUCUGGUGUGUACAAGGUUACUGCAACCAACUCAGCAGGCUCUGCAAGCUGCCAGGCUACACUAAAGGUGGACCGCCUUACCUACACCAGGAGAGAGUACAAGAGUGAGGAGGAGAAAUACAGACAUGUGCAGAAACAAAUCGAAAAGACAAACAAAUUGGCUCAGCAAAUUGUUGCCACUGAGGAGCUCGUACCUCUCAACCCUACAGCGCAAGAGGCUCUCAAAUUUGCUGCAGAGGUUUACAAACCUGCAGUGAGCACCAAGAACGUUGAGGGUGAGUUUGACAUCACAGAGGAGAAGUCAGAGACCAAAAGGCUGGAGGAGGAGAGGAGGAUUUUCAUGCCAUAUGAGAUACCUGAGCCUGUGGUUCAUGAUCCCCGAGUUCUGGAUGAGGACAAAGCUAUCAAACAGUUUGUGCCUCUCUCUGACAUGAAGUGGUACAGAAAGCUGAGAGACCAGUAUGAGAUUCCAGAGAGGAUGGAGAGGAUUGUACAGAAAAGGCAGAGACGUAUACGCCUGUCCAGAUGGGAGCAGUUCUAUGUCAUGCCCCUCCCUAGAAUCACAGACCAGUACAGACCAAGAUGGCGUAUUCCAAAACUCACUCUGGACGAUCUGGAGACUGUCAGACCUGCCCGCCGUUCGCCCUCUCCUGAAUCCGAGGCCUCCUUCAGAUCAAGAAGGAGAUCUCUUGGAGACCUUAGUGAUGAGGAGUUGCUGAUGCCUGUGGAUGACUACCUUUCCAUGAGGAGAGUAGAAGAGGAAAAAAUGAUGCUAGAAGAUGAACUGGAGCUUGGCUUCUCUGCCUCUCCUGCCGGCAGCCCUGUUCGCACUCAACGCCUUGCCAUGGAGCGUGAAGAGAGGAGGCAGGAAGUCAGACACGAGGCUGUCGAGGUUGCUGAGACAAAGAAGAAACGCACUAUUUCUCAGUUUAUGAGGAGGAGAAGGUCGCUGUCUCCCACAUACAUCGAGCUGAUGCGUCCAGUCUCAGAGCUGAUCAGACCGCCACGUGUCAGGCCUCCUGUGGAAGUAGAGGGAGAGAUUGUGGAGAGAAGGUCCCCCACCCCUGAGAGAACACGUCCCCGUUCUCCCAGCCCCAUCAGGUCUGUUGAGAGGUCUUCCCGCUCAUCCUCCAGGUUUGAACGGUCUGCCCGCUUUGACAUCAUGUCCCGCUAUGAGGCCAGGAAAGCUGCCCUGAAGUCUGAGAGGAAAUAUCAGGUGGUUAGCCAGACACCCUUCAGCCUGGACCACGCUCCCCGUGUGACUGUGAGGAUGCGCUCUCAUCGCAUACCAAUUGGCCAAGACACCAAAUUCACCCUGAACAUCCAAGCCAAGCCAGAGGCCGAGGUCAAGUGGCUUCACAAUGGAACUGCAAUUUCUGAAAGCAGCGAGAAAUACGUCUUCACCAACAUGAGUGGUGUUCUGUCCAUUACUAUUUUGGACUGCCAAGACGAGGACAGCGGCACAUACCGCUGUGUAUGCUCGAACUCCAAGGGAGAAGCUUCUGACUAUGCUACCCUUGAUGUGUCAGGUGGUGGCUACACCACAUUUUCUUCUCGCCGCAGGGAUGAGGACACCCCCAAAGCAUACGUCCCUGAGAUCACUCGAACCGACCACUACCACACCACCCACUUCAAAGCUGGCUAUGCUUCCCAGACUCACUUUGAGGUUGAAGAGAGCAGGUCUAAGCUAACUGAGACACAUGAGGUUGUAACCCGAGAAAGAUAUGCUGCCUCCUCUGAGAGGUUCUCUUCGGCUGAGAGGUAUGACUCUUCAGUCAAGUACGCCUCGGCUGAAUAUCUGUCAUCGGAUUCCUCCUACUCAUCUGACAAGUUUUCUCUGACUGCGAAACAUGCCACAUCUGAAGCUAAACUGAAGUCAUCUUCUGCUGUUGUUACUGAGGAAGUUGCUGUCCAAAAGAUUAAGCCUUCUCAUCCUGGUAGAAUCCUCACCAAGCCCCAGUCUGUGACAGUUGCAGAGGGAGAGACAGCCAGAUUCUCUUGUGACAUUGAUGGUGACCCUGCACCAACUGUAACAUGGAUGCAUGAGAGCAGAACCAUCAUCUCAUCUCACCGUGUCCAGGUCACUACCACUCAAUACAAAUCUAGCCUAGAGAUCUCCUCUGUGACGGCCUCCGAUGAGGGCAGUUAUACAGUGGUAGUGGAGAACUCAGCAGGCAGACAGGAGGCUCACUUCACCUUGACCAUCCGCCGACCAGUUCCCAAAGAGGAGGUCAAGGCUGUCAAAUCUCCUGAGCCAUCUGUAAAGUCACCCACUCCCACCGUAAAGUCACCGGAGCCUUCGGUUACCUCCCCUGCUCCCUCUGUAACCUCCCCUGUCCCCAGUGUGAAAUCACCAGAACCCAGCAUCAAGUCUCCUGAGCCUUCAGUUAAAUCACCAGCUCCAACUGUGAAGUCACCAACGCCGAGCGUGAAGUCACCAACGCCGAGUGUGAAGUCUCCUGAACCAGAGGGAAUUAAAUCUCCUAGAAGUGUCAAGUCUCCUGAGCUGUCUGCAUCCUCUCCAGCACCCAGCUUAAAAUCACCAGCUCCAAGUGUCAAAUCCCCUGAACCUGAGGGAAUUAAGUCACCGCGAGGUAUAAAAUCUCCUGAACCAAGACUCAAGUCACCACCGCCAAUCAAGUCCCCAGAGGGAGUAAAGUCACCUGAACCUGAGGGAGUAAAAUCACCUCGAGGUGUCAAGUCUCCAGAACCAACAGGAAUCAAAACACUGAGAGGUGUUAAGUCUCCAGAACCACCUGGAAUCAAAACUCCAAAAGGCAUUAAAUCCCCUGAACCUUCAGGCAUCAAGUCACCAAGGACCCUGAAGUCCCCUGAGCCCGAGGGAAUCAAAUCACCUCCUAGGAUGAAGUCUCCCCCUCCCAUCAUGUCUCCCAAGAGGGUUGUGUCUCCACCGACUGUGAAAUCUCCAACCCCAAAACCUCCCAAAGUCCUCAGUCAGCUAACAGCUGAAGCCUGUGAGGGCACUGUGAAGAUGUCUUGCGUCUGUGAGAGCACCGUCAGGGAGGUGGUGUGGUACUUCAAUGGGAGAAGGAUUUCACAGAGCAGCCAUUAUGAGAUGCACUACUCUGAGGGCUCUUGCAGCCUUUUAAUUCACGAUUUGGCAGAUAGUGAUCAGGGAGAGUACACAUGUGAGAUGACAUCAGAUGGAGGAGUAUCCAAAUCCUCCUUCUCCUUCACCAGCCAGGUGUUCCAGUCCAUACGUAUGAAGAUCACAGCCUACCGUGAGCAGCAGCUGGCACUUAAAGGAUCAAUGAUGAUGAGUCACAAAGAGUCAUCGUCAUCCAUGAGCUCAUCCAUGAUGAUGAAGAAAGAAAUGCACACGAAAGAGGAGUCGUCGUCCUUUUCUUCCUCCUCCCAGCAAGCAAUGAUGUCAUCCAUGAUGGAGUCCAGCUCCUUUAGUAGCAUGGCAGCUGAGAUGAAGUUUGAGACCAUGUCCAUGUCCAGCAUGUCCUCCAUGACAUCUGAAACAUACGCCAUGAGCUCCAGCAGUCUGACAGAGAUGACCUCCCACAUGGAGGGAUCUUCAUUCAGAGCAAUCGGUUCUGCCCCCAGAAUCGAGGCUCUACCAGAAGACAUCAGCAUUGAGCCGGGCAAAAUCCUGACAGUUGCCUGUGCCUUCUCCGGCGAUGCCAAACACAUCGAGUGGUCCCGCAGUGGCAAAACCAUUGAGGUUACUCCUGGGGGACGCUUCCACAUCGAGACCACGGAGGACCUGACCACCCUCAUCAUCACCGGGGUAAAGGAGGAAGACGCUGGAACCUACACCCUCAAACUAUCCAACGAGCUUGGAUCAGACACAGCGACUGUUCACAUUAGCAUUCGAUCAGUGUAAAAAAAAACAAAAAAAUCAAAUCUUCCAAUCUUCCCCUUUUCCCUACUUUCCCUACUUUAAUGCCUUUUUAUUUAUUAAUUGAGCGCAAUAAUCUACUUGAUAAAGAUCCAGAUUUCUGUUCUUGUAAAUAUGAACUAUUUUUAUACCAAUCUUGACAAUAAUUUUUACCAAACUAGACUAAAGUCUAAAGUUGUUGUAACAUGUGCCAUAUUGGAUAACUAUGACUUAGGAUGUUUGAUCCAUUUUUCUGUGACAUGUACAUAAUGUAUAUAGCCGAAUUUAACGGUUAUGGAAAAUGUAUGUAUUGUUAUUUAUGACAAUAAUAUAAUAAUAUUAACUGAAACUAAAUGAAACUAAAUGUGGUUUGACAGGAGAAAGUUUCACCAGGAACGAAUACCCUGUUAAACUGAGAAACUAAACUCUGUGCCUCAACGAUAAGUUGAAGUCUUAAGAUUGCCUCAACAGGUGGAGAGGCUCCCUGUUGAUGUUAACUCAAUCAGAGACAGAUGAAUGCACUGCUGGAGAGUGAAAGCUGAGCUGUUGCAUUGCAAUAAGAGUGUGAGAUCCUGAGUGCUGUUUGCAUAUACCCUCAUGUAAGCAGGACGACUGGACCUCGUGCUCUGACUGAUUAUGUCAUACCGCCAUUUCGAUGACAUGCUCACAGUGCGAGCGGCCUGCACUGCCUGAGCACGAGUGGAGUUUUUUUUGUUUUGUUUUGUGCUCUGCUUCUGGCAAAUGACCACUCGCCCGACUCUUUAGUAGUACCAUCAACCUGGCCAAUCACAUUAAAGAAGAGUUCACCUUGUGCUUGUUUGCAGAGGCAGAGCUGUCUCUUGGAGGUCUGCAGUGUGUUUGUGUGUUAGUUUUUAGAAGUUCACCUGUCAGUCAAGCUGGGCGCCACCAAACCAACUUCGACCAGGACGGAAAGAAGUGCGGUCUCACGUGUCGCUCAGCACUUUGGUUUGAUUGAAGUUAGACUUGUUAGCAGUGACUCUUUUCGCAGCCUCCUUGAAUAUUUCUCCAAUUAUUGAUUUAAUAAAGCAUGAUUAUCAGCACUA
This is a messenger RNA of Scatophagus argus, 90943 nucleotides long. RefSeq names its product titin, tandem duplicate 2 (gene ttn.2). The record is from RefSeq and is a predicted model, not a curated record. The transcript is spliced from 247 exons. Gene Ontology annotation, biological process: protein phosphorylation. Lineage: Eukaryota; Metazoa; Chordata; Actinopteri; Scatophagidae. Bases 444 to 89885 code for a protein of 29813 amino acids. Gene Ontology annotation, molecular function: protein binding; protein kinase activity; ATP binding.